AUGAAAUCAGGGCAGGGUUAUGUGGUGUGCUACGCAUUGCUUAUUUCAGAGGUAAUGUGCAGAGGCAGACAGUCAAAAAGACAAUACGUCAAUAUUACAUGUUCCUGCAAACUAGAGUUACUCAUGCCCAGAACUCCAAAUACAUGCCCUUGCACAAGCACAAUUAUUCUUUGUUGGUUUCAGUAACUGCAGAUAUUUGUAAUGAUAUGCUGAUGCUUUGUGGUGCCCCAAGCUUGCACUGUCUUGCUAGAUUAAGGACUCCAUAGAGGUAUGACUUUUUAGUAUUCACCAACACAUUGACCAAAAACAAAGCAAGGUGUGUAUUUAUUUUUACUGCAAUACUAUGAAUAUAUGUGCUGUUGUUUUUGAAUGUUUAAUUUUAUUUUGAAUAUUUCCACCUUUUUUUUUUCUCAGUUCAAUUUUGUUGGACGUAUUUUGGGACCCAGAGGACUCACUGCUAAACAGCUAGAAGCUGAAACAGGAUGUAAAAUUAUGGUCAGAGGGAAAGGCUCCAUGAGAGAUAAAAAAAAGGUAUGUUUCAAUGUUGUAAGUUUAUACAUGCUGACUUUUUAUAAACAUUCUAAAAACAUGGCUACUUUUGUAAUACAAUGCUAUAUUUAACACACGCUUAUUUUUUAAAGCAUAACAUAUAUAGAUAUAGAUCUAUAUAUCUAGCUUCAAUUUAUAAAAUUCUUGAUAUGCUGGUUUUGAACUGAACCACUAUUGUGUUGGAGAUAUUUAUCCUUUUUUCACUGAAUGAUCCUUUUGUUUUUGUUUUUCCAUUUGCUUUGAUGUUUACUAUGUUGUCACUUUUGGUAUCUGCAAAUAUUUUGAAUGUCAGUUUGAAAGCACAUGCUUUAUUGUAUUUUAAUAACACAUAUUGUCUUUCCAUAUGUUAAAGUGGCUCUGUCACUUCAAACUUACCUUACUCAAAUUGUUUCCUCCUCGCUUCCUCUUUCAGAAUCUGUUCUUCUUUCAUUUCUCCUUAAAACCGAAGACAAACUAGGGACUACUUUGUCGUCUUUAUUCUGCUUACUCCUGACAAUUGUGACAAAAGGGUGCAGCUUAAUGCAAGCUUAUCUUCCUGUCUCAAUCUAGCAAAGGGUGAAGGUUGCCUUAAGCUCCACCCUUUGUCACAAUUGCAAAGUGUAGGAAAAACACAUAGAAUAAGGUAUUCCCUAGAAACAGAUUUGAAAUAAAGAACAAAUUCUGAGAGUGGAGGAAGAAAUAAUAGAAGAAAGGUAAGUUUGGGGUAAUAGAGCCACUUUACAUUUGGUGAGUUAAAAUAUUCACAGCUUUCAUUUUCUUCCCUUUAAAAUGAAAUCGAACGUGUAAAUGCAAUGCUUGAAUUUGCUGAAGGAUAUAUGGAUUUACAUAGGGCUACACAAUGCACAUCUUUUGUGUUUGUAAACCUUUUUUACUUGCUUUGUUUAUUAAUAAUCUGAUUAUUAUAAUAGUUCUUACUAAGGUCUUUUAUUUAAAGAAUAUAUGCCAGUUAAUACACAAAAGCAUGUUUAUUCAUAAGCUAAGAAUUGUUGGGGUUUUUCACCAUAGAAUUGCAGUUUUAGGGCACAGUAGAAGAGUUGGGAAAUUUCUCCUGCUUAGCCAUGUUCACGUUGCCUGAAAUGUGUUGUAAACAUGCAGUUCUCCAUGUAUUAUUUUUUUUGAUAACCAUGAGAGUCAAGUAUAAAAAUAUCGAUUGAUAAAAUAAGAUGGCAAUAGUUCCAUAAUUUAACUCUACAGGAGAAUAUGCAUAAAAAAAUUAAAUUAAUUUCAGAAUUAAGGCCAAAAUACAUUGGCAUACACCUGAAAUGACGCAGGAUCAACUGGUCCUCUAAUCUGAAGACGUACUGCGUAUGCGCGCGGUACAUCAGUCAGAUAUAGAAAUCUGAUGGGUGUACUGUGCACACGCAGUAAAUCAAUCAGAUUUCUAUACUACAGCUUUCACUGCGUUCUAACACAAUAGAAAUAGCUGAGAUGCAGGAUUAUGGGGUGACACACUAGGGAUGGGGAGGUUAAUUGGGGUUAUAUAAUGGGGAUAGGGUGGAAUAAUGUUGUGACACACAGGGGAUGUGGGGGUUAUACACUGGGGAUGGGAGAUCUAUGGGGGUUAAUGGUGUGACACACUGGGUAUUUGGGGGUUAGUGGGGUGACAGAGGAUGUGGGGUUGUGGAGUGACAGUCAGGGGAUCACCAUCAUUAACACCCCCCCCCCAUCCCUGUGUGUCACACCAUUACCAACCCCCCCCCCCCAUCCCCAGUGUGUAACCCACAUUAACCCCCCUAUCACCAGUAUAGAACCCCCAUUACCCAUUUUAUACCUGAUGGAUGUGCCGCGGCGCAUGCGCAGUACACUCAAUCCGAUUUCUAUAUCUAAAGGAUGUGCCGCGUGCAUGCACUGUACACCCCUCAGGUUAGUGGCCCAGCUGAUCCCGCUUCAUUGGAGGUGCUAGCGCGCGGAAAUGACGUCCGUGUGGAAAUCUGAUAUAUUUUUCUGAUAGAACACCGGUGUCAUAAAUCUAUAUGUAUCAGAUUUCUAUACAGAUGUCACUUCCGGUGCACCCGCGUCAACGCAAGAUCGGCUGCACGCAUGCUGGUCUCUGGGUAUAACAUUCUGUUAGAAUUCGGACGCGGGAUCAGCUGGGCCACUAACCUGAAGAGUGUACUGUGCAUGCGCAACAUUAUCUCCCCUAUCCCCAAUAUAUAAUCCCCAUUAACCUCCCUAUCGCUAGUGUCACCCUCAUAAUCCUGCAUCUCCGCUAUUUCCAGUGUUAGUACACAGUGAAAGCUAUAGUAUAGAAAUCUGAUUGAUUGUACCGCGCGCAUGCGCAGUACACCCAUCAGAUUUAUGUCUGACGGAUGUGCCACACGCGUGCGCAGUACACUAGCCAGAUUUCUGUAUCUGGAGGGUGCACGCUGUACACCGUUAGAUUAGAGGACCAGCUGACCCGCGUCAUCGGAGGCGACGCGGGUACAGCGAAAGUGACGUCCGUAUAGAAAUCUGAUAAGUAUCUCUUUUUGCAUAUUAAAUGUUUACUCCAGCCUCCAUGACCACACACUGGUCAUAGAACAAGUGAUCUGUAUGUGCAGUGUUUUUGCUUAAAAUGCUGCAUAUACAGAUAUCUGCAUUUUCAUUGGGUCUAGUUGCACCCCUUGCACACGUGACGCAGGCAACCUAGUACUCUGUUCCAGGCUGUGUAAUGUUAGAGAUAUGCAAAAAUAACAUCUGUUCGCUGAGAUUCUUCACUUGUAGACAGAGCUAUGUGUACUCCUACUAAUGUAAAGCUUGUUGGACUGUGUGAGUACAACUCACAUGCAUACAGUCUCAAGACAAGCCUUAAUACUCCCUCUGCCAGUUGAAAGCAAGCAUGCCAUGUGUGCCUUUCAAUGUAUGAUAGAAAAGCAUUACAUUUCAUGCUUUUGUAUCUGAAAAAUCUGAUCUGCAUGCAGCAUAUGUAUCAAUGCCUCUCUGUUUAACUAUGUAUAUGUGUUUAUAUGUAUGCAUAUAUAAUAUAAUCUCAUGUUUACUUCGUUAAAUAGAUAUUCCUUAUAUAUAAAGACAAACUCUAAGGCCAUUAAGGAGCUUUAGUGUACCCACUGAUAAGAAUAUGAAUUUUUCUAGGUAUAAUAGAGAGUCAAAAUCUCUUUGCUGUCUGCUAUAGAUUAUUAAAAAAAAAAAAAUUCCCUCUUGAAAAUCAACCCUAUUCUUAAUCAAGUCAAAGGGUACACAUUUCCUAUGAUUUGGUGCUAAAGCAUUUAUCAAAGUUGAGCAUAUAUUUAAAAAACAAAAGUAAUGCCCCAUCUUCCCACCAUUUUUUUAAUUUUAUUUUUUUAUUUAUUUCUGUCUGCAGCAGUUUCUGUUUUGCUGCCAAAUUAUCGAUGCAUGAGUGUCUACGUAUAAAAAUAUAGUUGCAUAUGACAUCACGGUGUAUAUCUGUACAGGAAGUGGUGGCUUUUUUUAAUUUUAUUUUAUUAUAGAAAAGCAAAAGGGAAUGCCCAAUUUCCAAAGAGAUUAUAUAUAUAUAUAUAUAUAUAUAUAUAUAUAUAUUAUAUAUAAAAAUACAUUAGGUUUAUUACAAAAACGUGUAGAAUAUACAACAUGAUCUAGUCGACAUUUCAGUCCACGUGGACAGUCCUUCGUGGACUGAAACGUCGACUAGAUCAUGUUGUAUAUUCGUUUUUGUAAUAAACCUAAUGUAUUUUUUCUAAGGAAGACCUCUGGAGUGCACUCGUUUUUUAUGGAGAUAGAUAGAUAGAUAGAUAGAUAUAUAUAGAUAUAUAUAGAUAUAUAUAUAGAUAUAUAUAUAUAUAUAUAUAUAUAUAUAUAUAUAUUCUUUUCUUUUUAUAUUUCUUUGUUUUAUAAAAAUUAUAUAUAUAUAUAUAUAUAUAUAUUUUUUUUUUUUUUUUUUUUUUAAAUAUAUAAAAGCAAAAGGGAAUGCCCAAUUUUUAUAAAAUUUUUAUCUACACAGUAUCUUAACACACACGUAUUGUUUUAUUGUAGUUUGUUUGUGGCGGAGUAUUUACACUACACUAACUGUAGCAAUUUUUUCCCUGUUUUGACAUGCUUCAUUCAGGCUGUUACCAAUAUACUGGAAUGCAGUAUGUUGGCACUAAAUAAGGUAAGUACUCUGGGUUGAUAUUUGUUUUCAAUUUAGAAAGUACUAGAAUUGAAUGAUUACAAUCCUAUGUUUAUUAUGUUUUACGUGAUUUUGCUCUUUUAGUAACUGCAAGAGUUUUUUGUUUUUUUUAAGCAUAAGAAGGUGGUGGACACACUAUUAGAGCAAAUAGACUUUAUUCCAUUAUUUCAGAAUAUUCACAUUGCACCCAAAAUGUUUUGAAAAUGAACCCUCUAAUGGUUUCAAGGUUUCUGUAUAGAUAUGGAAUGCCCUACUUGGUUAGCAGUAAAUGUGAAUGCCAUUCCAUUUUAGAAUUCGGUAUUAAAAAUAUUCAAUCCUAGACUGUGUCCAUGCACGCCUAAGUAAACCUUUCAUCCUCUUGUGUCUGCUAACAUUUGCUCACUUCCAUAAAUGCAGAAUUAUUGUUUUGAAUAUAUGAAACGUUGAUGGUAAAACUUGAUUAUAUCUGAGUGAAGUUGGUUAAGGUUUGCUUAUUAUUCGUGUUCAAAGGAAUAAUAUUCCACAAUAACCUUAAUAUACAACACUUUUCGAUUGCCAUACAUUUAUUGGACUGUGCUACCAUUGAGCUGCCCUUUCUUAUUCAAAAUGUUAUCCUGAAAAUCUGCAUUAAGGUCCUCAGGAUCACCAUAAUGAUUAGUACUCUGUAAAGAUGAAUAAAUAAAUUAAUAAAAUUAAAUUGACUGUUAUGCAAUGUAUUUUGAUAGACAAAUGGCAAUCAAUGUGAGGUUGGUGCAGAAGUAAUAUGAGCUGAUGAGGUAGUUUUGAAGUGAUGAAAAGGAAAGCAAUUUGGCUGGAAGCUGCUAUGUUAAGUUGUGAUUUUACCUUAAGGCUUAGAAAAACAGACGAUGAAUGUCUUAAUUUUCUGACAGUGUUUAUAGCCCUGAGUUAACAAAAAAGCCAGGACCCAGCGUGUGGUUCAGCUGUGUAUGCCCUCAAAACUGCAUCUUUCAGGCCUUGCUUACUGGCUCAAAUAUCCUCUGAACUCCACAGAGUAAUUUUGCUUUUCCUGACAUUUAAAUGUCAGCCAUGUGAAGAAACAACUGUGACAGUUUAACCAUUGUUUUUAUUGGGUUUUUAUUUUGAGGCUUUAAUAUGGCUAAGUUUAAUACGGAUAAGUUAAUUUGUUUAAAAAAAACAAAAAACCUUGAAACUUCAUGAUGAUUUAGUAACCUUUUAGUUAACAUUUUUGGUGGCAUACAGGUGGCAGAUGUAGAACAGUCCCCUCUGGCACACAUGGAUAAAGGUGGCAGUCUUGUUUGUAUACUGAAAGGGAUUUUCAUGACCAUUGUUUCAUCAAAUGCACAUGACUCAGGAAUUAUAAUUAUAUAUGUUCCAAGUACUUAUUUGCUUAGCUACUAAAAAUUUCGAUUUCCUUAACUCAGGGAUGCAUAAUAUCGAUUUGAGGGGAGACCAGAUGACUGGCUGAAAUGCUUACCGGGGUCUCAGUGCCAUCUAAUGUUAAUGAGAUGGGUUGUGCUUGAAUUUUGGAAGCGAUCUUUCUGAUGUCUGUUUGCUGUCUGCUGGAUGAAAGUGGUAGAAUUCAGACUAUGGUCUAUCUGAUACCCCUUUAAGCACGGUGAGCAAGGGAACCAUGUCUGGAUUACCCCUUUUAAUUUGGGGUGUGACAAGUUAAUGCAUUGCAACAUGUUCACUGUGCCUAGAGGGGUAUCUGCUACACCUCUCUGACAAGGCACAAAGUAGGCCGAAACGAUUGUCCGUGGUUGCCAUAGCUCUCAUGCAUAGAGAACUUGCCUGCAUUUCUGUUAACUACCCUUAUCGGUGUGGUCAGCCUGUUAUGCCUUGAAACUGGUUCUCUUUGUAAUGGCACAACAAGUGAGCAAAAACCAUUUUUACUUGAGCAGAGAUUUACUGAAGGGCAAGUGUCACGAGCCUAGGCUAUAGGCCCAGCCAAGACAGUGGGGAGAGUGUGGAAGUGACAGGGUUAAUGACACCAGACCCCUGGUUACCUGUUGUUAGUCCCAGCAACCACUCAAUUAACCCCUGCAAUCCCUUCUACACUAACCCCCUAGUACACACUUUACUGCCACCACCAAGACUUUUAAACCCGGGCGUCUUAAGUUAUCCCACACACAGGACUAUUAUAGAAUCACAGUUCUACUUUUACUGAUCAAACACAUAUAAUUAACCCUUUUUGGUAAAGUGUUUACCUGAGCUUUCCUCUGGAGAGUGAAGCUCAUAGAGAACAGAGACACAAGCUGAUUAAGUAAACAUUUAAUCUGACAAAAAAAUUCACAGUGCUGAGUACAAAAUACAGAAAUAAAUUACAUACAGAUAACAAAUAGCAAAACAGUACAUAAAAUAAAAUAGGAGAAAACACAAGAAAUUCCUUACAUAUAUCUACCCCAUAUAGAAUUCUUGUGGGAGUCUUAGAUGGUAUAGGUCUCCUAGAAGUUGCUGACCAAAGAAUAAAAAUGAUGAACUCCCUGGAUAGUCCAGCACCCUUGUUAAUCUAUCUAAACUAGUUGUUGCUCAGUGUGCAGACCGCUGGGGAGGGGGUGUAUCAGGGGGAGUUGGUCUGGCAGUUUAUUACCCACUCUAUGCAAUUCCUUGUGUCCAGCUCUGGUGAUGGCUAUCUAGAUGUUUUAUGGUCUAAGCCUGGUGCCAGAUCAGAGACCACAAUUAAUGUCAUCCCAAGGUUUACAAAAAACAACUCUUUACAUAUAUCAAUACAUCAAACACCAACUCAUGCUUUUGGCAUGACAGCAAGCCAAUGAGUUGUUCUAAGCUUUUGUUUGUUCUCAGUUCUCAAACUCUGUUUUUUGACCCAGGUUUGGUAUUGGGAAUUUUAGAUUAGCAAACCAAAGCUCGGGGGUUGAGGAGUGUUGCCAGUUGAUGAUUUAUUAUUCGUUUUAACCCAAAAUGUUUUUGCUCCACUUUUACAAUUACAAGUGAUAAUAUAAAUAUAUUUUCUUUGGGGUCAGAUUAUUGCGAUCAGAAAUAUUAUGUUGACUCUUUUUAGUGCAUUUUCAUACUGAUAAACAGAGUUACAAUAUAGACCAAAAACCUAGCCAAAUUAUUUUGAUGCAUUCCUUGUUUUCACAGUGCCUGCUGCAGAAUUUAUAUCACAAUGUGAGCUUUUGUUAUUUACUUUAUUUAUAUAAAAUGAAUUUAUCCAGGAAUAAUGCAUGAACCUUGCUGUACAAUUCCACAGGGAGUAGUAAUGCAAUGGACGAAGCGCUCUGGUUCUGCUGGGUAUACAAAUAUCAGAGGAAGCCUAAUUUUGUAGCAACUGAGAGAAACUGUUCUUGUCCCUCUGAGCAUUAGUGAUUGACUUCUCAAUCAGUUUAUGAAGUAAAGUGCUACAACUCUUCAGAAUAUUUAUAUUCUCAAAGUGUUUGCAAACAUUCAUGUAUUCAUUGUUUUGUGCAAAUGGGUUCGUUUGGCCUGUGAAUUUAGAUUUAUUAACUUGAGUAUUCUGUACUUUGGAAUAAAGGUUUAAUUGUAUUUAUUGCUUGUUAGUAAUAUCUGAAUGGAAAAUAAAUGAACACUAUAGGGUCAGGAACACAAACAUGUAUUUUCAAUCCUAUAGUGUUACAAACAUCACAAAGUUACACAUCACAAUUAACUCUAUAAUAUCUUAAUACUUAUAAACACAUGAAAUAAAAUUAUUUACAGUUAAAUCAUUAAAAUGUUGCUGUCCUAAAGUGGCACAAUGUAUGCGCUUGAUGUAACAUUUGUGUACACAAGAUACCCAUGUAUUCACAUGCAUAUAUAUAUGCAAAGCUCUGUGAUCUUGUUUGAGCUUGGCCUUCUUCACAUCUUGUCUGUUAUCACCAUGUCAGUAUUCGUUUUGUUUUGUUUUAAUACACUGCAGAAUAUUAAUAUUAAUAAAGUGUAGUAUUCGAACAUGCCACAGACAGGAAACUGACCAGCCUGCGACUACAUUAUGAAUUUGUUUAACUUGCCACUGUCCCCAAGACAGAAAUCACUGCAAUGAUUUCUUCUUACCCAGCUGUUUUCUAAAAGAAAGUAUUGAAACAUCGAGCGUGCUUGGACAACAUGAAUGCCACAUGUGGCAAUUUCCUUGCUACUAGGGCAAACUUAAAAAUGAAACUAUGUUCAACCUGUGGUGCCACUUUAAUCAUAGGAAUACAUUUCUCAGAGGAAAUGAGAGUUCAGGCAGUGACAGAACUUAUUUUAGAAGAGUAUUAUCUAUGGAAAAAUAAAAAUCUAUAUGUAAAAUUUUCUUUAGUGUUUUUUUUUUGUGUGAAAAACUUAUACCUUUUCCUGUCACAUUAAGAAUUCUAAAAAUUAAAUUUAAUUGUACCCCAUGUUGUUUUACAGUGAUGAUACAUGCAUAAAAACAUUAAGUACAUUAUUGAUGAACAAGUAAAUUUUUUUUUAAAUUGUGCUUACAACAGACCUAUUUACAAGGUAGCCCUGAUCAGUUAAAGCGAAAAAAAAAAAAAAAGUUCAAUACACUUAUCUCAAACAACCUGUGGGCCCAUAAAAUAGAUUGCAACAUACAUCUAUACACAGGAUCAGUUAAUUACCCAUGUCUAAUUAAAUAAAUUUGGAGUUCCAGCAAAAAAGAAAGUCCAUUUUAUCAGUGGAUGCUGUUAAUUAGACUUUUUAAAUUAAGUCUUGAUUAGAUUUCAGUCAGCUCAGUUACUACACAUCUGAGUACCAUCCAUUUCUAUUGUUGAACAAGAUAGUUUCAUUUUUUUUCCUCUUUCAACCAUGAUAUUGGUAAAAUGUUAAGCAUUUUCAUCAAGAAGCAUGUGUCCUUUAUCAAGAGAUGCUCCUAACCUCUCCAAAUCCUUUUACAAAGAGCUUUGAUUCUUAGAGAUUUUAUCAAUCUUGGUGUGACAAGAAGUCAUUAGCAGUUUUUGGGUUUGUCUGUAUGCUCCCAGACUUGGAAUCAAACUUUAACUGUUAACGUUACUUCAGUCUGCAUCUGCUUCUAAUUUUGUUUUAUUUCCUGGUUUGAACACCAAAAUAAAAAUUUGAGUUGCUCCCCUGCAUGUGCUAAACUUUAAAAAAAAAUGCUGCCAAUGUCUAGGUAAAAUCACAAGCAGAUCGCUAUAUUAAGCACAUUUACAUGACAUUGAUUUCUUUCUACUCCAAGAUGGAGGCUGCAAGUAUAAAUGCAGGAGUCCUUCAUUUAUAAUACUGUACACUGCAUCAUUUGUGCUUGGGAGACUAUACAAGUUCUAGAUUUUAUAGCACGUCAUUAGCAUUUUGUAUUGCCGUAAUGUAAUUUCAGUUUAUUUGAAAAAAUAAAAAUAUUCUAUUUUAAAACCAUACAUUUUGUACCAAUACAGAUGUAAUGUUUUUUGUACACUGCCUCCAUUUUUUUUUUUUCUUUUUUCCUGACUGUUGCAAUUCAGAGUUGAGGAAACUUACCAAGGUUUAAGUAUUUAGGAGCCCACAAGAUCUUGCUUCCUUUUGUAUGUAUGAAGGGGAGGGGAUUUACCCCAAUACAAAUUUCCUGCUUGCCAUAGUGCCGUGUAUUUGACACAUUCCUUAAUCCCACCACCACAUCACAUUUCAGGAGGAACUAUUUAGCAAAGUACUGUGUGUCAGUACAGGGAGCAGACACAGCUCCUCUAUUCUACAAAUCUCCUCCAUUACUAAUGUAGUCUAAACAUAUGCAUAAAUAGGAGGAAUAGAAAUAGUUGUAUGCACAUUUUCCAUACCAAAGUAAAGAUGAAAAUGGCACUUGAUGGGUGUUAUCUAGGUUGUUGGUACUGUUUGAAUUUGUUGUUGUAGAGGCCAUCAAGUUAUUGUUUGGGUGUGGAACGAAAAUGAUUGUCAAUGCUAUGUAUAGUAUAGUUUUCAUUAAAGAAACACUCACAUUAGGAAUACAAAUACACUAUAGUAUCCUGUUUCCUUUCUAGGUCCCCCGCUCCCUCCCAAAUGCAUUGUAUACACCAAGCGUGUCAAACUCAAAGUGUGGCAUGGGCCCCAUAAACAAGGUUUAAGUUUAUGUGGGACAGACAGACAUGGACAAACAGACACGGACACACUUUUCUUUAUUGCUCCCUACCUUAUGGAGCCGAAGUGGGGCUUCUCCCUGGGGGUCCUUCCUGCUCCUCACGCACGUGGUUUAGUGAUGCCGAAAUAUGACGUCAUAUUCCGGCGCCCGGCUUCACUUAAGUGAGGAGCUGGAACACUGAGCUCCCUCGCGGCCCUCCUUCCCGGUCGGGUAAAUGUUAGCAGAGUAGGCACCUGCAAUAUGGGAUGCCUACUCUGCUAUAACAGUGAGCAUGCACUCGCCGGGCCGCAAAGAUGGUCCUUGUGUGCCGCAUGUGGCCCGCGAGUUUGACAUGCCUGGUAUUCACUGAUCAAACCAACUGCCUAAUAUCGUGUAGAUUCCCCUUGUGCCAAAACCACUAUGCAUCAAGGCAUGGACUCCACAAGACCUCAGAACAUGUCCUGUGGAGUCUGGCACCAAGGCAUUAGCUGGUUUUAUAAGCCAGGGGUGCCCAAAAGGUAGGUGCUCAGGUGUUUUAAAACUACAGCUUCAAUGAUGCUUUGUCAUUCAAAAAUCAUUAUAAAGCCAUGCAAGGCAUAAUGGGAGCUGUAAUUCAGCAACAUCUGAGGAUCUACCUUUUUGGUACCCCUGCAUUAGCCAUACAAGUUGCAAGAUGAGGCUCCAUGGAUUGGAUUUGUUGUUUACAGCACUUCCCACAGAUGCUCAAUCACAUUAGGACCUGGGGAAUUUGGAGGCCAAGGCAGCAUCUUGAACUUUGUCGUGCUCCUCAAACUAUUCCUGAACAGUUUUUUUGCAGUGUGGCAGAGUGCAUUAGCAAACUGAAAGAGGUCACUACCAUCAGGGAACUACAUUGCCAUGAUGAGUAGGUAGGUAGCACAUGUCAAAGUAACCUCCACGUGAGUGCCAGGACCCCAUGUUUCCCAGCAGAGCAUAACACUGUCUCCACUGGCCUACUUUUUUCCCAUAGUUCGUCUUGCUGCCUUCUCUUCCCUAGGUAAACAAUGUACAUACAUCCGGCUAUCCACCUGAUGUAAAAUAAAACUUUAUUCACCAAACUAGGAAAUAUUCUUCCAUUGCUCCAUGAUCCAGUUCUGACGCUCACACCCCCAUUGAAAGCUUUCAGCAGUGGACAGGUGUCAGCGUAGGCACUCUGACCAGUCUGUGGCAAUGCAGCUCCCCAUGCAGCAAACUGCAAUGUACUGCGUUUUGAUACCUUUCUAUCAUGGUCAACAUUUGGUUUUUCAGCACUUUGCGCUACAGUAGCUCUUCUGUGGCAUCUGACCAGACCAGCUAGCCUUGACUACCCUUGUCCACCAGUGAGCAUUGGACUCCCAAGACAAUGAUGCCAGUUCACUAGUUGUCCUUCCUUGCACCAUUUUUGGUAGGUACUAACCACUGCAUUUUGGGAACACAAGACUUGAUUUUUUUUUUUUUUUGAAGAUGCUGUGGCAGAGUUGUUUAGCCAUCACUAUUUGGCCACUCAGAUCUUUUCGGUUGCCCAUUUUUUCUGCUUUCUACACAUGAAAUUCAAGAACUGACUGUUCUCUUGCUGUCUCAUAUAUCUCAAGUCUUGACAGUUGCCCUUUGUAACAAUAUAAUAAAUGUUAUUCACUUUACCAGUCUGUAGUUUUAAUGUUGUGACUAAACAGUUUGACAUUUGGGUUAUCUGGAUGCCCCUGUGGUGGUUUCGAUGACAUGUGCAGUGUUGGUGCCAUAUGAGCUUAUGGUGUCAAGGGGUGAUUGUGUGCUCUGACGGAUGUGAUACUAUGUGUUUAACCUGGACAGAUUGAGAUGGAAAUAUACAGUGCUGUAUGAUGGGUAAUACACUGUCUGGUCCAUGAAGGUGGUUAAUGGGUUAUGUGUUGUCUGUAACAGAGGUUCUACAUUGUGUAAUUGAGCUUUAUGGGAGCUGUAAUGGUUUAUAUGGUUUUAUAUGGUUUAUAAUAGUUCAUAUAAGCUGGUUUGUUUAAAAAAAAAAAAUAAAAAAAAAAAAUAUAUAUAUAUAUAUAAAAAAAUAUAUAAAUAUAUAUAUAUAUUCUGACCAAUAUUUUUCCCAGUUCUGAGGCCGAACUCUGAGAUUUAGUAAUGGCCCUAUUUGAAGAUAUUUUAGCAAUUCUUAGUGCUAGUCACAAUAACUUAAAAUGUGUAAAUGUUCUACUUAUUUGUAGUUUUGUUUUAAAAAAAAAAAAGGAAAGUUUUAUUUUAAACUAAACUACUCUAUUCAGUUUAAAACAAACUUGCCAAUAUGCUAAAAUCUGCCAUCCCCACUUCUUUUUCCUUGCAGAUUCUACUAAUUCUAUAAAAAAAAAUUCCAUUCAUUGGCGGCUUAGUUUUGGGGCUCUUUUUGAAAGUCUGAUAUCAACACCGCUCAAGUGACAUUUUUCUUUAAUUUGUUUCAGGAAGUAACACAUGGUAAUGUUGCGAAACAAUGUACACAGAUGCCUUAGUGAGGAAGUGAAAAUGCUGACCAAUUAAGUUGUUUUGAGAAUCACAGUGGCAGUCUCUUGCAGCUGGGAUACUGUUUCAAAUGUGACAUAGAUGUCUUUGUGUAGUAGAAAGAAGCUCUGAUUUUAGAAAGGAAAGUGAUUUGUAUUAAUAGUAGCGAGUAUUAAAGUCUACCAUUUCAUAGUUUGUCAAAGUAAUGCAUUCACUGCAUAGGGUUCUUUUGUAUGCCAGUUGAACGCUGUGGCCAUGUCCUGUCUGCGGUGUUUAGAAUUUGAAGCCAAAAUUUGUAAACGUUGGGGUGUGAUCUUCAGCAAAUGAAUGCUCACUUUAGUUGAUGCAUCAAUCAACUUUAAUAGAAACUUCGUAGUACAUGAAUGUGUGGGAGCAGAAUUAUAUUUUUAAAACAUUUACCUGCUUCUGACGAAGGGUGUAUUUCUUUUCCAAACUUUUUUUUUUUUAAAUAUAUUUUUAUUGGCAUGUACUGUGCACACAGAGAGAAAAACAAAACAGUGAGACUCGCAGGUCUCCGCUAUUGGCAUGUAGUGUGUACACCGAGAGAAUGCCAAAACAUUGAGACUCGCAUGUCUCCGCUAACUUAGCAAAUACCAUAGCCCUCAUGUACUGUAUGAUAUCAGGCAGUGCGAGAUUUGGUUUCUGGUUGUGAGAGCGGUCUUUGAUCGGGUGCGCAGGCCCGUAUUAUGUGUGGACUUUCAGUUCCUUCGUCGUGUGAUUGUUCCGAGGGUGUAGUCGUUUAUUUGGUGAUCUUCUUGAAUUAUUUAACCAUGUGUCUUGCUCUUCAUCAUUUACGCUCUAUCUAAAAUAGUUUUAUACAGUUGCAUGUUCAAUUGGGCUCGCAGGCCCGCAAUUUCGUCGGACUCUCAGGUCCCUUGUGGGUGGUGCGUGUGCGUAUGUCCCUGUUACGUAUGCCUGUCUGUGAGAAUGUCGCGUAACAGCCCGAGUCCUGUGGUCCGCGUCUCUCGUCCCCACCCCUCUUUGGAGUGCCCUGUUUAGGUGGGGUAGUCUCCUCGUCUACUUGUCAGGGCUUCCCUUGUCUUUUUUGGUGUUUUGUGGGCCCUCUAGUAUUGGUGAGCCAUUGGUGCUGGGGGUAGGUCCGCCCCUAUAUGGCUGUCUUCCCUGCUCCUCUCUGGUUUUGUGGCCUCCUAUAGCUAACUGCGUGGUGGUAUUUAUGUCAUGUUAGUGAAUUCGGGGUCCGUUGUCUUCAGGAUCCAAUGUGUCCAAGUGUUGAGGUACACUUGGAAUGUAUCGUGAGCUUUGUGGUGAAGUUCCUCUAGGGAUCUCAAUUCUUCCAUUUGUGUGAACCAGACUCUCAAGGGGGGGUGACCUGUUUUUUCCAAUACUGUGGUAUUAUCAAUUUAGCCGUGUUUAUGAUGCAGUUUGUGCGCGAUUUCUUAUACGCUGUUCUUGGGGUUUUAGUGUGAUGUAAGAGCAUGACUGCUGGGCUGAAUGGGACUGGUUCAUCUGUAAACUUUGCCAGUAUUCUGUGAAUAUCUGACCAGAAUGGGGCUAUCUGUUUGCACUCCCACCAAAUGUGUAAGAGUGUGCCUCUAUCUUCCCCGCAUCUCCAACACUGUGGGGGGUGGGAUGGGAUUCGGGCAUGUAGUGUCUCAGGGGUGUGGUACCAGUGCGUCAGUAGUUUAUAUGCCGUUUCCUGUGUCCUGCUGUAGCUAGAGCAGUGAUGUGUAAGAUAGCAAAUUUUUUCCCAUUCCGCCUUGUCAAAGACCUGGCCCAGUGCCGACUCUCACUUCCCCAUGAACCGUGGUUGGGCAAUUGGUGUGAGUGUUAUUAGUAGAGUGUACAGUGCGGACAUUCCGUGUGCUAGUGGAUUGGGAUCCAGGCAUAGAUUCUCAAAAGGAGUAGUGGCCCUAUGUAGUACCGGUCCCUGCGGGAGGGACGUAAUGUAACUCUGAAUCUGUUUGUAUUUGAGGUGCAUCAGGAAAGUUUGUUCUGUGUUCCCCCUAAGGUCCUUGAGUGUCUUUAUGCCGUCGGUGGUUUGUAUGUGUCUGAGUCUGGGUAAUGGGUCCUGUAUUAGGUCUUUGAACGCUUUCGGGUCCAUUCCUGGUGGGAACUCUGGGUUGUGUGUCAGGGGUAUUAGUGGUGUCGGGUGUGAUGUUAGGCCGUGUCUCCCUUUUGAGCGGUUCCAUUCCCGUAAGGUCGCUCUCGUGUAAGGGGACCGAGUCUCGUCCCCUGUCUGGACCCCUGGCGGCAUCCACAGUAGGACUGCGACAGGGACGCCCGCCUCAUGUUCCUCUACCUGCUUCCACUGUUUUUGUGUUCCCGUUUUGGUCCAUUCCAUGAUUCUCAUAAGAUGGCAGGCCCUAUAGUAGAGGUUGAAGUCUGGCAAUGCCAGUCCUCCCCUGUCUUUUGGUUGUGUGAGUAGUGUGUGGCGUAGCCUGGGCUUUUUCCCAUUCCAGACAUAUUUGGUGAGGGCCGUGCGUAACGUGGUGAAGUACGCUCUGGGGACUGUUAUGGGUAUGGUUUGGAAUAAGUAGAGGAGGCGCGGCAGGAAGUUCAUCUUCACCACUUGUAUCCUGCCUAACCAAGAAAUGUGUGGGUAUGCCCACUCCUGCAUCUCCAAGCGCAUCCUCUCAUGCAUUACCGUGAAGUUUUCUUUAUAGAGAUCCCCUUCCCGCUUUGUUAGCCAGAUGCCUAGAUAUUUAAUUUUAUGUGUUGCCCAUUGGAAGGAAUAGUGUUGGCAUAAAAGUUCCGCCCUACGUUCUGGGACGUUAAUGUUAAGUAUAAAUGAUUUGGAGAGGUUUAUUUUAAAAUUGGAGAGUCUACCGAAGUCCUGAAAUGCCUUCAGUAUAUUGGGGAGAGAGAUUUCUGGGUUGGUUACGUAAAACAGCAAGUCAUCAGCAUACGCUGCUGCUUUGUGGUGUGUCGUCCCCGUCUGCAACCCCGUGAUGUCCGGGUUGUUCCUAAUGGCCACCAGCAGGGGCUCCAGGGCUAGGACGAAAAGGAACGGGGACAAGGGGCACCCCUGGCGUGUGCCGUUUUGUAUGUCAAACGGCUCUGUCAGGGCACCGUUAACUACCACCUGCGCGGAAGGUUGCUGGUAUAACACCUCUAUCCAUCCCCUGAUACCAGGGCCCAGGCCGAGGUGAGUUAAGGUCUGGAAAAGGUAUCUCCAUCCGACCCUAUCGAAGGCCUUCUCCGCGUCCGUGGAUAGCAGGAGAAGGCCUUCCGUGGCCCGCCGUCUCCCGUGUAUCAGUGUGAGGGUGCGUAUAGUGUUGUCGCGUGCCUCUCUCCCCAUCACAAACCCCACCUGAUCAGGGUGUAUCAGGUUGGGCACAUGCGUCUGCAGUCUAGUCGCAAGGAUUUUGGCUAAUAGUUUUAGGUCGCUAUUUAUGAGCGAGAUGGGGCGGUAAUUUCCACACUGCUCCCUGUCCCUGCCCUCCUUAGGGAGUACUGUGAUGUGUGCUGUCUGGGAUUGCCUAGGGAGGUGGUGUCCUUCUUUGAUGGCAUGGAAUGUCAGUGUGAGUGGGGUGUAUAGUAUGUCUGCAUAUGCCUUAUAAUAGCAGAGCGGCAGGCCAUUUGCAGCAAAGGCAUCAGCAGCUCUGGCCCAGUACAAUGUCAAGAUGUAUUGUAGCCAACUGGGCAGAGAGCUGUUCCUCAGACACUUUGCUGGGCUAAGGACCCCAGUUUGUGCAAUAUGUGCAGCAACCAAGCAUUCUGACAAUUUCUGUCCAGUUUCAUAUGACACUAUCCCUACCAUGGCCAUCCCAGGCACUACGAGGGUAGAGGAGCAGGGCAAGGAUAAAUUGGGCUGUCCGAUAGUAUACCUGGGCAAGUCACAGAUAUGCAAUAACUUUAAUGUAGGUGCUUGUGCUUAUAGUGCCUGUCGACUGUUACACAUUUGCUCUCAUUGUUUCAAGGCACACGCAAAAGCUACGUGCCCAAAUAAAUUGCAUCAUAAACCCUAUUUCACAUCGGUUAAUGUUGGUGUUCUAGCUAAUCUGCUGUCCACUCAUCCUUAUAAACAUCUCCUUGAGUUUUGAUAGCGGGUUUUACCCACGGUUUCCACACAGGCCUUAUUUACAUGCCAGCGGGGACUUGGGAAUGUAAUAACCUACAAUCAGCCAUAGUCAGUAGAGAUGUUAUUACAAAUAGAAUGGGAGAAAGGGUUUGUAUUACGGCCAUUCAGAGCCUCCUUUUUCUAACUAACUCUAUUGGCCUGGUCACGGGAAAAAACACGACUAAGCAGAGAUUGAUCAUAGAUCUCUCUGCACCACAUUCCUCUGUAGUUCCUAGCCUUAGCUCUCUGAACCCCUCUGAAGAGUUCUCAGUGCAGUACACUACAGUUGACGAUGCAGUUGAAGCUAUAUUGGCUGGCAUUGGGGCUUGGCUUAGCAAGACUGACAUCAUAAAUGCAUUUAAGUUACUCCAUCAUUAUGGCACCUGCAUGGCAUUAAAAGGAACACUAUAGGAUCAGGAACACAAACAUAUAUUCCUGACCCUAUAGUGUUAAAACCAACAUCUAGCCCCCCUUGGCCCCUCAUGCCUCCCUAAAUAUAGUAAAAUCUUAAUUAAAAGUGGUGAUUUUUAGGAGAUCAAUGUCAAUCUAGCUGUCAGUGAGGCUUGCUUCCUCCUUCGGUUAGCUCAGCUGAGUGGCAAGUGUGCUGCUCUACUUGAGCACAUCUGCCUUUUCUUCACAGUUAGUCUUCACAGACCUCACAACAGGUAAGCGUUCUUCCUUUACACCGUUGCAGUGCACACACAUGCAAGCAGGUGUGCUUGGGCAUCGAAUGAUAGAUUGAUAUGUUUUUUUUUCCCUCAAUAGAGACUAUACAUUUAUUCCGGAGAAGUAGGGGAUGGUUUGCAAAGGUUGCAGUCAUAUGAACUGCAUAAUUUCUAAGUCGUUAUUAGAUAUACCCUAGUGGCUGCAUGCAUAAUUAAAUGCAUGAAUUUAUUCAUUGGUGGUAUAUCUACUAAAUAGAUAAUUUGAAUUGCUAUUAAAAAAAAAAAAAAAAAAUUUAAAAAAAAUCACACUGUGGAUUAAUCCUUUAAGCUUAAAUAGUUCUAGAUUACCACAUUGUCGCAGCUCUUGGUGUCUCUUGAGAAGUGCAGUGUUGGAAGCAAAGACAAUGGUUGCUAACAAGCCUUGUGUAUAUACUAAAGGAAGCUUCCCUGAUUGGUUGCAAUUUGAAGUUUUCAAGUAUUGUUUUUAUGUAAGCUAUUAGCAUGCUUAAUUGCUAUGCAAUCAGAAAGAAAUAAACAAUUUCUACUUAAAACUGCAAAAUGAAAGGCAAUCAUCUAAACAAAAAAGGAAACUUCUCAUAUGUAAGCAUACUUGAAUAUUGGCAUUAUUUUCUUUUUUUGUGCUUAAUUAUAGGUGGCUGUUUGAGCACUGAAUUCAUGAAUGUGACCCUGAAACAUCAGCCAGGCUUUGUUGUUUCUGAGUACUGGCAUUGAGAGAACUUAGCAGCAUUGUGUGUUUCACUGAUAAUGGUUAGUGCCAGAAUAGCUGUUAAUUAGCUACUUUUGUUUGAUGUGGAAAGUACUGGGUUCCAUAUUCCUUUUCCCACUAGCUUCGAUAUUCAGUUGAAACCUGUAUCUGAGAAGAUGCUUGUUUCUCUCUUGCCUCCCUGCUCGGAUGCUAAGUAAAGUUAAAGGUUUUUUUUUGGGGGGGGGGUUUCUCGAGUAAUUUUUGUGAAAAUGUCCGUUCAUUGUUUGUAAUAUUUUGACACUGUUAGACUGAUGGGUACCUCAAGAGAACCUAUGUUUCUUGCCAAAACGUUAAAUAAAUCCAGGCAAGCACACAUUUUAUUACUGCCUAUCAAAUACUUACAACAAAUUAAGUUUUUGGAAAGAAAAAAAAUCCGCAACCAGAACUGUCUCAAACGUCUGUGAUUCUGGUGAAAUAACACAAUAGCAAAAGGGUUUGCACCCUUUUAACCAAAAUAGCCAAGUUGCUAAAAUAGGGGAGAAUUGUUCCAGUUUGGCUGUUUUGGCUACAUGAUGGCAUUCCCUUGUUCUCUGUAAUGUUUAUAGCUCCAUAUGUGUUUAGGUAAACUAAUGCACAAUUUAUCCAUUGGUCCUACAGAUCCUAGAGGUGCUAAAAUGUAUAGUAAAUCAUAAUUCCAAAAAAUGAAGCAACUCAAAGUGGGCUCAGUUUGCGUGUUUAUGGAGUUUCUUUAUUGUGCACGUGGAUCCCCACAUAGAAAAGUAAGGCUAGGAACCCUCUAAGAGACAGUUUCUGGUGAAAAGUACAAUAUAGGAACCCAGAUGUCUUCAUCUCAUUGAAGUGGUCUGGGUGCUUUGGUCUUGUCAUUUUAGCCCUGCAGCUGCAAACAUUGCAGUUUCAGAGAAACUGCAAUGUUUGCAUUACAGGAUUAAAGGGACACUAUAGUCACCUGAACAACUUUAGCUUAAUGAAGCAGUUUUGGUGUAUAGAACAUGCCCCUGCAGCCUCACUGCUCAAUCCUCUGCCAUUUAGGAGUUAAAUCCCUUUGUUUAUGAACCCUAGUCACACCUCCCUGCAUGUGACUUGCACAGCCUUCCAUAAACACUUCCUGUAAAGAGAGCCCUAUUUAGGCUUUCUUUAUUGCAAGUUCUGUUUAAUUAAGAUUUUCUUAUCCCCUGCUAUGUUAAUAGCUUGCUAGACCCUCCUGUAUGUGAAUAAAGUUCAAUUUAGAGAUUGAGAUACAAUUUUUUUAAGGUAAAUUACAUCUGUUUGAAAGUGAAAUCAGUUUUUUAUUUCAUGCAGGCUCUGUCAAUCAGAGCCAGGGAAGGUGUGACUAGGGCUGCAUAAACAGAAACAAAGUGAUUUAACUCCUAAAUAACAGUCAAUUGAGCAGUGAAAUGAUCUAUACACUAAAACUGCUUUAUUUAGCUAAAGUAAUUUAGGUGACUAUAGUGUUCCUCAAGCCUGCCUCUUAUGGGUUUCUACCAUACAGCCACUAGAGGUGCUUCCUGACCUUUAAAUUAUUUGAAUUAGACAAUAUUUUCUAUGCACUUAUUUUAAACUAAAUUUGGCUGUUCCAUUUUCAGUUCGCUGUAUUGUGAAUAAAGCAUAAACUGCGGAUUCACAGCCCUCCUCCCACCUUGCAGUGUGAAGUAUUAAGUACUUUGCAUUUGUAUUAUUGAUUCUUUGAAUAAGGAAAAAGCCCCUGUAAUUCACAGAAACCUUGGUUUGGACUUUCAUGUAAUAAAAGGUCUGAUUACAGAAGUUAAACAACUGAAGUGGCCUUUAACAACCUAGCAUACAAGUUACCUUUCAUUUCUAUAAAAUGCGAGCGCUUGGCAAUAGCUGCUACUUUUGCCGUAAUGUUCAGUAAUUAAUUUUAUCUUAUUGUGAUUACACAGUGACUUCAUGUGGAGGUAAUUCACUAGCGGCAAUUCAAAGCUCAGGAUUGCUAUAUUUCAGCAGGUAGCCUUCAAUGUUCCUAUUUAUCUUUUGAAAACCUCUUCUGUAUCAUCAUGUAGGUUAAGUACAUCUGCGAGGGAACUUCAUGUAACAGCCUAAUAAUGCCGAAGCAUACUUCAUAAUUGAUCGGGCCUCAUGAGGAGUUACACCCUGCAGAAUUAUGAUAGUGUACACUAUUUGUAGUGAUUAUGAAGCUGCCCAGUAAGAUUUUAUAACAUUAAACAGUACUAUGUGUAGCAUGUAAAUUAAGUUUAGACAUGAUGUGCACAUACUGCAAAUAGAAGGCAUAUGGAAUAACUUUUUCCUUGGUUGAAACCACAUUUUUGCUGUAGUCAACAAAAUGUCACGAUUGAAUACGACUUCGUAAAAGCAGCAGUGUAAUGCUGAUUAUUUAAUGUGAAAAUUGUUUUUUUGUUGGUUUUAUCUGAAGAGACGCGCGCACACAAACAGUUUCCUUUUUGCAUAAGCAGAGAGAAUGACUGUGCAUUUGUGCACAAUACUCACAGUAUAUAUAGAGUUAAGUAAAGUAUUUUAAAAUGCUAUAGCAGUCUUUAUCAAAUGAGUGAGUGUGUGUCGGUCUGUCAGUGAGUGGUUCUCUGUCUCAGUGAGUGUCAGUCAGUCAUGGUCUCUGUUUAGGUGAUCGGGUCCCCUCCAAUCACUUGGGAAAGUUGUUUAUUCACCUUUUCCCCCAUACUGUGCCGAUCUCGCGGUGGCUGGCUCCACCUCCAUGGCUGAGAUCACUAAGAAACAUCUCUAGUGCCCGUCUGAGUGACUGUCACUAGAGUUGUCACUGGGCAGCAAUGUAAGCACUGCCUUUUCUCUGAGAAGCCUUCAGGGACGGGCUGCAAACACCAGAACCACUACAUUAAGCUGGUUCUGGUGACUAUAGUGUCCUUUUAAGAAUAUUUUUGUUGUUGAAAAUAAUGCUUUGUUUAAAAACAAACUGGUUCCUACAUUUUUUUUUAAUUUUUUUAAAUUUUUUUUUAAAUGCUGGUUCCUACAUUCCAAGCAAAUUUGUCAAAUUCUAAAGUACAUGAUUUUCAACUUGUACUUUACAAAACAGUUUUUGUAUACAUUAUACUAAAUCUAUCAGAUUGCUUUAUGACAAAAAAAAAGCUAAAACUAAAAAGGUUUAUACUCUAUUUGGAUAUUGAAGGAGUUAAAGUCAACAGGCAUUAAUUAGAACAAGUACUAUUUCCACAAAGUUGUUGACUAUUUGCACUUGAUGUUACCUGUGUACGUUUCUGUUAUUAUAUUGGCAUAACAAUGUCAAAACAGGGUAUGCAGUCCAAGCAAAAUGAAAGUAGCACACCACAAUUUACCCAUUGAAGUGGUUUGGGUGCAGUGUCCCAUCACACAUUUUUAAUAAACUGCAAUAAUUACCUGCUAUGGUUAACUCCUCCUCUAGUGGCCACUAGAGGGACUUCCGUGUCUUUAGGCGCCUAAAUGAUGCUGGACGUCCUCACGCUAUGCAUGAGUACUUCCCGCGUCACCAGAAUUGCCAUAGUAAAGCAUUGAAUAAUAGCAUUGCCGCGUAUGUGCAUUAGGUCUCUCUCCUGCCGGUUGAUGCUGGGGAGGAGUUAAGGCGGACUCGAGCCAACGCCAAGGGACAUCAGUGCUGGACCCAGGUGAAGGAACUGGGGGGAGGAGGGGGCUUGACAGAGGAGGAAGCUAUAGUGCAGCGGUAGACAACCUUGGGCACCCCAGAUGUUGUGGAUUACAUCCCCCCCAUAAUGCUGGCAAAGCAUCAUGGGAGGUGUAGUCCAAAACAUCUGGAGCGCCGAAGAUUGCCUAUGCCUACAAUAGUGCAAGGAAAAAGUGUUUUCCUGGCACUAUAGUUUCCAUUUAACUAGAUUUCUAUGUAUUCUAUAUUACAGAGAGGUUGUAAUAAAGCACAAAAUGAACUACUCCCCUAAGACCAUGCAGUGGUGUAGAAAGGAAAGGGUUAUUAAAUAAAUUAAAUGCAGUUUAUUUUUUAUUUUUGCUUCUGAAAUUCAUGUUGACCAUUUUAUUUUCAUUGCUAAAUAAUUUAAAUGUAUAUUAGAAGCUUGUUAAUAUUAACAUUUUGCCUAAGAAACAGAAAGCAGUAUGCAUGGACCACUAAAAUUAACUUCUAUUUUUCAUCUGUAAAAUAUCUCUUGUUCUAAUAUUGUAGUUCUUCCAAUAAAUGUGCCUUUUUUUAUUUUAGUCUUGUAUUGCUGAGUGAUGGCUACAGUUUUGACAGAUGCAGAUGAAUCCCGGGUCAGACUUGUACACUAUAAAGAUUAAAAUAAAAUGGAUAACAUUUAAAGAAAACAUCAAUCUCUUUCAGUAGCAUGCCGUGUUACAUACAGAGAAUACUAAUGAAAGGCAGCACAGUCACAUUAAUGGUAUUUACAUUUCAGCAGGACAUACACAUAUCCUGUGUAAAUGAUGGCUAUAGCUGGUACACGCCUUUAUAAUUUUCCCAUUCACACAUAAUGAGACAUGUUUUUUGUUUUUAUUUUUGUCUAAUUGUCUUUUAGCUCUCUAUAUAAUCUUCAACAGUAAAUUGCUUUUCAAAAUGUUUUCUUCAGUUGAUGGCAGGAUUUUUUUUAUUUUUCAGGGCUUUUUUUGUUGUUGCUUUAUCUUUCAUGUUUUGGUAGGAAAAGUAGUUUGCCCUCCCACCUCCUGGACAGCAUCCAUUUUUUAAGCUGCAUUCUUAGUGAGCUGUCCAGGAGGUGGGAGGGUCUGCUGCUGAUUGACUGGAAUGUGUCUGCUGACUGUGAGGUACAGGGUCAAAGUUUACUCAAUGAUGAGUCCGCGGCGAACCGUUUGGGACAUCACUACUCUUAAAACCUAUGGUGUCAAUUUGUUUCUGCUCUAAUUUAAAGGUUGGCUUUUUUUUUUUUUUUUUUAAAUAAUCCCGCUCUCAUUAAAUAAUGGUUCUUAACCACAGGGCAAAUGAAAAUUAGAUUGCUGCCAAGUGACUCAAAUCUUUAAUAUAAUGCAAAUUUAUAUAAGGCCUGUUUUGUGUAUUGCAUGUAGUAUUAAAAUAUUACAACAAUAUCGUCCGUAAAAGUGCAGUUCAUGUGUGAAAAAUGCAAAAAAGUCACUUUUACUAAAAAUAUCAUCGUUUUAAUUCAAUUUACCAUUUUGAAACACUAAUAUUUGUGUUGAGCAAAGUCUCCUGAGUAAAACAGUACCCCCCAUGUACAGGUUUUAUGGUGUUGGAAAGUUACAGGGUUAAAUAUAGUGCUUGCGAAUCAAAUUCUCUGCGAUUUCUGCCUGGGUUGUCAGGCAUGUCAAUCAAAUUUUAAUUAAUAAAAUAACAUAAUUAUGUUAAAAGAUUACUUAAAUAUACAUAUAUGUAUUUAAAUUGUACGUGUAUACUUUUGUAAUCUUUAAUGUAAAUAUAUAUUUAUAUAUAUAUAUACAUAUGUGUAUAUAUAUACACAUAUGUUUGCAGUUAUUUGUAUUUGAUAUAUAGAAUGUAAUUCUAAGUGUAUUUUGUUACAUAUAUAUAUAUAUAUAUAUAUAAACAAAAUAGUUAGAAUGAAAUUACAUGUGUAUCUAAUUUUCAUUUAAAAAAAAAAUUGUUUAAUAUUGUAAUUAUAUGUGUAUAUAUAUUAAUAUAAUAUGUACAGUUGCAAGAAAAAGUAUGUGAACCCUUUGGAAUUAUAUGGAUUUCUGCACAAAUUAGUCAUAAAAUGUGAUCUGAUCAUCAUCUAAGUCUCAACAAAAGACAAUCACAGUCUGCUUAAACUAAUAACACACAAAGAAUGAAAUGUUGCCAUGUUUUUAUUGAACACACCAUGUAAACAUUCACAGUGCAGGUGGAAAAAGUAUGUGAAUCCCUAGACUAAUGACAUCUCCAAGAGCUAAUUGGCGUGAGAGGUCAGCCAACUGGAGGCUAAUCAAUGAGAUGAGAUUGGAGGUGUUGGUUACAGCUGCCCUGCCCUAUAAAAAACACACACCCGUUCUGGGUUUGCUUUUCACAAGAAGCAUUGCCUGAUGUGAAUGAUGCCUUGCACAAAAGAGCUCUCAGAAGACCCACGAUUAAGAAUUGUUGACUUGCAUAAAGCUGGAAAGGGUUAUAAAAGUAUCUCCAAAAGCCUUGCUGUUCAUCAGUCCACGGUAAGACAAAUUGUCUAUAAAUGGAGACAGUUUAGCACUGCUGCUACUCUCCCUAGGAGAGGCCGUCCUGUAAAGAUGACUGCAAGAGCACAGCGCAGACUGCUCAAUGAGGUGAAGAAGAAUCCUAGAGUGUCCGCUAAAGACUUACAAAAGUCACUGACAAAUGCUAACAUCCCUGUUAGCGAAUCUACAAUACGUAAAACACAAAAAAAGGAUGGAUUUCAUGGGAGGAUACCACAGAGGAAGCCACUGCUGUCCAAACAAAAUAUUGCUGCACGUUUACAGUUUGCACAAGAGCACCUGGAUGUUCCACAGCAGUACUGGCAAAAUAUUCUGUGGACAGAUGAAACCAAAGUUGAGUUGUUUGGAAGAAACACACAACACUAUGUGUGGCGAAAAAAAGGCACAGCACACCAACAUCAAAACCUCAUCCCAACUGUGAAGUAUGGUGGUGGGGGCAUCAUGGUUUGGGGCUGCUUUGCUGCAUCAGGGCCUGGACGGAUUGCUAUCAUCGAAGGAAAAAUUAAUUCCCAAGUUUAUCAAGACAUUUUGCAGGAGAACUUAAGGCCAUCUGUCUACCAGCUGAAGCUCAACAGAAGAUGGGUGUUGCAACAGGACAAUGACCCAAAGCAUAGAAGUAAAUCAAUAACAGAAUGGCUUAAACAGAAGAAAAUACGCCUUCUGAAGUGGCCCAGUCAGAGUCCUGACCUCCACCCAUUUGAGAUGCUGUGGCAUGACCUCAAGAAAGUGAUUCACACCAGACAUCCCAAGAAUAUUGCUGAACUGAAACAGUUCUGUAAAGAAGAAUGGUCAAGAAUUACUCCUGACCGUUGUGCACGUCUGAUCUGCAACUACAGGAAACGUUUGGUUGAAGUUAUUGCUGCAAAAGGAGGUUCAACCAGUUAUUAAAUCCAAGGGUUCACAUACUUUUUCCACCUGCACUGUGAAUGUUCACAUGGUGUGUUCAAUAAAAACAUGGCAACAUUUCAUUCUUUGUGUGUUAUUGGUUUAAGCAGACUGUGAUUGUCUAUUGUUGUGACAAUUUUAUGACCAAUUUGUCCAGAAAUCCAUAUCAUUCCAAAGGGUUCGCAUACCUAUUCUUGCAACUGUAUAUCUUAUAUAUAUGUAACUUCAUUCUAAGUGUAUUUUAAUACUAAUAUAUGUACUUUUUUUUUUUUUUUUACACUACCCACCAGCAGGGGGCCAUGUGAUCUUUUUUUGAGUGCGAUCACAUGGCUCCCGGGGGCCUAAUUUGCCGCGGGAUGGCUGCCUGGACUGUCGGGCAGUCCUCCCGAAGAGGAUUGCGGUGGAGGUAAGUACCGCAGACCUCCUGGGGGCUUAAGCAGUUACGGCAUUCUAUGCCGCCUCAGCGGCUUUAAAGCCCAUUAGAAUGGGGACAACAUCGAACGCCGAAACGGCGUUAAGGGGUUAACAAUCUUGCAAUGUGUUGAUUCCCCUUUACAUUAAAUACAAUUGUACCUAGUAUACAUUGACCUUUCAAUGUAUACUUUUUGCCUGCUAUAUCAUCUUUAAUUCAAGCUAAAUACGGGGUUGUAGAUUUCUACAUUUAUUUAAAAUUUUCAUACAUCUCAAAAACACUUAAAUCAUAUAUAGGGGAUAAGUAAACCUUUAAAAUUCUGGAAAGUGAUGUCUCCGCUUUAAGAAAUAUUGUUGUAAUGUAUAAACUAUUUCUAUUUAUAGUGAUUAAUUCAGCUUUAAAAAAGAGGAACAAGACCAUGACUGGAAAUAACUAGUACUGUUUCAGUUACUUAGCAGUCGGAUAGCCUCUUGCAUGACUUUUUUUUUUUUUUUUUUUUUUAAAUGCAUUGCAGUAAUCUUAAAUUAAACAAAGAACAUUUUGAAAUGGUGGCCUGAUUUUCCUUACUGGGCAUACUUUGCUACACUACUUCCACUUUGUGAACUCUUGCCAUUAGAAGCACAGUAGGUGCAAAAGUCUUUGCUAAUUUCUCUGGCUAUAAAUGCACAAUUAAAACCAUGGAUCAGCAGGGGUCAGGACAAUCAGUGUGUACCAACACAGAGUGUUAAAGAAUUGCUGCUGCUGUUCAAACAGAUAAUUAGUGUAUCAUUUGAAACCUGUUUUCUGCACAGGCCAAUGACUUAUAAUGCUUUUAGCUAAUUACAUGAGGGGAAAAAACUUGUAUAGAGUAACAUUUUAUACUAAUUUACUGGAGUAUCUUGAAUAUACAUUUGACAUCGAUGGAAUUUUUGUGGUUAUUUGAAUUACUCAUAUUUGGAUUCUUUUGUUGCUGAUCCAACUAAACAAAAAUAAUGUAGCACAUGAUUCCGAUUUAUUUUUGUAGACUUAAAUCCAGAUUUUUUUAUUUUUUUUUACACAUUCUCAAUCUUUAAAUUCUAAUCCCUACAAAAAAUAAACUGUAGGGGAGACAGACCGCUUUAAAGUGAACCUGUCAUAACGGAUAUAGGUUAGCAAUUUUCUAAUCUGCCUUGACUCAUGUCAGACAAGAAGUGUUUCUUUAAUACUAUUAAAAACUAAUUUUCUCUCUCCACUCAUAUUUACUGUCCCGCCUUUUCACCCUUCUCCCCUCUUUAUCCCCUGUAUGUAGAGGGGAGGAAGGGUGGGGGAAAUUAGGAGAAUGUUCGAAACACUAGAAUAAGAAAAAUACUUUCUUUCCCUUUCUUGCUUUUUCUCUCUCCUCUUUCUUGAUUUCCCCAUGAUCACCUAUAUUUAUAGAGGAGGGUUGGGGAGAGAGUAAGAAUUGUCGAAUUACCAGAGUUAGUGGAAUAAUAAGACAAUAUCAUCUUAUAGCAUACUCCGUAGAAAAUCUGACCACUCUUAUCUUCAUAUAUAGAUGUGUAAAGCGCUACGGAAUAUGUUGGCGCUAUAUAAAUGAUGAUAAUAAUAAUAAUAAUAAUAAUAAUGAAGAUUUAAAAGACGCAGUUGGCCAGACAACGGACAACCGGGUCUUGAUUUUCCAAAUGAAUUGGAUGUUAGCAGCAUUUACUGCUAUAUGUAUGGUUUUAGAUGUAUGUGUAAAGGUUUUUUUGUAUGUAAACAUAAAAAAAAAAAAAAAAUCUAGAAAGAUCUAUCCUUCCUCUAAUGGAAAUUCUUAAAGGACCACUCUAGGCACCCAGACCACUUCAGCUUAAUGAAGUGGUCUGGGUGCCAGGUCCUUCUAGGGUUAACCCAUUUUUUUAUAAACAUAGCAGUUUCAGAGAAACUGCUAUGUUUAUGAAUGGGUUAAGCCUUCCCCCUAAUCCUCUAGUGGCUGUCUCAUUGACAGCCACUAGAGGCGCUUGCGUGCUUCUCACUGUGAUUUUCACAGUGAGAGCACGCAAGCGUCCAUAGGAAAGCAUUGUAAAUGCUUUCCUAUGCGACGGGCUGAAUGCGCGCGCAGCUCUUGCCGCGCGUGCGCAAUCAGCCCAGGAGGAGGAGAGGAGGCAGAGAGCUCCCCGCCCAGCGCUGGAAAAAGGUAAGUUUUUAACCCUUUCCCCUUUCCAGAGCCGGGCGGGACCCUCAGGGCACUAAACGAGUAUGUUUUCCUGGCACUAUAGUGGUCCUUUAAGUCAGAAUUUAUAAUAAUGCGUAGUAAGAGAUCAUAUCUGAAAAAUUGUAAAAAUGUUAUCAUUAAAGGCUCAAGGUCUAAAUACACCUUUCGAGAUCUUGCCUUUUUGAGUUUUUGAGAAAAGAACGUAUACAAAUAACUCUGCUUCCAGAAAAUCUCUGGUUGAAAGAAGAUAUAAAAAGGUUUCUGCCAAAUAAAUUCUUGAUAAAAAAAAAAAAUGUGUAUAUGUGUAACAAAAAAAAUAAAUCUAGAUUUCCAAGUAAUAUCAGGAAAUAGACCAAGAAGCACAAUAUAUAAUACCUGUAUGUAAAAUACAAGAUCAGCUUUAUACCAUCACAAACCCAUAUGCCUCAAAUAAUCAAAGUAGAAAAUUUAUGGGAAAAUUAUCAAAAAUGGAAUUUUAAUAAUGUACUGAAUCCUGAAAUAGGAUAUCAAAGAGUAGAAUACUCCCCCACCCCCAACCCCUAAAAUAAAAAUACGAAUGAGUCAGUACAGUUUUCUUAAGUAAUAAAAAUCAUAAUUUUUUUAGGCAUAUGGAGAAUAGAUCACCCAAAAUAGACUACACUUGCUAUCAAGCCUAUUCUAGAAUUGAUCUAUUCUUGGGUAAUAAACUAUAUAAUAGUGUAAAAGUAUAAAAAUACAGGAAAUAUCAUGCUCCGAUCAUAACACAGUGAUUUUAGAAUUAAUUCUAAAUACCCCCAGUGUAAAAAGAACAAAGUGGGGCAUGAAUGAUUAUAUCUUAAAUAAUAAGGAAGUAAAAUCAAUAAAAGAAAAAAAUCAAGGAGUAUUUCUUACAUAAUAAAAACGAAGUAUCGGCACCAAUGCUUUGGUCCGCAUUUAAGUCAGUGAUUAGAGGCCACUUAAUAAAGCUGGGAGCACAAAAUAAAGAAAAAUCCUUUAUUACUUUUGGAUCUUUAUAUAAUGUUAAGUAGAAAAAAUAAGGAAAAUCCUACUGUCGCUUAAUCUAAGAAAAUGGGACAUAAGAAAACAAUGAUUUCUUAAGAAUACAACAGCUAGGAACCUGGAAUAUUUAAAAACCAAAUGGUAUUACAAAGGCAAUAGAGCGGAUAAAAUGUUGACCAAUAAAGUAAAAGGAAAAAAAAAUACAAAUUAUAUACACAGAAUCACAACAGAAAAUGGUUCUCCGUUAACUCCACAAAAAAUAGAAGCAUUUAAUCUUUAUCAAAAGUUAUACAAUGCCCCAAAUUUGAAUCAUAAUUUAGAAGUUCUCACUAACAAAAUGAAAACUCUAUGAAAAGAACAAUUUAAAUGAAAUAAAUGUCCCCUUUACAGUGCAAGACAUAUUGUUGCCUUUCGACUCACAAAAAAUUAAUAAAACACCAGGACCGGUUGGUUUCCCAAACCUGUUUUAUAAAACUUUCAAAAUUAGAUUAUUAAUGAAAUGUCUAAUGCUUUUAACGAAAUGGUGAAACAAAAAUCUUUACCAGAAGAAAUGUUAUAUGCAAAUAUUGUACCUAUAUUAAAACCAGAUUUAGUGUCAAGUUAUCGACCAAUUUCGUUGAUCAAUUUAGACACAAAAAUAUACACAUCAAUAUUAGCUUACAUAAUAGAAAAAAUAACAAGCUUACUACAUCCAGACCAAACAGGAUUAAUUUAAAACUAAAUCAUAUUCUAAUAAUAUUAGAAAAAUUAUUGAUAUAUUAGACAAAGCUGAGAGAUCAGGACUCCCAUUGCUGGCCCUGUCUUUAGAUGCUGAAAAAGCAUUUGACAGGGUCAGCUGGGACUUCCUAAAUUUUUUUUAGUAUUAACUGUGGAUUUACAGGAUGGAUUUUUGCUGCAAUAUGGGCCCUGUACACAAGUCCCAAGACGAGGAGGGUGGUGGGGGGAGGGAAUAUCCUCUGAUUGGUUUAGGGUAACCAAUGGCACGAGGCAGGGAUGUCCCCUUUCCUCGCUGUUGUAUUUAUUAUCUAUCGAGUCUUUAGCCAACGAUAUAAAAAAUAACCAAAAAUAAAAGGUUUUAGAAGCAUUAAAAAUGAAUACAAAAUCUCACUAUUCGCGGAAUGAUGUAAUUUUAUCAAUAGACAAUCCAAUUACAUCACUUAGAGAAUGUGAGAACUAUUGAAAAUUAUAGCGAAAUUUCAAAUGAUAAAUUAAACAUUGAAAAAUCAUCAAUAGUUGGUGGGAAAAAAAAAACUGAAGCAAAAAGAGAAAUAAAGAACACUUGUGAUUUUAAAUGGGUCAAAAAAGAAUAAUCAUAUUUGGUAAUAAAACUAACAUCCCCAAAAGAUAGUCGAGGCUAAUGUAUUGACCUUAAUUAAACAAAUGAAUAGGCAACUCAAACAACUUAAAAUUCUGAAAUAUCUUGGCUUAGAAGAAUCAACGUCAUUAAGGCAUAUAUCCUUCCAAAAUGGUUAUAUAUAUUCUGAAUGUUAUCUUUAAAGAUCCCCAAAUCAUGGUUAACAAUGAUUCAAUCUUCUAAGGAUGGAGGACUGGGUUUUCCUAAUAUAUCAAGUAAGCAAAGCAUGUGAAAUAUGCCAUAUAAUCAACACCUUAAAGGACCACUCUAGGCACCCAGACCACUUCAGCUUAAUGAAGUGGUCUGGGUGCCUGGUCCAGCUAGGGUUAACCUUUUUUUUUUUUUUUUGUAAACAUAGCCGUUUCAUAGAAACGGCUAUGUUUAUAAAUAGGUUAAUCCAGCCUCUAAAGCCUCUAGUGGCUGUCUCAUUGACAGCCGCUAGAAGCAUUUGCGUGCUUCUCACUGUGAAAAUCAGUGAGAAGACACAAGCGUCCAUAGGACUCCUCUGAGACUGGCUGAAUGCGCGCGCAGCUCCUGCCGCGCAUGUGCAUUCAGCCGAAGAGGCGGAGAGGAGGAGAAGAGCUCCCCGUCUGGCGCUGGAGAAAGGGGAGUGUUUAACCCCUUCCUCUCCCCAGAGAGGUGGGGGCACCCUCAGGGCACUAUAGUGCCAGGAAACGAGUAUGUUAUCCUGGCACUAUAGUCUAAAAGAUAAAAGAAAGGCUUUAGAGAGAAAACAAUAAGAAAACAAAGGCGACGGAGAGAGAAUUGUAAAUAAAAAUUGUAAGAUGUCCGUCAAAUAUCUUAUUGUUUAUAUUUAAAUAUUCAUAAAAAUUUAAAGGGACACGAUAGUCACCAGAACAACUACAGCUUAUUGAAUUUGUUCUGGUGUGUGGAAUCAUUACCUUCAAGCUUUUUGCUGUAAACACUGUCUUUUCAGAGAAAAUGCAGUGUUUACAUUACAGCCUAGUGAUAACGUCACUGGCCACUCCUCAGAUGGCUGUUACAGAUCCUUCCUGGGUCAUGGUUGCCUAAAAUGCAUCCAAACAUUCAGUAUCUCCUCCCUCUACAUGCAGACACUGAAUUUUCCUCAUAGAGAUUCAUUGAUUCAAUUCAUCUCUAUGAGGAGAUGCUGAUUGGCCAGGACUGUGUUUGAAUCAUGCUGGCUUUUCCCCUGAUCUGACUCUUUGUCAGUCUCAACCAGUCCUUUGUGGAAGCAUUGUGAUUGGAUCAGGCUAUCACUUCUGGUGAUGUCAGAGGUAGGUCAAAAGGAAACGGUGACAAACUAUGCAGCUGCAGGUUUGAAUUCAAGUAAGAUUUUACUAUAUUUGGGGAGGGGGCAGGGGGGCUACAUGGUGGUUUUAACCCUAUAGGGUCAAGAAUACAUGUUUGUGUUCCUGACCAUAUAGUGAUCCUUUAAUAUAAUUGGUAUAAAAAUUAAAUAUGCAUUCUAUAACUGAUACUAAUGUCUAUGUAUGUCUUUGUUUCACUGUCUGUUGUAUUUGUGAAAUGGAAAAAAAGUCAAAGAACAGAAAUGGGGAAAAAAAUAUAAAAAUUAGCAUUUUAAUUUAUUUCCAUUACCCCUGUCUACUACUCGCAACAUCAUUCGUCUUUUCACUGAGAUUUACACUUGCCAAAAGACAUGUCUCCUCUAUACCCUUCUUUGGGAAGCUCUGACUUGGUUCCCAUAACAAGUCCCUAACACCUUAUGUUGGCUUUGAUUAGAUACAAUUUAUCUGUUCUCUCUCCCCCCAUUCCUAGAUUGCCUACCCAAAUCUACUGCCUACCCAAAUCUACUGCAUUAUCAUUUUGGUUGGUUGGUUCUCCCGUCUUUGUACUGCUCCCAAAAAGAGCCUGUUCCUCCUCACUACUUCCCCUUGCAGGCAUUGCUUUCCAUCAGGCUAAAUUUUGUACUCAAGAGUUGGAGGGUUUCCCUGGUAAGACAUGCAGAGCACAGUCUUCUUAUGUCUGUGCUGAUCGGCACCGUCUGAAUUGACUAGAAGGAAGGAAGGAGGCUGUUUUUUUUAUUUAUUUUUUAUCUGAUUUAAGAGUAAUCUUGAAAUUUGCUAACAAUUCUGCUAGCACGAUGUAUAGAUGAAAUUUGAUUCUCUGUCAUUGAAGAUUAAGUUGUACUUUUCAUGACAGGUACCUUUUAACAAACAAUUAGUCGGGUAUGAGGAGAGAGUCAGGUCAUAUGGAAAAGGGAUAUGCAGAAAGACAUAUUACAGAUUGCCAAGUAAUGCAAUGCAGUGCCAGGUGCCUAUGGAACUCCAUACAGUACCAAUCACAGUACCUGAUGAUUAGGUAUGUGACUUGUGAUAAAGAUGUCUGCCCAUAGGGUUAUAAAUGGGAACAUGUUGCUUCCAUGGUAGAGGGAAGUGUAAAGGCGAACAAAACCACAACAAAAAUGGGAGUGAGGACAUUUUGUGAACUGUUGUAAUGACGAUUGACAGAAACAAGAGUGGAGUAGGGUAGCUGGAUUUAAAAAAAAAAAAAAAAAAAAAUAGUGUUUUGUAGCUCGGAAAUCAUAUUCUUGUCCAUUCUUUGUGUCUCACAUUGACAAACAAGAUUUUUGUGCCACAGGAAAGAGUUCAAGUUGUAAAUUGAAGUAAUUUAGUGUAAUUUUUUUUUUCUUUUUUUUUUCUUUUUCUUCAAAUUCAGUCAUGUCUCUAUUACUAGAUCAAAUGCUGUCUGUGUGUUGGAAAAUGUCAGAAUUAUGCUGUAACUCUUAAAAGUUACAACAGUAAAGAGUUAUAUCAGAAUGAGAGGGUAGGGGGUACUUUAAAGGGACUCUUUAAGUUCCAUAGUAACAUAGCCUAGUUCCAUAGUGUGUCUCUCUACUUAGCUGCAUAUAUUGCUGAAAUUCUAAGCCAGACUGUAUAAUUAAAGCACACUCUAGCAUCUAAAGCACUUUACCUUGCUAAAGUGCUUUAAGUGUUAUUUUCUUUUCCUUGCAGGCUUAUUUUGUAAAUGUCUCAAUUUCAUGGGAAAUUAAUACUUGUUAUAAAAUUGCAUUGCCAUUACUGUCAUGCAGACAUCUGAUGUUUUCUCCCUCAACCACUCAGAAGCUGUGGCAAUUUUGUCAUUCACCUCUCAUAUACUGCUGUAUGGCUCAUCAAAAAUUGUGUGACAUGUAUGGGGGAUUUCCCUGCAGGACUUCCCAGUGAGAAGCAUCUGACUGGGCAAUGGCAGCACAGACAGUCUAUGCUGGACAAACUAGUUGUAAGCUAGCCAUUUCCUUCCCCCUUAAAAAAUAAAUAGAAAAUGUGUUAAUUUAAGGGGGUGGGGAGCUAUUGCAUGUUUUCAAUUACAUUUUUUUGGAGUUAGAGUUCCCUAAAUUCUUUACCUGCCCAGAUCUUUUACAUUGCCAUGUUAUAACAUUCUCUGACAAUUAUGGAACCAGUCAGUGCUCAUGCCCCUUUCUUUCCUCAUAAAAAAUAGUUUCAUAAAGAUAAAAUCUUUAUGAAAUGCUCUGAUUCCACCCAAAUAACAAGAUUCAUAAAAUUAGUUUUGUGUGUUUUUUCGAAAUCUUGACAAAAAGGUGACCUGCUCCUUUAAGACCAAAGAAAAACUUCCCCUGCACCUCUAGGCUAAUGGAGUACAAGCAUAGCAGUCACCAUGUGGGAUAUUACAAACUAUGCUUUCAUUUAAUAAUGUAAGUUGCAAUUUCUCUUAACUUGGAGUGUUUUUCUCAUCAAUUUAAUUUCAUGAAAAAAACUUCAGCAGAAAAUGUAACUGCAUACUUGGUAAACUUCCGCUGACCUUGGGUUCAUGAUAGAUCUAAAGUGUGUUAAUUAGCCAAAAUGUUUCAGCCACUUUCUAGCCUGGAGUGAGCUCAUUCAGAAUUUACAGAUCCCAUUAAUCUGUAGCAAACUCAAGAACGUCAAAGGUGAUUUGUUUCUCCUGUAUUCCAAUCUUACGUUUUAUAUAUGUAUUUUAUUGCAUUUUAAUACAUUAUACGCUAUCUAAUGCAUCUUUUCUAAUGGGUCAGUUCCACCCUGAAGUAUCCCUUUAACAAUAAUGAAAAAUUAUUUUCUUUAAAAUGGAAAGAUGGCUUUUCUGCUUUAAUUACAGCACAAUGAAUGCUGAAUAAACCAGUUUUUCAAUUUUACAUUCCCUCUUUCAUGAUUUAUGGUCCCUUGUGCAGGACACAUUGCAUUGGCAGUCAAUUAGACAGCUCUGCUCCCUUCUUAACGCACAUUAAUUAGGUUAAUAAUUCAACAAUAUUCCCUUAUGUGCAAGGAAUUACCUGCAAGUGAUAAUCUUAUUUGCCUCUGUCAUUGAAUUAUUCUGGGAAUUUACCUGGAAAUUGUCCUCUGUUGAGAGCUUCUUAGGCAUGCACAAAGCUCUUUGUUUGAAACUUUGAAUCUAAAAUGCUCAGUGAAACAUCAACUGAUUAUUUGCUUUCACUUGUUUGAAAUACCAUUGUGCUUUGAAACUUGAAGACCUCAAAAGGCCGCUUUUGAAGUAUGCAGCCCCACCUUUUCAACAUCAAAUAGUGAUUUUAUUUUGGGUUAAAAAACAAACCUUUUCAUUAAAUAAACAAUAUAGUUUUUAGUUGGAACUUAAAGUGGUUAAGUCAUUUUUAUACUAACAUUACAUAUAUCAUGCAAAUUUGUGAAAAUUAAAUAUCAAGCUGCACUUUGCAGCAAUUUUCAGCUCAUCCUUUGUUUCCUCACAUAUUGUCUUGUUAGCAACAAUUGAAGCACAAUUAAGCUGCUUGUAUAAACUGUUUAAUAGUGGACAUUUUCAAAACCCCCACUUUCUGCUUAUCAGUGCAAUAUUAUUGCUUUCUAUUUGUAAAACAAAAGAAUUCCAUGAAAUUUAGGCCUGUUUGCUGGAACACAUAGUUUUAAUCCUAGUUCUCCUGUGAUAAAUGUAGUUGAUGUAUCCCUUCUUUUUUCCAAGUUUGUCACCAUUCUGCAAAUAAUGCCUACUACAUAUCCCUCCAUGUUAAUUCAUACAGAAUGUUGGCCUAAAUUACAGAUUAAUCUGUGGAGUUUUUUUAAUAAAUGGCAAUAUUAACUAUUGUGUAUGCUAUUCAUAAAACAUCAUAGGUGGAUAUAUGCAUAGAUAUACAUUAUUCGCACUUAAAUCACAGUAUGUAAGAGUAUACUGCAAAACUCCCCACUAAUCUGUAUUGUGCAUAAGUGUGUUACAAGGCCAGUUGUAUUGAGCUCUAUAUAGGAAUGUAGUCCAACAUCUGAGGGUGAAGGUGAUUAAAUCAAUUCAAUAUGGAAACAGUUUGGAUAUUUAGUCAUGUGUAACACUAUUGACACAACAGGUAAAUCUAUUGUUUGUCAAAUCAUGUUUCCCAAAAGGCUUUACAAAGGACACUAUAGUCACCAGAACUACAGCUUAUUGAAUUUGUUCUGGUGAGUAGAAUUAUUACCUUCAGGCUUUUUGCUGUUAACACUGGCUUUUCAGAGAAAAUGCAGUGUUUACAUUACAGCCUAGUGAUAACUUCACUGGCCACUCCUCAGAUAUCUGUUAGAGAUUAUUCCUAGGUCAUGUCUGCCUAAAAUACAGCCAUACAUUCAGUAUCUCCUCCCUCUGCAUACAGACACUGAACUUUCCUCAUACAGAUUCAUUGAUUCAAUUCAUCUCUAUGAGGAGAUGCUGAUUGGCCAGGGCUGUGUUUGAAUCAUGCUGGCUCUGCCCCUGAUGUGCCUCCUUGUCUGUCUCAGCCAAUCCUAUGGGGAAGCAUUGUGAUUGGAUCAGGCUACCACUUCUAAUGAUGUCAGAAGACUGCUUGUUUUGCUAUAUUUAUGGAGGCAUGAGGGGCCCAGGAGGGCUAGAUGGUGGUGUUAACACUAUAGGGUCAGGAAUACAUGUUUGUGUUCCUGACCCUAUAGUGAUCCUUUAAGAAUAAUAAGUGUUUGAAUGCAUUUUUAAUCCUAUCAAACCCACAGAUUCCACAGAGUUUAAAAUUUUUUGUAAACUUAGUCUGGUUUAAGGCUGCUUUCCUGCACAUUUUUAGUAUGCAAGGUAAAAGGUAAGGUGAGACCAAAGGCAUGUUAAGGGUAAUAAGCAGACUAAGGGCAAAGAUAUUAAAGGAUCACUAUAGUGUCAGGAAAACAAAGCGGUUUUCCUGACACUAUAGUACCCUGAGGCUGCCCCCACCCUCACGGUCCCCCUCCGGUGGCACUAAAGGGGUUAAAACUUACUUUAAAGAAAAUGAAUGAGGGAAGGAACUCCAUAUGCUCCCUCAAACUCUAAGUAGAUAAGGGUGUUCCUGGUUUCUUCCUAAAAGCUAUGAAUGCAUUGUAAUCUACUACAUUUAAUCCAAUCUAAUUGUACCCUGUGAGCAGAGUAGGUAAUUUUACAGCACUACAGGGUGCCUGUUUUUAAAAGCAUACUUAUUAUGCUUACCCAGAAUCUUGUGAUGCUUAAAACUACUAUUUGGGGAGAAAUUGCUAAUAAUGUUAGCUUGUACUUCAACUUGCUGUGUAGGCGAGCGGAUGUGUCAGGAUAGUUUUUUGCAACUUAUUAUAUAGUAAUAUGGUGUUUUGUUUCCUUCUAAGUAACUGACUAAAUCGCUAAGCUUUUAAUCCACAAUCAAAUUACCUUUUUUAGACCAAGGCAAUCGUCAAUGAAAGGAAAAAUUGGCUUUACCAGUCACAAUUUUGGAGCCCUCGUCUAUAAUUCCGGAUUUGUUUCCAGUGGUCCUUACACUACUGUGUGCUCGUAAGGCACAGAGGACACCUCUGUAGUGCAUUGCACAUGGGCAAAGCAAAAUGAGGCAUAUUAAAACAUUUCCAUGUUGGCCUGGCAUUUAUUUCCACCAGGCUAUUAAAUGCCUAGUGGAAAUUUCAAGAAAGGCCUUCUUUUUUUCCCUUGAGUGACAGCCUCCCAAUGUUGGGUGGUGUGCUUUGAGUUGUACAGAAUUUGUACUUCUACUUUAGCUACUAGUUUUAAUUAAUUGGCAAAUGGAAAGUCAAUGUUUUCUUGACACUAGUUGAGAUGGUGUACAGCACACCAGUUUGGCGCAUUAGCUGAAAAACUAUGUACAAGCUUCGGAAGGAUAUGUACAACAGUUUUUGUGUGUGCAUGUGUUUUUAUACAUGUAACCAGUGGUAGUAAAAAUUGAAUAGAACACAAAUAAUUUGAUUACUAUAGCUACUUCUUUUCUUUUUUUCCAGUGUAUGCGAUCAUUUCUUUUCGAAAAAUGUUUAUUUGCACUGCCGUAGUGUGUUCUUAAAGCUAGUGUGCUUAAAAAGCUCUAUCUGCAGAAGGGUUUUAAUAUAAACUAGCUUUAUUUUUGUCUGCUUUAUUCUUAUCUUUGCUGGUAAAGAAAACAAAGAGAUUUUAGGAAUAACAUUUAAGAAUAUUACAUAAAAUGGCAAUUAUGGAAACCAUUUCUGCUAUUUUAAUUUAUAAAUUGCCAGCUGUGUUCUCAGUCUGGACCUCUGGGGCACUAAGCAGAAACCUGUUUGCCCUUGAAUGCAUAUCACUACCAUAUCCCAAUGUAUGUAGCAGAACAAUGUGUUGUCUUUCCUUAAAUGUGUGAGUGCUGCCACCAUAUGCUGAAAGAGGUAACUUCACCAGGAAUUCUAUUGCUGGUGAAACCGAUUAAUGAGCGGUUUAAAUCCUGUAUUUAUCUUGACACUUUAAACAAAAUAAUUAUCUCUCUCUUAUGGAGGUUUGAGCCCAAUUGAGAUCAUUCUCUCCCUGAGGUUAACUUAAAUAAAAUAUAAUUUUUGUACUAACUUUUUUCAGGAGUUUUCAUAGGUGAGAUUGUAUUGAUGUAUCCUUAUCACAAUAGGUAUUUGGCAAAUGUAAGAAGAAAAUUAUCAUUGCGCUAUGGAUCAUUUGAUGUGGUGUGCUUAAUAUGAUUUUUGUGGUAGAGCUGCUUAUGUUAAAUAUUUACUAAGUGUACACUUGAUGGAGAAUCAUGUGCGUUUUAAUUCCAUAAAUAUGCUUUCAUUUACAUGUGUUCUUCCAGAUUCAAAUGCACUAUAAUUAGUAAAAUGAAUAUUAAUGUUUAAAAGUAUAAUGCUUAUUUUGUCUUUAUUGUCUGUUGUUUUUUUUUUUUUUUUUAUAUAUCCUGGAGUCUUAACUUUCUCUGUUCUUUUGGUAGUUGGAACCCUAGGACUAUAUUUUUAAGGGUUAGAAAAGAAAUAUGCAAUUCUCAUGUUUGUAUUUUGAUUGUUAGGAGGAACAAAACAGGGGAAAGCCAAACUGGGAGCACCUUAAUGAAGACCUACAUGUAUUGAUAACAGUGGAAGAUGCACAGAACAGAGCAGAACUAAAGCUAAAAAGAGCAGUGGAAGAAGUUAAAAAGUUACUGGUUCCAGCAGUAAGUAUAAUAUUUUUUUCUGUGUAUACUCCUAAAUUAGAAUGAAAUGCAUAAAGCAUUUUAUUUCAAUUUUACAUGGGAUAGUAUCCACUGUUCAAUGAUGGAAAUUAUGCAUGUUUUUUUUUUUUUUUUUUUGUUGUGCUGAGGAUAACAUACAGGUUUGCCUCGCCCCGACAGCUGAAGCAAGCAUUGCAAUAACAAUCAGUUUCAUGUCAUAUCAAAAUAGCACAUUUUUUAGUAUAUAGAAAACACAUGAAAAUCAUCAGUAGAUAUUAUAGGACCUUCUGUAGGCAUUAAGAGAAGACUAUCAGAGCUAGGACUGAGAAGGUCAUAGACUAGUUAAUAAGAGUGGUACAUAGCAUGGUCAGCCGUAGGAAGUUUUGCUUAACAGAAGCACUUGAAAGUUAAACAGCUUGUCUGGGCUGCAUUGACAGGUGAAGCGUGGUAGAGUAAGGGGUUGUAUGGGGUAAUAGGCUAUGUGUCUGCAGAUAUGUGUAACUUGCAUCGCCAACGGUGGUACCCGGUACACAUGUAUUGACAGACUAAGUCGGAGGGCCCCUCUUGUCUCCGCUUAAGGCUAUUCUGUGUGAUUGUUUCUUGUGGCCUAUCCCCUCCGCCUGGCUACCAUUUUCUACUCAUUGACACAUACAGUGCAAUAUAAUACCCAUGCAUAUAACAGACACAUGUAAAUAAGCAGUAGCAUAUCAGGCUGGUAUCCAAGUCUUUAAAAGAACAGAUAGUAGGCCAUCGGCUUAGUAGUAUGAGAAAGUCACCCUUCAACCGAUUCCCAGGAUUAGAAAGUGCCUGGAGCACGCUGUUGGAGUGCAGGAUGCGUUAUUGUCCCCCAGAGUGGUGUUGCAGUGUAUGAGGACCUUAGGGUGAAUUGAAAGUCCGUGUGCGCCUUGUCUCUCAGCCUCCUGGUCUGGGACCUCUAUUCCCGCCUCAGCACGCGUCAGGGUAGGCCCCUCAGUUGCCGUUCUAGAGUUGUCAUUGUGGCUUGCGCCGUCGUGCGCGUGUCUUCUUGAUGGCUGGGGCCUCGGGACAGGCCUUACGGCGUCGAGUGUGGGUGUCGGCGGUGUUCUGUCGCGGGGGGUUGCGGCUCAGUGUCGGGCCCUGUUUCCCCCAGGAGUGUGUCAUCCGGCAGGGCUCUGGAUGCAGGUAAGGCUGCAGAUGUGGGUCUUUGGAGAGCUGUAGUGGGUGAUCCGGUGCUUUGCCUGAGGGUGCCCUAUGCAUGUGUGUUUUAACUUAUUAAAACCAUAUAGUAGUUUAUUACAUUACAUGAAUGAAAGAGAAUAACUGUGUAUUUACCGAACCUGUGGGUGAAUGCAGUGUCUCUUUAAUCAUCUAAAGCUAGGUUGUAAUGUAAUGAAUAGAAAAAGAUAAUAAGUAAAUUCAGUCUCAAAGUAAAAUGAGACUCAAUGCUGGUUUUUAUACACAACGGGGGGAAAAAUAAUAAGACUGGCUGUGACUAGUAAGUAGUAAGCCCAGAGUUAAGGUAAGUGGGGAUUACCAAAAAAUUCUCAAUCACACAUGGUUCCAAUAAGUGCAGAUAAAUAAUAAAUGCUUUAUUAAUAGGGCAAAAAUAAAAAGCACUAUAUAUGGAACAACUGCUGUGAGACAAAAUGUACAUACGUCAUCAGAGGAUCCUAUGUGUCCUUGGAGAUCAGUAUCAAUUGCUAUGGGAAGUCCACUAAAUAGUGGUUGGACUAGUACAUGAAUAAACUCGGGAGGUCAGUGAUUUCAGCAGAAGUGGACUGCUAUCAAUGGAGGGACAGGUGUGGCAGCUAGAGAGCAGCAGGAUCUUCCAUUAUAGGAAUGCAUAUAUAUUAAUGAAGCCAAAAGGGGGGUGUUUAAAGAACAGGCUAUAUAAAGGUGCUCAGUAAAUCAGUAGGGUUAACAGAUAGUGCUGUAUCUGGCAGAUAGCACCAGGGAAUCUUCAUCUAAUGCACCCUGCUACUCAGUGAACCUAUUAGGGUUAACCAAUAAUACUGUAUCUUGCAGAUAACAUCAGUAAAUCGUCAUCUAAUGCUCCCUGCUGCUCCUAAGCCAAUGCAUUCAAGGGUGUUCUAUGCUGUCCCUAAAGAUAUAUAAAAAGAUACAGACUGAAACCUCCCAAGAUCCCCCACUAAAACCAAAAAACUCAGAGCAGGGAAAAUUAAAUAAAGUGAAAAACACCUAGUGCCACCAUGCGUGAAGAUAAAAACAAAUAAAGGAAACCCUUAUUUUUGCCAUAUUAAUAAAGCAUUUAUUAUUUCUCUGCACUUAUUGGAAUCAUGUGUGAUUGAGAAUUUUUUGGUAAUCCCCACUUUCCUUAACUCUGGGCUUACUAUUUACUAGUCACAGCCCGUCUUAUUUUUAACCCCCAUUGUGUAUAAAAACCAGCAUUGAGUCUCAUUUUACUUUGAGACUCAAUUUACUUAUCUUUUUUCUAUUCAUUACAUUACAAACUAGCUUUAGAUGAUUAAAGGGACACUCCAGGCACCCACAGGUUCGGUAAAUAUUAGCUAUGCUAGAUAGGCUUUGGAUUAAAUUUCCUUAUUGUGUGCUUGGUUUUCUUCAUAACUUAGCCUUUAAUAUCGUUUCUUGAAAUGGCUUCUCUGCAGAAGUGAGCACUAAACACGGUGUGAUUGAUUUACAUUACAUGCACCCCAAAGCAUAUGAAGAUGCAAACUUAUGGGAAACAUAUAAAGUUCUAAAUCUUUUCAUACACAUUCAGAUAUGUGUAUGGCAUGUCAAUAUUACAAAAGAAAAGCUACACUCAUCUGAAAUCUAAAAUUGUAUUUGAGAUGCUGAAAUGGCAAAUAUAAAAUGAGGAAGUGUGUAGAACACAAAUUCCGUUUAAUUUUCUUCAUUUGAGAAUAUGUCUCUUUGGAUCACAUGUCAGAUAAUGGUUUCAAGACAAUAUUGCACAACCUGAAAUCACACUGUCCAAAACAGGGUAACUGUAAUUCACAGUGUGACUAGACACUGAAUUACAGAACUUAAUGCAAUAGCAGAUACUUCUCUUGCCUCUUUGCUUGUGAUGAGACACCAUCUCAACUGUAAUGCCCAUAACUAAAGCAUACCACCCUACUUUGCUCUUGCUGAAAUUGGGAUAGGGUGUGGGCCUUUCACGGAACAUCACCAUUGACCCAAAUUGCAUCACUGGUCAAAUCCCUAAACAGGCAUGUCCAUUCAGAAAGUAGGCAGGUCAACCCACCGAAGGAGAUGGUGAGCCUGGCAUUACGCAGGCCAGGUUCACAGAUGGCCUCUUGGCCAGCUCCCUGCUUAGAUUAUUAUGUAGAGAGUGCUGCUAUUUCCCUCUACACAGCGCAAGCAUGUCUGAUACACUCGCACAGUGCUGCGUGGGGACAGUAACCUGAUAUUUUCAAAUGCAGGACACAAUGGAACUAAAGCAGAACAGGACCCAGAUUUGGGACUGUCCCGACAAAAGGAUGACCGUUGGGAGACAUGCUAAAGCAUGUUCUAUUAACGUCUUUGUUGGAGACUCUCAUUAUCUUUUAUGAGAGAAGCAGUCCAUAGCAGCUAAUAGUAUAUUUGGCACUCCAAGCUGCUUUGUGGAAAAAAAAAAAAAGUGUUUGCUUUAAUCUAAACGAUGCAUAUGUGAUACCUGUCUUAAGGAAAACAAUAACAUUUUCUCUAUGUUCUGUCUCAUGAUUGCACAAAUUAAUUGAUGGCAUUCUAUUGUAAAUGUUUACCAAUAUCUUGUUAUCCAACUUAUCUAGCUAUUUUUUUCUAUCAGAUCUAUCUUAUACAUCAGCAGUUACUACCACUUUAGCCACUAUUGAAUUGGAACUUGCAUUCACUUAAUAGCUAUCUCAGAAUAGGAUCUUUUGCUUACUAGCAAGGGCUUACAUAUAUAGAAUUUAUUGAAUGAUGGAUAUAAAUAAUCUCUUGUAAAUAUGUAGUUAAUCAUGGUAGAAACAUUCAGGGUUAUUUAGAAAAGUGCGAAUUGUCAAGAAUUUAAAGUGAAUUUCAAAUUUAUGGCCUAAAAUCUUAGCUCUGCGUCCAAUUUGGAUGUUUUGGUCUUAGAAUAUAAAAUUCCCCUAAAAUCAUAAUUUUUAAAAAAAAGUACACUACAAUCCUCACAAGAGGGGACCUAAUGUGCAUGCGCGUUGAUCGCUGUGCACACAAUAGGCCUUCCCCAUAGGAAAGCAUUGAAUAGGAGUCUGAGAGUUAUUUUAGCAACAUUGUAAAUACUUACUGUACUAUACUGUAUUAGAUAAAGUGGUUUUUAUAUUUCUGAAACCCGUUGGUAUACCAGUAAAAACAGAACGCUUUAUUGGAGAGUGAAGGACCAUUCAUUGUUUCUUUGACCGUUUUAAGGAAGUGGGAUCAUAUAUAGUUGCAUAGUAAUCUAGGUUGAAAAAAAGUCCAUAAAGUUUAACCUUUAAUGCUCACCUCAUCCCUGCAAUGUUAUGCUUUGGGUAGUUUGUCUAGUACUAUAAAAAUGGGAAUGCGGGGCUAUUUCUCAUGUCAACUAAAUAUUUGUACUUAACCAUUAGACAUGUGGACCAAUUGAAAUUUCCAGUCCUGUUCUCAUAUACAGCCUUGUAUUGCAAUAUAUAUACCUGUCCCUUGCAAUCCCUCUGUUGUUUAGUCUAUUGAUUAAAUGAGGCUGUAAAUAUCCAUGCUGUGCCUACCAGAUACAAAGAUCAUUCCGUAUACAGGGACUGUGCACCACAGAGCAACUUUUAAGUCAAGUCGUAUUGAUUGUCCAGUCAGCUUGUGUCUGUGUGAAAACGUAUAUAUUCCUGUUGCCUUUUGCAACCUAAAGACCCUUUAAACUGCAGCGUGAAGGAUAGUGCAGAAUUUCCAAAGGGCCCUGAGCAAGCCGUUAAACUAAUGUAACAUUUUUUGAAGCAGCAUGUUCAGGUUCAGAGGAUGUAUAUCAGCGAACAGGAGCUUCAGGUGCUUUUUUUUUUUUUUUUUUAUACUAUACUCUGUAAAAUGUCUCAUAGGCCUGAGGCCCAUUACCAAAUAGCAUGUAAGGUUUAUAUAUAUAUAGGUAGUUAUGUUUAACGCAACCAUUCCCUGGCACUGUCCUUUUAAGUGUCUCUUUACCAAUCAUAUGUAACUGUGCUGACCGAUUAAAAUAACACAUAUAUUUUAGAAUUCACUAGGUAACAUUUGCGUAAAAACAACUUUUUAACUUACCACACGUGUUCUGUGUUUUCUCAUUAUUAAAUGUAACCAUACCGUGUUAGUACCCUAUUAAUGUUAUAUCCACAUUGUUCUUGGAAAUGGUGCGUGUGUUUAUGCAGCCAUGUGUAUCUGUAUUUAUCAAGUAUAUGUAUUAGCACACUUUCAGUGCCAGAAUUGUGUGCCUGCAAACAUUCUGUAAUGCCAGACUUAUGACCUGAUUCUCAGCCGGGUAGCAUUAGUUCUAGAAUAUUCUGUCUAGUUAUCUCCAUAAGUGUAGAUUUUACAGCAUUUUUAAUAUUGAUUAUUAAAUGACGUGCAUCAAUCCCUGCUCCUUUAAAAAUACAAAUCAAUUUUGUUCUGUUCUUUUAACAAAAACAAAAACGUUGCUCCACAGUUAAAUGGAUGUAUAAUCUACCCCAGAAGUGUGUCUAUUUAGAUGGCACAGUCCCUAUUUGGGGCCAAAUUUCCUCUGUCCCUCUUUUCUAUCCCCAAGACAGUGGCCCCUACUCUCCAGUAUUGUCAUGUAUGAAAUGUUCUCAGCACUCCAAAUGAUAGAGCUGGUAGUGCCUUAUUCAUUUUAUUCUAAUUUAGUAAUUGUAAUAUAAAGAACCUUUUUUUUUUUUUCUCUCAGUUGUAAUUUUUUAAAAUUAGUAAAUUCACAUUUUACCAACUGUAUUCUACACUAUAGGAGUAUUGAUAAUUUUUAAUGUUUUGCCAUGAAAUUAAAUUUUCACAGCCAUGUUAUCUGCAAAAUGUGGAGUUUCGGAUGAUUUUUACUUUUAUUCACACAUCUAUACAAUCUCACAACUUUAUAAUGCUAUACUCUGUCCAACGUGGCAUCUGCUAAUCCCCCUUCCCCUCAUCUCAGAGUUUCUCUUUCAGUGUGUGAAAAAAGAAAAGCAAUUUCUUUUUCUAUCAUAGCAAUAUAGACAUGACACUGGUAUUUCACUGAUGGUAGAAAUUUGAAAUUAGAGCUCACACACCUACAGAUUAAUGUAUCAACACAGAGAGAUUGAAAGGCUGAAAGAGUAUUCCUUGAAGAGAUUUAGAGUACAAAAUAUUGAGCAUAAUGAUAUGGUGUUACAAUGCAUGUGUGAAACUAUUCUUUUUAUCCUUAGUAAAGUAUUUUUAUACUUUGAUAAAAAAAAUCCUUUGCACUAUUUUGCAUUUGUGUUUGGGCUCUCCUUUGUUGAUUUAUUAAUCUUGUAGCUAGGUUUCAGCAUUCCCCAUAAUGAAAUGCUUAAGCAUGUCUUACAACAGACCCAGAUCCUAUAGGACAAUCCCAUAUUUGAGCUGCUGUGUUGCCAUUUUGAGUUUGAUCCUUUCUGGGGACUUUAUAGACAAAUCUCUUGUUUAGAUAUAGCCAUCCUGUCUGCAUGACUUGCAUGCACACCAAGCUAACACAGCCCUUUUUCAAGUGGUCCCAUUGCACCAAUAAUGAGAAUCUUGUAGUUUCUUGACCCUUGAACAUGAGCUGCUUUUACAACUAGUUUCAUGGUUCUUAUUCAGCACCUCUUAUCUUGAUGCUCCUGCCCAUUCCAUGUCAUAGUGGAGGGUAAUUAGUAGUUGAUGCCUUUCAGCUUGCUGUUAACUGUAAGAUGAAGCUUAUAAUUUUCUGUCUAGAAGAAAUGCUGCUGCAGUAGCUAAUCAGGAAUGUGGCGUGACUAAAAGUAAAAAGUGUAAUUUAGAGGUAAAACUCUAGAAUUAAAUAGUAUUUUUUUGUAGUGCUACAUUUUGAUCAGAUCUUUCUUACUUUGCUUGUAUUGCCUUAUUUGGAACGGAUAUAUGUAUAUGAUAUUACAUUUCCAGAAGUCUCUUUGGCAAAUGGAAAUGUUGUCUAGACAAUGUAUACACCAUCAGUACCAGGACCAGGCACUGCUGUUCUGUAACAGGCAUUUCAUUUGGAGUUCUUACAGACCUGUACAUACAACUCUAACUUCUCCCUUCUAAACUUGUGAGGUAUAUAAUACACAGAGCUAAGUAAUAGUUUACUCUCGGCCCUGUUUCAUUCAGCUAACACUCAGCUGUAAAACUGCAAAAAGAUGUGUGUGCGCACUAAGGAACUUCCUGCUUUAGCAGCUGCAAAAUGACAAGAACUUGGGGGAUGGUGGAUUAAAUAACAGAAAAAGGGCAUUAUGGAUUUAGUUCCUGUUUUGUGCAGCAGUUCCAGACUCACAAUUUUGGGAUUUCUUGUUCACUGGUAGAACCUUCUUGUGACUACUCGGUGAUCACAUGGAAGUGAUACGGUGGUCAAGUACAGGCGUUGGUCUUUUUAUUUGUUGUGUGCAUUUUAGCAGAGAGAGAGAUGAGCUGGCUGCUUUCACUAUUCUAUGUCUGACCUCUGCUUUAUUUCUACCCAUUCUUCCCUACACAUUUUCCUGUAUCCACUUCACUAUCCUUGCCCUCUCCUUUCUAGCACUGCAAGUCCACUAAAUUGUUAAAUUUGCAAUAAAUUCACAGAUUUAGAGAGAUACAACCGUGAAAUGGCAUGCAUAUAUUUCACAUGACAUACAUGCUGUAAAUCAAAAACAGAAUGCUGUACAUCUGGGGGGGUGGUUAGGUGCAGGGCUGUUAUGAGAAAUCUUAGGUGACCUACUAAUAAUUUAACUAAAAUGUAAUUUAGAAUAAGAGAUGUGCAUCAGAUUUACAGACUUAUUGCUAUACACAUUUAUUGUAGUUUAAAGACUCUGUACUGUGAGUUUAUUUCUGUGGUUCUGUUAUUCACUCACGCACCAACUAUAUAGAGCUUCCAGAAAAGAGGGAUCUUUGGGGCCUAAAACAGGGACAGUGUCUUUUAAAUAGGGACACUUGAGAGGUAUGGAAUACCCUGUAAUUUUACAGGAAGUCCUACAGAAAAUGUGUGUUUUUUUUUUUUUUAUUAAAGCAAUUUAUUCAUUUCAGAAAAGAUAUAUUGUUUUUUUUUUUUUAAAUUUCCUGAUAUUAUUGACCAAUAUGGUUUGUAUGAUGCUUCCGGACAGCUUCACUAGAACUACUAUUGUAUCUGUCUAUCCCAAUAGACUCCUAUCUGCUCACUCCCUUCUGAAAGAUUGCAGGAUUCAGUGGAUUACUGUUAGAUUCCCUUCUUCCUGGAGAGGAAGUAUGUGGGAAGUGGGUGGUGUUGUCUGGUUAUAAUUAAAACAGGAUGUGUCUGCAUCAAUUUUCUAAAGGAAAUAAGCUGUCUGGAUACUUUAUAUUUAGCAGAAAACACUGGCAUAUUGUAUAAAUUCAUAAACAGUGUUUCCAAGUAUAGAAUAGGCAAAUCUUUGUUCAUUUUAUUUAUUAAAAUUUUUGCUCUGGAGUUUGAUUGUUACUUUAAUAAAUUAUCACAUUCACACACUAUUUGAAAGAACUAUGUCAACUGUCUGAAGAUAGUUAUAUUAUUAUUUUAUUUAUAUAGUGCCAGCAAAUUCCCUAGCGCUGUACACUGGGAUAAAUACUUAGUUAUAUAAGUAGUUAUAGAUCAGUAAUUAUUGGUUGUUAAAGGUCUUGGUGAAGAAACUUGAAGUUCAUUUGUUAAGGUUAACUUGGUUUGAUGUUGUGAAAUGCUUAACUUUAUAAUUUCUUUGUUUAGUCUGCAUAUUUUAUAGACUUUGGGUGUUGCAACUAUCUUACCACAACAUUGCUUAGUUUUGUCACACAUUGCAAAACUUGUAUUAAUGUCCUAAAUACACUUUCUGCAUCCUCAGUCCUUUUGAACUAACAGACUGUCACAGGAGGCACCAAACAAAUGUCUGACUUUUGAAUAUGUUCAGCUUAAUGACUUUGCCUGCCAUCUAGUGGAUAUAUUUGAUACAUUGUCUUUUGGUGAUGCAAUUUAAUAACAAACCUGGACUGUGCUCAAGCUAUAUGGAUGCAUAAAUGCUUACCUGACACAUAUACUGGUCCAAAGCCACCACUGAUACAGCUAGUGUACCUCUUUCCAGCAGUAUCAGUCAUGCCAAGAUGGCAAACACUUUUUAAAAUUGUUUUUAUUAUUAAACCUGCACUGGAGCAAAGAGAGAUGGAAAAUCUAGUUUUAGGUUUAUAGAUUGAAUUUCCAUUAGGAGAUUUGGACUGCAUCAGGUCAACAUUAAACAACACACCUUUAGUUUAAUGAACUCGUUUUAGUGUAUCGAUCAUUUCCUGCAGUCUCACUGCAUAAGCCUCUGCCAGUUAGGAGCUAUACUACUUUUGUUUCUGUUUAUACAACCCUAGUUUCAUUCCCCUGGCUGCGAUUAACAACCUCCAUAUAAAAAAAAGUUUCAUUUUCAAUCAGAUCUUACAGCACAGUUUACUUGAGAAGUUAUUUUCUCCUGCUCUGUUUAUUGAACUUUAACUAGUGGGAGAUGAGAUAUUCUUAAUUGAACACACUGUACAAAAAGUUAGAAAAUUAGAUCUUUCUUUACAGGAAGGGUUUAGGGAGGCUGUGUAAGUCACAGGCAGGGGAGGUGUGACUAGGACUGCAUAAACGGUGACUUAAAGCAUCUCUGGGUCAUCUGCGUAUUUUGCAAAGUAACCUAAUGGUGACAUCACUGCUUGGUGUGUGGGGAAGUUUUACUUACCUGAAUCUGUUCUUCGUAGCUGCCAUGAUCUCAAUCUGUUGUAUUAUCUUCAGGUUCUGGAGCUUCAUCUGCCAGGAACCCAUGUCAGUUCUCUCAUGUGUGUGUGGUAGUAAACACUGAUGUCUGUAAGAUUUUGGAAGAUCACAGGAGCCUCCAUAGACCAUGACUUUUUUUUUUUCUCACAGCUAGUUAUGACCGUGAGAAUUUACAAAACCUGAUACCAGUAACUUUGCCCUCUGUCAGGUUUUCAUUUCCCCCCCAAGCGUAGGAAAAAUGCAUAAGACAAUGUAGUCCCUACUUUGCCUUCUGAUAUUUUUUGACUAUGAUGGAAUUUCAGUGAAAUUACAAAAAAGUCAGUGUGAGUAUUUAAUUUAAAAAAUGUCUUUAUGAAAUACUCUCGUGGGGGUGGUGACAGUUGCUUUAAAUCCUAAAUGGCAGAUAAUUGAAGAUCCCGCACAGGCAUGAUAUGUUCACCAAACCACUUUACUAAGUUAAAGUUGUUUUUGUGCUUGGUGUCAGUUUAAAUUUAGUCUUUGUGAUGCAGUGUAGCCUGUAAAUUUACAAACCUUGCAGAUCCUCAAGCACCUUUUUCAACCAUUAGAGUUUCAGUAACAGAUCUAUACAGGGAAACCGCUUUUACACAAUACAAACUUUUUUCCCUUGGAACUUUUGAAUAUUCUGGUCAUGAACACUACAUGAUGGUGAUGAAUGUCCAUUGUACCCAAAGAAAGACCACAUUUGUUUACAUAUCUUUGUCAUUUAGAAAUCUAGUGACUACACAGGAAAAUAUAAAAUGCACAUAGUUUUUGGGGCACGAACCACAGCAUAGGGCAGAGUAGGCAACCUUCGGCACUCCAGAUUUUGUGGACUACGUCUCCUCUGAUGCUUUGCCAGCAUUGACGAGCGCAUUAUGGGAGAUGUAGUCCCUGGCCUAGAGGUGGUAUGCCCAUCAACCCUUUCAUGACAAAGGUUUAGGCUAAACAUUAUUCCAAUUCAGUCAUAUUUUAUGCAGAGUAGCAGGUAAAAUUUGGCAUAUUAAUGUUAACACAGAUCAUUUUUAUUUAUUUUUAUUUUCGUCCACUGUCAUCACAUUGCAUAGGAAGGGUGGAUAUUAUGUUUUCAUCUAGCCGUUUUAAAAUGCAAUGAGUAAACAAAUCAUAAAAAUAAACUGGGAAAAACGGAACUCUGUAACUAGUAUUUGUUCCCAUAUUUUUAAAGACUACAAUUUACAAUUGUUUUCAUAAAUUCCACCCACUGUUUUUCUAUAGCUAAGAGUAAGCAUUUGAAUAAAAUAUUUCAGUGUGUUUAUAUCCUAUUUGACACCAAAGGGGCUUCUUCUAUGAAAGUGCACUAACAGAAACAAUAUGGAAAAUGGCCACUUAGUUUCCAGUUCUAUGAUUUUAAAAAGCCUUGAACUGGCAAAUCUUUGAUAGUCAUCACCCUAACCCAGUAUGAGGUAUGCAAAGGUGCAUCUGCCUCUCAGCAGGAUGCAACUUUUGAAUUGUAUAUGUAUUCUUGACAUUGAAAAUCCUUUUUAAAAAUCUGCCAAUCAUACUUAUUUUGUUUUGCUUCAUCACUUUAAAAGGGAUGCAAAAAGUAGGAUUUAUAAUGUGUUAUAAAACCUAAAACAAUCCCUUUUUGUAGCCAAUGUUGUAUUUUUUCAGAAUCAUAUUGGUUACAAAAUGAAGGAAAAGCUGAAUAAAGUGAACAUUAGUCUUGACUAGUGAUGCCGCGAACCGUUCGCGAACUUGCCGCGAACGGUUCGCCACGAACCAUUCGUGGCGAACUCCGGUCAGCUGACACAUCCCUGCCAAUCUCCGGCAGACCCUCCCACCUCCUGGACAGCAUCCAUGUUGAAGCUGCCUUCAACAUGGAUGCUGUCCAGGAGGUGGGAGGGUCUGCCGGAGAUUGGCAGGGAUGUGUCAGCUGACCGGAGUUCGCCGCGAACCGUUCGCGGCUAGUUCGCGAACGGUUCGCGACAUCACUAGUCUUGACUAAUUUUUGUAAUUAUGAUGUCUAGUAAAGAAGGCAAUUUAAACAUUUUCUAGAAAAAGUAAUGCUCGAUAGGUUUGAGAGGAAAAAUAAAAUCAAGAACAAAAGAGGAAUACACUAUAUAAAACAGAUGUUUCCAAUAGCCUUCUUUAGGGAUAUAAAACUUUUAGGUUCAAAGUCAUGUAACAGAAUAAAGAAUAACUUUUACAAGGGUGAACAGUUAGCUUUAGAAAAAAAGCUGUUUUUGCCAAACAAGGUUCCAUAUUCUGCUUGAAAUAAGCAUGAAUGCAUUAAAGGAACACUUCAAGCACCAUAACCACUACUGCAUUCUCUCUAUACUAUAGAAUGCUCUAGUGCUCAGAGAGCUCCUUUAAACACUUGAGCAUGCACAAAUGGCACUUUAAAUGGUUUGGAUUUUAUUUCCUCAUAAUAAAAUACAUUUAGAAUACACAUUGGGCAAAAAUGCAUUGCAGAGGUAGUAUGUACUACAAAACUACUGCAUGUAUCUCUCAUGCUUAAAGGACCUGCCCUUACAUUGACCCUAGACGGGUGGCAUCAAUCUAAUAUGUAAUUUUUGCAGGUUCAAUUGCGUUUUUUUUUUCCUUCUUUAUGUCCUUAAAGGCUUGACAAUUGUUAUUCAAUUCCUAGGUGUUCUAGUACUGGAAUAUUAACAGAUCUUAAAGUGGCAAUUCCACCUAAACAUACCAUAUAUUGCAUACAUAAAAAUAAUUACCUUAUUGUUUUAAACUUAUGUCAUAAAAAAACUAAAGUCAAGUGGUAGUGCUACUUCUAGGUCACGUGAAAUACAGAUUUUGACAUUAGCUGACCUUACACACUUGGCUUGCUCUGUAUACGUGAGAGUAUGUAAUAUUUCCAGAUCUGAAAUUACAAGAUAACAAUGACAUAAUAGCCUGACAUUUGCUCUAGAAAUAAUGUUUUAAACUUUUCUCCUUGUUCUGUCUUUACUUAACUGGUGAGUGGGGAAAAAAAGCAAGCUUACAUUUACAAAUAAACUGCAUGGUGGCGUGCCUUGUAUUUCUGAACAUACCAGUAGGAUUACAUUUUUCAGCACUUUUUUUUUUUUUUUACCCUCUAGGUUUUUGGUAUUUUAGGUGUCCUGGAACAUUAAACUGUGCACAGAAUUGUACCUUUGUCACGUACUAGCUAUUUCAUUUUUUUUAAUGCUGUUUUUAAAUGUUACACUAUUUAAAUGACAAAUCUCAAAAUCGGUAAAAGACAUCGUGCUGACAACAGUCUGUUCUAGGGUGAGUUUGUUAUUCUCCUUCAGCUGCUGAGAGAUUAGUAUUUUCACUGAAAUACAAGUUUGCCCUGCUUUCAUAGUAUUCGUUUGCGUUCAACAUUUGUACAUUUUCAUACUGGAGGCUAUACCAUGCAGUGGCGUACAUACCAGGGUCGCGGCUGCGACCGGGCCCGGCCCACCAGGGGGCCCGGCCGCCCCUGCGACCCGGUAUGUACCCACAGGGCCAGCCUCUUCCCCUGGGGGGCCCAGGAGCCGACCACCCCAGGGCCCCCCGAGGCUGGCCCUGCUGUCACCCAGAAGGUGGGUGGCCGGUCGGGCAGGCAGGCGGGCGUGCGAGGGAGCACUCAGAGCUUCCUCUUCAGCUCCCUCGUGCACCGCACGGAUACCGGAGCCGGAUGACGUCAUCUUCCGGCUCCGGCAUUCCUGCGCAGCGCGCGAGGGAGCUGAAGAGGAAGCACUGAGUGCUCCCUCGCACGCCCGCCUGCCUGCCUGACCGGCCACUCACCCAGGAGCCCAGCAGCACCACUGGACCCCAGGGAAUCCCCCCAGCACUCCAAAAGGUAAAGAGGCUGGGGGGAUUACAUUUAAAAAAAAAACAAAAAAAAAAAACUAGUGUUAGUGUUAGAGUGAGUGUUAGUGUAUGUGAGUGUUAGUGUGUGUGUCUGCUAGUGAGUGUCAGUGUGUUACUGUGUGUGUCUUACUGAGUGUGUGUGUGUUAGUCUGUUUGAUGUCUGUUAGUGAGUGUGUGUUUGUCAAUGAGUGUGUUUUGUGAGUGUGUAUGUAUGUCUGUCGCUGACUGUGCCUCUGUCAGUAAAUGUGUGUGUCUGUUAGCUAGUGUGUAUGCGUCUGUAAGUGUAUGUGUGUGUGUGUGUCUUCAGCACUUACCUUUCUCCGGCGCCGGACUCCCUUGGCGCUGAGGAUCCCUCAGCCUCUCAGCUCCGAAUGCGACCGCGCACGCAUUCAAACCGCCCAUAGGAAAGCAUUACUCAAUGCUUUCCUAUGGACGUUCAGUGUGCUCCUCUAGCGGCUGUCAGUGAGACAGCCACUAGAGGCUGGAUUAACCCUCAGUGAAACAUAGCAGUUUCUCUGAAACUGCUACGUUUUCAGCUGCAGGGUUAAGACUAGAGGGACCUGACACCCAGACAACUUAAAUGAGCUGAUGUGAUCUGGGUGUCUGUAGUGGUCCUUUAAAGGACCACUAUAGUGCCCUGAGGGUGCCCCCACCCUCAGGGACCCCCUCCCGCCCGGCUCUGGAAAGGGGAAAAGGGGUAAUACUUACCUUUUUCCAGCGCUGGGCGGAGAGCUCUCCUCCUUUGAGCCUCCUCUUCUCCUCCCCGUCGGCUGUAUGCGCACGCGCGGCAAGAGCUGCGCGCGCAUUCAGCCGGUCACAUUGGAAAGCAUUCAUAAUGCUUUCCUAUGGACGCUGGCGUGCUCUCACUGUGAAAAUCACAGUGAGAAGCACGCAAGCGCCUCUAGCGGCUGUCAAUGAGACAGCCACUAGAGGAAUAGGGGGAAGGCUUAACCCAUUCAUAAUUAUAGCAGUUUCUCUGAAACUGCUAUAAUUAUGAAAAAAUGGGUUAACCCUAGAAGGACCUGGCACCCAGACCACUUCAUUAAGCUGAAGUGGUCUGGGUGCCUAGAGUGGUCCUUUAACUGUGUGUGCAUCUGCAUGCACUGGCGUACAUACCGCGGUCGCAGCCCUGUAACCCCUGCGACCAGGUGCCCACCGCCAUGUGUUGCGGCCGGCCCGCGCGCGGGGGGGGGGGCGCCCACAGAUCAAUUUUCGCACCGGGGCCCCAUGGGUCAUGUGUACGCCACUGAUACCAUGUGUUUUCAUUCUCAAGUUUCUACUUAUGAAUUGAUCACUUCUCUCUUUGUCACUUAGUUGGUUUAGGGAUUAAAGUAAAAUUAUGGUGUUAAAAUAGAUGUUUCGGUAACACCUCUCCAUGUGGAGUUAAAAGGUGAGUUUAGUUAUCUGCUCUGCGUCGCUGCGACUCACACUGCCUCCAUGGCUGAUAUUGUCAAUCUCAGCCAAUCCAAAUUUUUCCAAUUGGAAAGUAUUCGGAGGCUAUUGCACAUGCACGGCAAUAUGCCGCGCUGCGCUAAUCAGCAUCUCCUCAUAGAAAUGCAAUGAAUCAAUGCAUCUCUUGAGCCUUUAGUGUCACCAUGCCCAGCUUGGCGACGCCAAACAUAGGCUUCCAUUAUCACUCCAAUAUGAAAAUACACAGAUGUUGAAUGCUAAUAAUAUAAAACUAUGGCAAACCUGUAAAAUUAAGUCUGGUAACACUAAUUACAAUCUUGUCUCUCUUGGCUUUAGUAUCUUAACUCGCUAACCCUAAGACAUGGUUAGAUUAUUAAUAUUUUAAUAAUGAAAAGACAAAUGUUACAUCAUGCUAAAAUUACAUAAAACAAGACCUACAAUAGACCAAUGCAAAUGCCAGUUCUUAAAAUAAAAUGGGACAUAUAACAUAUACUUACACAUAUUGCUGGUGAUCUUACAGUAGACCAGUGGGAACUCCUAAUUAGGCCCUUCUGUUUUUAAUCAAAGUUAAGUUUAAGAGAAGUUUAAUUUGACCUUAUCUGUCAUUCAGUUAUUUAUAUGUCUCUCUUUUUCCAGCAAAGGUAGCUACCUCUGGCUACAUGACCAGUUUAAGAUACCUGAUGUUUACCCAUCUCUUUUAUGCAGAAAUGGAGACUAUAAUUCUUAUCUGUUAAGAGACCUCUGUCCUUAAUACAUACUGGUAACAUGGGAAUCCAUCUGAAAUUAACCAUAAAAUGAGAUUCAGAAAAUAGAUUUUUUUACAUUACAUUUAUUGCUGGCACACUGAUAUAUUGAAACAUUAUUCAGUUUAACACAGAUUAAAUUCUUUAAACCAUUAACAAGAUGCUAAGUAUCAAGCUCUUAAAACACCUUAAAGUCUGUUGGUGCAUAGUGGUUGAUGUGGAGAUUACCCAGUAAUGGGGCAAACUGCUUAUCAAAUGUUACAUGUGUCCCUGCCAAGAGCUAAGUCCCAUUGCAUAGCUGACAAUGUACAUACAUCUUCUUCAGAGCUGCUGAAGACUCCUGCCAAUUCUGUCAUCAUUUAGUGAACCACUUUACACGAAGACUCAAAGCGCUUUGACCACUUUAAAUCACUGAAAUGGUUAUGAUCCUUGGAGUAAUAUUUGUGAGCCAUACACAGAGAAGACUAGACCAGUGCUCUCUUAUUUAUAAUAAGCCAUUUAUUUAAUAUAUAGUCUUUUUAUUCUAUAUUCUAUCUUAAGUGGUAGAUGGCAGCAAAUAGAUUUUUUUUUUUUUUUUUUAAUUAUAAAUGUUUUCUGAGUUUUCAUAAUAAAGCAGAUGUACAGUAUGUCAGACUGUCAGUACAAUUUUGACAACAGCCAAAACUGGUGAGUCACAGAACAGAAGCAUAGUACAUCAGUGAAACAAAAAUAUAUAACCACAAAAUGCAAGUUUUUGCAAUCUGAGAUAUCACUUGUAAUGGAGGGGGCCUCUGGGGACUUUGAAUGUACUGUGAUCAUUGCCCUGGUUGCAUUGCAGGUUGGGACAUUAAUAAGUGUAUGUGUCUGGAAGUUUGUACUGCUGUGUGGUGAAAAAGGUAAAAUUGAAGGAACGCUAUAGUCACAACAUCUUGAGCUUAAUGAAGCAGUUUUGGUGUAUAGAUCAUGUCCGUGCAGUCCUUAGUCUUACUGCUCCAUUAUCUGCCAUUUAGGAGUUUAAUCAGUUUUGUUAAUGUAGUGCUAGUCACACUUCCCUGCAUGUGACCUACACAACUUUCCUGAACACUUCUUGUAAAGAGUCAUCUAAUGUUUAUACUUCCUUUAUUGGAAAUUCUUUCAUUUAGAAUUUGUCUCCUGAGUGUAAUUAAAGUUCAAUUUCCAGAGCAUGCGAUGAAAACAUUUAAAGUAGAGGCAUCUUAAAAAAACAUUUUGUUUUAAUGCAGGCUGUCGGUCACAGCCAGGGGAAGUUAGGCUAGAGCUGCAUAAACUGAAAAGUGAUUUAACUCCUAAAUGGCAGAGAACUGUUAAUUAAGACUUCAGAGGCAUGGUCUAUACACAAAAACUGCUUUCUUAAAGGGGUUCUAUAGUCACCAGAACAACUACAGCGUAUUGAAUUUGUUCUGGUGAGUAUAAUCAUUAUCUUUAGGCUUUUUGCUGUAAACACUGUCUUUUCAGAGAAAAUGCAGUAUUUACAUUACAGCCUAGUGAUAACUUCACUGGCCACUCCUCAGAUAGCUGUUAGAGAUCCUUCCUGGGUCAUGGCUGCCUAAAAUACAUUCAAACAUUCAGUAUCUCCACCCUCUGCAUGCAGACACUGAACUUUCCUCAUAGAGAUUCAUUGAUUCAAUUCACCUCUAUGAGGAGAUGCUGAUUGGCCAGGACUGUGUUUGAAUCAUGCUGGCUCUGCCCCUGAUCUGCCUCUUUGUCAGUCUCAGCCAAUCCUAUGAGGAAGUAUUGUGAUUGGAUCAGGCUACCACUUCUGCUGAUGUCAGCAGGCAGUGGGCAAGUCUAAAGGAAACCGUGACAAAGCCAGCAGCUUUAGGCUUGAAUACAAGUAAGAUAUUACUAUUUGAAGGGCUCAGGGUGGCUAGAUGGUGGUUUUAACCCUAUAUGUUCAGGAAUACAUGUUUGUGUUCUUGAUCCUAUAGUGCUCCUUUAAGCUAAAUAAGUUGUUUUGUUGCCUAGAGUUUCCCUUUAAGCAAGAGAUCUUCAAUACACAUGACCUUUAUGUAUUGUAAACCUACCUCUGCUAAACCCUUCUGUAACUUUUUAUAAUGUGCUUACUGUUACAAAUAGUCCAGUUCUGAAAGCAUGUAUAUGUUCUCCCUUUCCCAUUGAAAUAUAUCUGCUCAAAUUGUAGAGGAAUGCAUCUGCUUAUGUUUGCUUUAUUAGCCAUAAUGUUUGGAUCACCAAAUCUGUUUCCUGUAUGUCCUGCAGCUGGUAAACUUCCUGGCUUGCUCCUCCGGCUUUGUAAAGCAAGACAAUAUGGUCUCCCUUUUAAUUAAACUUCUGUCUGUUCAGCAGGUGCUGCCUAAUACCGCAGGGCUCGUAAAAUAGAUUGAUGUGUAAUUGUCAGCUAAAUUACAAGGCAAUAUUAAACUAUGAAGUAGCAUGUGCCAACAAAAGUAAUAGUUUGUUCAGCCUAUUGCUUUGCACGGGCCGAAGAGCAAUGCGGGGGUAGACCAUUUGCUAGCUGUAGCUAGCCAUCUUGUGAUGCCAUUUUAGUUUCAGGGAAAAAUGUCAGUGGCAAUCUCUAAACACAUAUGCAUUUUUUUUUUCUGCUUGUUUUUUUGUUUUGUUUUGCUUAUACAGUCCACAUACUGUGAUGCAGUUAAAACUUCUGAAAUUAGUUUAAGUAUUGUUAGGUACCUUGGAUAUCAGAAAUUAAUAUAGUAGAAAACGUAAUAAAACAACUAUUUUGAGUAGUAUGUGGAAGAGACACAUAAGGUAGACUACCGUAUAUUCAUGGGGAAGUAUAGAGUGAUUUUGUAUGUGUGCUUUCGGAUUAUAGUUGAUUAUAAUUUAUCACGAGGUUCAAAGUAUAUAAACAUGAAAUAUUGUUAAAUUUGUAAUAGGUAUAUAAUAGGUAUAUAAUGGUUACCAGGAUUGCAUGUUUUGUCCUGCAAAUUGCUUACCCAAGUGUGAGGCUUCCUUGUUUCAUGGAAGAAAAAUCAAUGGAGCUUGUAGCUGGUGGGCAGACAGUAAGUUAUCUAGAGCAGGGGUUUCCAAUGAAUUUUUUGGAAUCCUUUGACAUAGUGUAUCAACAUCGCAGAUCCCCUCACCCUCUGUUUGGUUCGUGUUUGAUUGCUGGGAUGUAUGCCACAUACAUACUUACACAGAUAUACAUACACAUUAACACAGAGAUGCACAUAAACACAUUUCACAUAUACACACAUUCAUAAACACACACAAAGAUACACACUGACACACGAACACCUGACACACAGAUGCACUGGCGUAGAUACACACAUAUACACAAACAGACAUAAACACACUCCGAUACACACAGUGACACACGCACACCUUAACACACAGAUACACUGAAAGAUACACACUGACACUCAGAAACACACUGAACCACAGAUAGACACUAGCACAUACACACAGAUACACAACCUGGCACUGACACAUGAAUACACACACUCAGAUACACAUUGACACACACAGGGACAUACACUUGCACACACCUUAACACUCAGAUACACGCACACACACACUGAAAUAUGCACUCAGAUACACAGUGACACAUACACACACACACACACACACACAAUCAAAUACAUACACAUGUCAUUGUAUAUAUGCAGUCACCCUCCUGUUCGCAUACCUGUUGUCUGCAGGAGGGUGACUUGCUGGCUGAGGCUGGUGUGUGUGUGGGGGAGCUGCUCAGUCCUGGCUGCUGCAUCCUUCCCUCCAGUGCAACUUUUUUUUAUAUGAAGCUGGGAGGAAGUGACCGUCCGUUACUUCCUUCCAGCAUCCCAUACUAUGGAGACCCGAUUGUGCUAUUAAUCGGCCGUGGCGCUGACCGGGUCCCUGUGCAGCAAUGCCCAUCAGGUGGCCCUCAUGGGCCACCUGAUGGGAAAAUCACUGCGGUACCCCAAUUUUGUUCUCACCAAUUGGAAAACGCUGAUCUAGAGAAAAGCGUAAAGUAAUUUAUCUCUAAAAUCUCAUCAGGUUUGAUACAAUCAAUCUUAUCUGGUACAAGCAGCAGUAUGUACAUUCAGAAAAGUACUGUCUAGAGAUGUGCACAACCAUUUUACUUCAAAUGGUCAUUCUAUCCUGGGACCAAGAUUAGAGUAAUUAGCAACCUUUCCCCGUUGAGAAUAGAAGUGAUGUUAUAGUGAUUUAGUCAUAGGAUGAAAUUAAAAGGAUCUCUUUUUAUAAUGUCUGUUGGGCUUUUCUUCUGCACUACAUUUUACGAUUGUUUUGUAGAUUUAGAUUCAGGACUCCCUUUAAGAUGAAAAAAAUAAAUAAAAUAUUUAAUGGUUAUCUAAUGCUGAGGUAUUUUUCAUACAGAAGACCAAUCCUUCUCAUGGAGGAGAACAGGGAACUUAGAGCACAUGUAGCAGAUGCCUCACUCCACCAGUAAAAUUUUACUCAUAAAGAAGCAUUGAAUCCAGCACUUCACUAUAAGAAGUCUUGACCAUGUUUUUCAUUGUACUGUACAAAAAUUGAAGACCUUAAGAAGGCAAUGCAUCUACUGGCUGUCAUACUGAUAGCCAGUAUAGUCAUGUUUUCAAAUAAAUGUAAGCAUUGCCAAAAUGAAACAAUUUACAAUUGCUAGCUUUGAAUAUACUCUGACAUUUCUUGAUCCCUCUCUCCUCCACUUUCUUCUCCUUGGCUGCUAGCCUCUUAAAAAAAAAUAAAAAAUACUUAAGGAUUAUAGAAACAUUAGGAAAUAUACCUGUAUUUCUAACUCUAUGCCCUUUUAGUUGAUGAUUUCAGUUCAGUGCUCCUCAUAGAAACUUUAGCAAGUGCAUCCAAAAUGCUUCUCAUAGGAAAGGAUUGAAUUUGAUACUUAUCGCAUCACCGCGUCACUUGACCAGGUUUCACUCAGUGUAGCGGAAGCUCUUCUAGUGGUUGUCUGUUCUACAAAACUGCAAUGCCUUAAAUUUCAAGGUAAAACCUAAAGGCCCACUGCACCCAGACCACAUCAUUGAGAUGUAGUGGUCUGGGUGAUUUUAGUGGUACUUUAAAUUGCAUAGUCCUUCUGGUGAAUAUGAAUAGAGCUAUGCUAGAAAAAUGUGUUCCUUCACAAUGUUCCUCCAAUAGUGUAUAGAGGGCAAAUUUUAAUUUAAUUUUUUUUUUAGUUUUACUUUGUACUGUGGGAAGGGGUUAAAACUAAACUGUUUCAACUAAAUACAGUAAAACAAAAAAAUAUAUAUUUCUUUUCAUGAAAUCCCCUGCCAGAGAGAAAAUAAAAUAACAAGUACAUUGUUUUGAGCAUAGAUCGAAUACCUUUUUCUAGAUUGGACCUGUUUUUGAGUAAUCCUACCAAACAUCAAUGACCUGUAUUGCUUCACUAUACAUUAUGCUGGUAUUGAUUUUCCCCUUUGUGAUGCCUUUGCAUGCUAUUUUCAGAUGUAUAGUUGACAAAUUAGCAUGUUAAGGCACUGUAUUCACCAAGGAAGUUAAGUAAAAGGAAAAUGAAUUGGGGUUGCUAGCUUCUUGAGUAGGUUCUGUUAGGUCAUACGUUAAUCCUUUCGCAGUUGAAGUUCAUGCUAACUCACAAGAAAACCAAGCUUUGACCUGCUGACUCGUUUGUCAGCUCGGAUGCGGCUGAAAUGUGAGAAAAUGGACUCAAUGCUUUCAAAAACGCCUGAAGUGAUGAACAUCACUUAUGCUUGUUUAACCUUCAGUUGUGCUCAAGAAUUCAGCUGCAACAUUAAGAACUGGUUCUUUGGUAUUUUAUGUCAAAAUGUUCCCUGCUGUAUCUCCCCCAACCCCUCCUUUCCUUAUGCAAAUACACCCUUCUUUGCAUUCUUCAAAUAAUUUGGAAAUUACUUGUUCCUCUUAUUUUAGUUGUUUAUAAGAUUAGUUUCUUUGUACACUGCUUACACCCUUAGUAAUAUUAAGCCCUGUAAGUAUUACGUUAUGUUGGAUCAUGAAGUAAAGUGAGCUUAACAUCCCCAAUCAUAUUCAUUUUAUGACCAGAUAGCUGAGAAUAUAUUUCACACUGCAGGGGGUGUUACACCUUCUAAUUUACAAAACUAAAUCUUUUUCCAUCUACACAAAGCUGUGUUACUAAAUGAGAUUGAGGUUUUUGUAAAACACCGGUGAGUCUGUGAUCUAUGUUUUUUAUUUUUGUGCAGAACUAUUUAUGGGCCAAAAGACAGCUACUUAAAAGAUAAUUCUAUUAUUGGUUUUAUGGCUUAUUAGUUCUUGCAAUCUAAUCAUUUUCUUUGUGUCUUCCAUUUAAUUUAGAGACCUUUCUCUUUAAACCCCAUUUUAAUACUACUUGCGUAUAGAUUGCUGCUUAUUUCCUCUAAUUUAAAUGUAUUUGGUUUGUCAGCACUGCCAAAAAUGAGCUUCCCCAUGUUUGUAACCCUCACACCCUCUGUAUGAUAUAAGUUGACAUUCUGUUCCAGAAUACUUUUCCAGUUACAUUCAUGGCUUAGAAGUGCCUAAAGCAGUUGGAAACAGCUGGUGGAAUAGAUUCCAUUAAAAUGUGAUAAAGCUCAGUCGUUGCAGCCAUCUGUAAGUGAAGGUGUGGACAAAACUCAACAACUAAAGAUACGCAAAACUGCCCAAAGUGCUAACCUCCUGUUAUGUCCGCUCUUAUCUUUGGUUUAAAAGCUAUUAUUUUCCUAGCAGGUGUCUCUGAUCAUAGCAGCCGCAGAAGGCACAAAAUAACAUUUUGAAAUGUGCAGAACUAGAAUUUAGUUAACUAUAAAAGAGUGGUUAUUGGUUAAAGCAGCUCUGUCACCUUUAGGGGUCUUUGCAUAUUUUGCAAGGUGACAUCAGUCAAAGGUAAUUAUACUUGAGCAAAGCUCUCCUUUGUAGGCAACUUUCUUUCUUCAGCUUCUGAUGUUUCAACCACCAGGAGCUCACUUCACUACUGUUCUCUCACACAUAGAGCAGAUCUUUUGUUGCCCUAGCAAUGCCUGUAGGAAUUGGCAAAAUCUUUUCUUUCAUUUUCCAUAAGUCCAUGACAUUUUAAGGCCACCUCUACAUCUAAUGCCAUUAGAAAGAAUUUCACUUCCAUUAUUACCUGUAUAUAAUUGCACGGCAAAAUGAUAUUGUAGUGGGUGUAAUACAAGGAGGCUAAACUUCCUAGCCCCGCUAAGUCUGCUACUCUGCUGUAGAAGAUGAGAUAUAUAUAUCUUGAUAAAGACCUGCGGGUCGAAACGUCGAUUUUUUUUUUUUCUGUACACCGAUAAAAAAUUUUUUUCAACAAGUCCUUUGGAGUGCUCUCUUUGCUACUAUUUCUAUAUAUAUAUAUAUAUAUAAUUUUUUAUUAUUUUUUUUUUUACUAUUUGUCAGUGCAAUAGAAAUUUACUAUAAUCCGUUAAUGUGCACCUUCUCUGUAUUAUGUACUUGUAAGCAGAGGGAGAAGGAUGAGAAUUCUGGGGAAUUUAUUAAUUUAUUUUUUUCAUAUUCUUGUGCCCCUGUUCAUAUUAAUGUAUAGGUCUCCCCUCUUUUUUUUUUUUUUUUUCUUCUCAAAAAAAAAUAUAUACAUUUAAAGAUUUUUAUUAUCUUUUUUCCAGCCCCGUGACUCACCUCUUCCUUCUAGUAAUGUCAUGUCCUCCAUUGUUGGUCCAACGAUAGAGGAGCAUUAGGGACAUGUGCACCAAAAUUCGCCAUAGGAAAGUAUUGUAUUCAGUGAUUUCCUAGAUGCUUCUGUGUCACGUGACUGAAAUUUACUUGGUUAGUGCAGGGGAAGCAUCUCUGGUGGCUGUCUGGAAAACAAAGUAAAUAUUGCUGUUACAAAACAACAACAAAAAAUCUACCGUGUUUUCAUCUGCAGGUUAAAAGGAUGAAGUGGUCUGGGUGAAUUUAGUGGUCUAUUAAAUGCUUGACAAAAACUCAAAGGCACUGCAACUGUGACCACCUAGCACCAAAGGCCUACAAAAAUAUGUAUUGUGGUUAGUGUCCCUUAAGUAUGUGCACGUGUAGUAAUAACAAUGAAGAUUGACUUUUCAUGUAUGAAGGAGGUGACCUACUUUCUCAGUGAUCAACCAAUUAUAUUAGUCUUUGCUUGAAUUUAUAACGUUUGUGGCUGCUUACGUAACAAAGGGAUUUGAAACAAAUACUUAAAGGGACACUGUAUGCACCCAUAACACUUCAGCUCAUUGAAGUGGUCUGGGUGCUGUCUCUUCUGCACUUAGUGCUGCAAUGUAAAACAUUGCAAUUCCAGAGAACUGCAAUGUUUACAUUGCAGCUCUAAGUCUGCCCUCUGUGGCUGUCUUAACCGACAGCCACUAGAGGGUUUCCGGAUCUAAACGGACUUUUGGUCCGUUAUCUGAUUCUGGAUGUCGUCAUGGACCUCCAGCAUCAGUAUCUCCCUAUAGGAAAGCAUUGAAUAAUACUUUCCUAUGGGGAGUUCUAAUGCACGCGCGCCUAUUGCCUGCCCAUGCGCAUUAGGUCUCCCUGCCGGCUGACGGUGGGGGAGGAGCGUGGGUGGAGCCUGACCCAGCGCCAAGGGAUUCAGUUAAGUGGCGGGAGGGGGGCACUCCAGCAACCUGUAGUGCCAGGAAAACAGGUUUGAUUUCCUGGCACUAUAGGAUCCCUUUAAACAAAAAAAUAGCAUUUUACAUGUUCUUUAUUAUGAAACACUAUCCGUGUUAGAUUUUUCUAAGCUUCCCUACAUAAUCAAUUGCCUAGAAUCUAUGCUAUUAAACUGAUCUCUUCAAAUACUGCUGUCACCCUAAAAGAGAAGUGUUUGCUUGCUGAGGAUUGUGUGAACUGCCUUUUCACAACUAGAGAGCUUACACAUUGGUUACAACUGAUCUGAAAAAUAUGAUGUAUCUAAACUAGUAGACCCAAUUUUAUUUCAAUGUUAUUCUGUCAUUUAUAAGUAUUUUAAUUAAGAAAUUAAUCCCAGGGAAGGUAAGAGGCAGCUAGAUUUUUAAAGAAAGUCCAAAAGUAAUUUAACUUUUUAGACCUAUGAAGUGUUAUGUUGACAUUCAGUCACAAUCCUAUUAAAACACUGUAUGCUGCAUCUAAUUGCCUUCUGAUGAUUGCAUGGUUAAAUCAUUGUUUUAGUAAGGUUACAUUAGUAAACAGGAAGGAGUCUUUAAACAUAAUUCCUCCUAUUUGGAUAGAUCUAUUGCUUUUUAUGUAAUUAAAGACCUUUAUCAGUUUGCAUUUAACUGUUAACUUACCAGUAUCAUUUUUAAAUAAGCAUACUUCAGGCACGUCUAAACAGACAUUUGUUCAGUCCCUAAACCUUAAUUGUGUAAAUUGCAUGGCUAUAAACAUUUCUUAAGUAGCUGUAGUAAUCAUGAGUGACCUUGGCCUUUGUAUCCUAGAAAUAAGUGCCUGUCUGUAUCUUGCUCAUUCAAUGAUGCCUUUUCUCGGAACUCAUUAAUAGUGCCAAGCGUAUCAUUGUUGCAGUUCUUAAACUACAUGUUUACUCACUGUACUUUAUUACAAAAUACAAGUUUUAUUGGUAUUUUUAGGCAUUUUAAUUGGAUUUCAUUAACAAGUUGAGCAUUUUCAUUAAAGGAACACGAACUAUAGAGUUAGAAGCACAAAUGUAUUCCGAACGCUAAAGUGUUGUCCUUGAUUUAAAUUAUUCCCCAUGUUCUGGUCUCCGUACAGCUACACUGUUUCCCGGGCUUAGAUGAUCAUUACUGAUGAUCUCAGCCAAUCCAAUGUUGUAUGGAAGCUUUGGCAGGCUAGUGUUCAUGCGCGACAAUAAGCGGAGUUGUGCCAAUCAGCAUCUACUCAUAGAGGUGUAUUGAGUCAAUGCCCCAGUUGAGGAGCAUUCUAUAUUCCAUGCAUAGGUGGCCUUAGGCAACGGUGUAAGCAUUUACACUGCUGAUGCUGCAAUGACAGGCUAUAUGCUACACUACAUUACUACUACAUUAAACUGUAGUAGUUCUGGUGCAUAUAGUGCUAGUUUAACCCCUUAAGGACCAAACUUCUGGCAUAAAAGGGAAUCAUGACAUGUCACACAUGUCAUGUGUCCUUAAGGGGUUAAAGCAUGCACCCUGUUUAAUAUCUCUGGCUUUAGCUUACACACUAACUUACUUAUAUCUCAAGUUUUGGAACUGUGAAGCAAAACAUAUACUAUAUUUAUUUUUUGUUUCCUACCAUGAAAAUUUGACUUACAUUUUUACUUAAGUAUUGAGUAGUUGUAAGAUUUGAAAAUACUGCAAAUAGAAAUGAUGGCUAAUGUUUCCAUGCCUCCAAAUUGUCCCAGUAUUUGUUGGAAAAUAUCCCUAAUCUGUUUAGUGUGAGUGGAACAAAAAAUGUUUGUACUAUGCAAAAUGUCAGAUGAUAAAUAGCCUGCACGGAGAGACCAAAAGCACACUAUGCUUGUCCUGCCCUCAGUGAGGCCCUGUCAGACAGCCUAGUAUGUAUUUGAGCCAGGCUGACAUGCUAUUUCUUUGGGUAUUUUGAUACAAUACCACACUUUUGGGCAUCACCAAUAAUGCAAGUGGUGUUACUGUUAAGCUACCAUAGGCAUGCCCAGGGUAUGCAUGUCUCUCCAACUGUUUUGGAUUACAGUUACCUUUAUGCUCAGUUUCCCACGCAGUAAUGGCUAAUAAUACCUGGAGUAUCGAAUAUUAACCAUAACAGCUGUGGGGUGCCUUCUUGUGAUAACACAGUUGAAUGUACAUGUCAACGCCUAGAUUUGUUUUUGUUUAUUUUUGACCUGAAGGAACAUUUUAUUCAAAUGAGCUUCUUACAGGUGUAUGCUCUUCUACCCACAUUUGAGAGAAAUAAUAAAAAAAAGACAAUCUAAAACACACGUGUUAUUUCCUUGAACUGACUUAAUUUAGGAAAUGGUGACUCAUGCAUUUGCAAUUUCCAAGCUGACCUUGUUGCUCUUUCUGUCGAUGGUGAGUGACCUCUGUAAUAAUGUAUGGUGGAAGUAUAGGUUGCUGUCACUUAAUGUUCAGUAAGUUGAUUCCGUCUGCAUCUUUAAAUCUGUUUUUCCUUUUUUGACAUGUUUAAUUUUUUUUAGAAAGUACUUAUUGCAGAAUACGCACACAUCAUAUUAUACAUUUCAUGACUAGUAAACUUGGACUGCAUACUGACAGGGCAAUGGAGACAGCAGUCAAAUACAAGGUAUAACUUCCUUGAAUUUUUUUUGUCAUCCGUCUACCAAAAGACUGCCUCAAAACCCCGUAAUACAAUAAAAAGCUAGUAAUCUUCCCCAUACUGUAUAUCAAAUUUGAACAUUACCAUAACUUUACUGUAAAUAAUGGAUUGACAGGCUCCUUGAGCAUCUUUGCAGUGAUUAGGUGUACAGUGCUGUGUACAUAGUUUUUCUUCUUCUAAGCAGUGUAAAUCGCAUUGUGCUUGCACUAUUUGUUAGGAAAGUUCCAUCUUUCACAGGAAAGAUUUGCAAUAUAGCUCCUUCUGUUGCAGCUGGCAACAUAUAUUGCAUCUCAUAUUGUUUUAUCUUUUUUUUAAUUUUUAAAUUGGUUUGCCUCACUUUUUCAUGUCGCUACACAGCCUGCAUUUAAUAUUCCGAAUUAAAUCCGAACAAUGAAAUCAAUGUAUUCUUUAAAAAUAUAGUAUAUAUGCUAUUCGUUGUAUCCAGCAAAAUGUAAGGCUGUGUGGCAUAUAGGUUUUUCACAGGCAAGUAUAUUGUUUGAAGCAGGUGGCUAGCAGUUCAGAAAUAAUUGGGAAAAAAAAUAAAGUACUGUCCAAGCUCUUUACAUUUGAGUUUGUAGUGCACUGAGCCUCCAUUCUGAGCUGCAGUCUUGGGAAAAAAAAGUAGAUGGAAGUAGCUGGUCACAUGAAAAUUCAGUUGAAUGAAAAGCUCUUUGUUCCUAGUCCUAGAAAAGUAUCUCUGAGCUCCACAUUACAGUGCUGCUAGUGUUAUUGAAGACUAACCAUUGGCUGGUGCAAAGGUGGCUAAAAACACACACACACACACAGUAAAUGGAAAAGAUUUUCUCCCAGGCAACACAGUGGCUCAAGCUUAUAACUAGGUCAGGUGAUUGGCAUAUUUGUCUCUUAUAGAGAACUUUCAUUUGUUUCCCAGUCUUCCAAGUAUAAAUGCUAGUUUCAGACUCCAGAUUCAAAGAAGAGCUGGACCUGGUAUCCCUGAUCACUGGUUAUUAUUCAUACCUAACUUUUGAUUUCUCCAAUUGUAGCUUUCACGUUUUAAUGCAGAGAAAAAUUUGCAAGGUUUAAAGGGACACUAUAGUCACCAGGAAUAGUACAACUUAAUGAAGUUGUUCUGGUGUGUGUGCUAUGACCCUGCAGGCUUAUUAAUGUAGGUUCUGCAUUUCAUUUGAUUGUGUGUUUAUUACAUUUUGAUUGGAGAUGCAUGUGGAGGCAGUUCACACAUCUCUCUAGCAAUAAGCCAUCAAGAUUUAAUGCAUCUCAUAGGACUGCAUUAAAAUAAUAAAUUUCCACUAGAUGGUAGGCACACUAAUUGGGGUAAGGUUUAUACCUUCUUGUGGGAACUAUGGUUAAAGUAACUAAAACUUGAUUAUUACAGUCUUGCUUUCUCUGUAUGUGAGUGAGGCAGCAGCUCCUUGUGGCACAGUAGAAGAGCAACAAUUUGAUAAUGGUAAAUUAAGACCCCUUUUGUGUAGCUUCCUUCUUGUUUCAUUUUUUUAUUUUUUAUUUUUUUUUCACCUGGCUGGUUCUGAUCUAUGGUUUGUCAAAACAAAAGUAAAUACCUGAAAGUAAGCAAGCAAGCAGGAAAAAAAAAAUGCUACUAGAAAAGUAUCCUGAUUAAAUGGGAUCAUGUCAGAUAAGGUGAUGGGCAAUGUAAAAAGAUAAUAGCAAGAAGUUUCCCUAGUGUAUCUUUAACAUUAUGACCCACCAAUUUGUCAAGUGAAAAAAGUCAUCUUUGCAUAUCAUUUGAACUGGAGUCUGUACUUUGUUGAAGAUAAGCAGGCAAUGUUGCUCCUGAGAAAUAAUGAUGCUAAUUUAUCUUUGCCUGUCCACCUAGCAAAUGGAAAGACUGCUUCGGAAAAGAAAUUGAGAAAUAACUGAGCCGUACUGAGCAAUUUCUUUCACUUUAUAUUCCUGUUAUAGAUUUAGGGACUUUAAAAUGGCUGUCGACUGGAAAUUUUUCUACUAUUUAAACACAUUAUUUGUACAUUUGGUAAAUCUAAUACAAUAAUUACAUUUAUAAUGUGCUGUUUGUGAAAUAUAAAGGGGUUUAUUGCAAAACAUGAAAUCGUUGUGGGUGGCAUUGUUGACCAAUGUAAGCUAAACUGAUCCCCUCUUCUCUUCCUUUAUGUGCAUAACCACAAAUUAUGGGUCGUGGCAACAGAAUUUAAUAGACAUAUGGGAUUCACAAUAACCUUGUGUCUAUAUUUUCCUUGAAUUUAUUUAGUGUUCAACAUCACUGGCUAUUCUGAAUAAUUACUGCCCCUUUAAAAAUGACUUUUCUUCACAUUUACAUGUUGCAGUCAUGGAUGUUCUCUCUUUGCUACCAAAGUGAGAUUGAUUAGAUGUUGAUCACUUUAAUGUCACAGAGCGGUAUAGUACAUAGUUAUCCGUUUUUGAACCGCAUUUAUGUGAAUAACCUAGCUUUCAGUAAACCAAGUACUUUUAUAUGCAAAGAACAGGGGCUUCUUUUCCCUUAGGCUGCCGCUACCAAGUAAUAGCUUGUUUUCAGUCUUGCUGUGUCUUCAACACGUUUCAGAAUGUGCAUUCCUGAUGGGUUUCAUGGUGCGACUGUAGAAAACAAGUUAUGUCUAGUAUUGUGCCUUUUGUAACUUGUUGGAACUCUUAUACAUCAUUCUAUAGAUGUUUGGUAAGCUUGUGAAUCCUUGUCUAUAGUAAGCCUCAGGAAGAGUAGUCUUUUGCAGACUACAUUCUGUUUCCCUAUUCAGAAUGCCAUCGAGAGUCGAACACAGCAUGAAGUGUUUUAAAAUCAAAGAGACUUUUUAGCUCCAAGCCCUACCGAUUACCAGAUUUGAUUUAGUUUAGUAUUAAAUCACAGUUUGCCAAGUUUAUUCAUGAUCUGUUGCUGCAGUGAAGUCAAUUUAGGAAAACUUUUCUUGUGUGCCUUUUCUUGCAAUGUUAAAAACAAACCAGCUAAAUAAAAAAGGAAAAUUUACUCAUUUAUUCUGAUUUGUUUUUCAUUGAUAUGUAUAGACUAAUAUCUGCAGUGCUGUGGAUAGGUAAUUAAAAUGAAACUAAAUUGUGACAAAUUAAAAUGAAGCUAAAUUGUGACAAAAGAGAAAACAGAUCAUAUAGUGUUUACUAUGUAUGACCCAUGAUUACUGCUUUCAUCAUUUGAAAAUUUUUUUGAGAGAGACUUCUUUCUUGCAAGACAGAUCUGUGCAUAUUAGUCAGUCACCUUUUUCAGAAACUGUAUUCUUCUAACUCCAUCAGUACACAAACACAUGUAUGUCUAGGAAUCUGUGCUACACUGUGUAUGAAGUUAUUUGAUAUUAAAUUAUGAAUGGGAGGUCUCUUUCCCCCUGUGAAUGGAAACCUUCAUAUGCAAAGGAUCUUUGACCAGUGCAUGGUAAAUUUGUACUGAAGACUUAAUUGCAAUGGUAGGCUUCUCUUUGUCAGCUAGAUAAAAGCAUUCCAUGGCAUGUGUUGCCAGAAAGGAGUUACACAAGGCUGGGCUGGGGAACUUGCAGCUGUUACCAUUCAUGUCAGUCAAGGGUCCAGGAAGGCAAAUAGAAGUGUAAGCCUGCAGAUCCCUUGGGGACAUGGGGCCUGACUGGUGGAGGUUGAUAAGAACAGAGUCAGUCAAAUAUUUCUCUUGAGGCUUUUCUAAACCUGGUCCGGUUACUGUGCAGCAACUGUUUUGUUGUUUUUUUGUUUUUUUUUAUUACAAAGUAUGAGCUCAUCUCUCUGUAUUUUUAUUUUUUUUUUGCUGUGCUCAAGAUAGUAAAUAGCAUGAUUAUAGGUUUUAAAUUUAUUUACACAUCUGUAUGACCAUUUCACUUCACUUGAUAUUACUUGCUUACCCUUAUUUUAUUCACUCUCUGUUGAGAGAGAGGCAAAGUGCAGGAUUGUUAUUCCUAAAAUCUGCUGACAUUGGGACACUCUGCUUGUACACUAUGAUGGUUUUAGAAUGAGUGCUCUUUAGCAGAGCACCCUCUCUAUAUCUUGUUCAUGUAAGUUAAAGGGUACACCUCACACUAUGAUCGCUCCAUAUGUGAGGUGUUUCACUAUGAAGCACUUCACAUUCAGAACUUAAAGGGAUACUAUAAGUGCCAGAAAUACAAAGCUGUAUUCCAUGCACUAUAUCUCCCUCUGCCUCUCUUGCACCUUUCCAUGGUGGUCAAUAGGUUACAAAUCCUUAUCCCAGCGCCUAUGUUCCACCUCGUACUCAGUCCUGCGAUUAACUAAUGCUCAUGAAUGGCAAAUCCUGCACGCACAUCAGACCUCCCCUUAGGAAAAUAAACAAGAAAAAUUAUACCACUAAAAAAAAAAUACAGUGCAGAAAACGCAACCUCCUAAAUAAAGUGUUCUCUCUACGGAAACUCUCAAAAGAAAAAAAAAAAAGGGGGUGGCUACCAAAAUACUAAAUGGUGUAAAUAAUAUAUAAAAUACAACCUCUUAGUAGAGAUGAACUAGAAGGAAAAUUAAAUCUGUGAAAAAAAACACUAUACAUAAUAUAUUCUAGAAAACACUAUAGGGUAGGGGGUUGAAUCAAUGCUUUCCUAUGGGGAAAACAUUCUAACGCUGGAUGUCCUCAUGCAAAGCGUGAGGACGUCCAGUGUCCGUUACCGGACUAAAGGUUCAUUACGAUGCAGGAAGCUCCUCCAAUGCCUGUCUGGUAGACUGCCACUGGAGACAGACUUAAUGCUGUAAUAUAAAUAUUGCAAUUUCUCUGGAACUGCAAUAUUUUACAUUGCAGUGCUAAAUGCAAUAGGGACAUUGCACCCAGACCACUUUAAUGAGCUGAAGUGGUCUGAGUGCCUAUAGUGUUCCUUUAACCCCUCUGCUGCCAGAGGUGUAACUUUCAGCCUAGAAGAGCUGUUAUUUUUAUUAUUAUUGCCAUUUAUAUAGCGCCAACAGAUUCUGUAGCGCUUAACAGUAUUAUGAGAGAGGGGAUUUAACUAUAAAUAGGACAAUUAUAAGAAAACUUACAGGAACAAUAGGUUGAAGAGGACCCUGCUCAAAUGAGCUUACAGUCUAUAGGAUUGACUUGGUAAUAUCAAUUGCGAGUAUAUUGUAACUCUGUCAGCAGUCACAGCAUGCUGGAGACAGGUGUCCAGUGGGGGCACCAGGAGUGAUCUUGCAUGAUGUGCAAUAGAUGUUUGUUAUAAACUCGCUGCAGUAGACCCAAAUUAUACCAAAAUGCUGACUUAACUUUAACAGGAUUGCCGGUAUAGUUAGUCAUGUUAAAGACAAGGUCACAAAUGUAAAACUUGUAAUGUGGGCAUUAAAGGACCACUCUAGGCACCCAGACCACUUCAGCUUAAUGAGGUGGUCUGGGUGCCAGGUCCAGCUAGGGUUAACCCAUUUUUUCAUAAACAUAGUUUCAGAGAAACUGCUAUGUUUAUGAAUGGGUUAAGCCUUCCCCUAUUUCCUCUAGUGGCUGUCUCAUUGACAUCCACUAGAGGCGCUUGCGUGCUUCUCACUGUGAUUUUCACAGUGAGAGCACGCUAGCGUCCAUAGGAAAGCAUUAUGAAUGCUUUCCUAUGUGACCGGCUGAAUGCGCGCGCAGCUCUUGCCGCGCGUGCGCAUUCAGCCACAUUGGAGGAGAAGAGGAGGAUCGGAGGAGGAGAGCUCCCCGCCCAGCGCUGGAAAAAGGUAAGUUUUUAACCCCUUUCCAGAGCCGGACGGGAGUGGGACCCUGAGGGUGGGGGCACCCUCACGGCACUAUAGUGCCAGGAAAACGAGUAUGUUUUCCUGGCACUAUAGUGGUCCUUUAAUAAUGGAAUCUUAUAUACAUUGUUUUGAUUUUUUUUUUUUUCAAUAUUUAAUCAGUUUUGCUUUUUAGUAAAAAUAAAGUUAUCAAAUGCUACUUUUGAUAGAGUAGCCUCAGAGAGUUAAAUUCAAGUAACCAUUUUAUCUCUACACUAGAAAGCAGAGAGACCUGGUGGACACCAGGCAUGUAGUAGAACCAUUCAAAACCAGUUUUACUACUUACCAUGGGGGAGGGAGGGUGCCAGGAUACUUCUAGCUCCAUGACCACUACAGUUACUUUAAGAGAGUUUGAAUUGUUCUAUUUCAUAAAUCAACACAUUACCAUAAGUAUAUGUUUGCAACCAAGACCUAGUUGUUAAACAGUACACAGUGGGAAUCCUUUUGCUUUUACCCUGCUUACCGUAAGUUAGCUUUGUAAUAAAGCCAAAAUCUCUAUUAUAAAAUCACAAAGUUCAUACUGCAGUUCUGUAUCCGUUUCAUAAUCACAGCUGUUAUGUUUUGAGUUGUACUGAUGGUGCUUUUUAAUUUUACUCUGAUUUAAGAAUUACUGUCCAUAAUGGGAUAUGUACAGCUGACCAGAUUUAUUGUCGCUAUCUCACUUGAAGUGAGUCGCUGUGGAUGGGAGUAGAUGCCUUUUCAGUUGUUGGGCAUACCAGGUCCGUUAUAACAUGAAACUUUAAAAUGCUUUGUAUUCUGUAUUCAUUUUAAUUUUCCAACAAACAAUAUUAAUCUCCAAUUUCUAGACUUAGACAUUGCCACUUAGACACUGGUUUUAUUAAUUUGUGUUUUCUAUUGUAUGUUCAGAAUACAAGAGAAAUGUUGAAGAAUUUAAGAGGAUAAAAAGCUUGAGUCAAUCGCUUGGGCUUAAACUAAGCAAUGCAAAUCCGUCUUUAAGUGACCUUAUUGAUGUUUACUCAAAGCAGCUUUCUCUUAGUACAAAUGACUGAGCUUUGUUGUAGAACUGUACAGGUAGUAUUUUGCCUCGCUGGAGAUUGACUGUGCAUCCCUCGUGCAACCUCUCUUUGCUUCAACAGCGAGUGUAUACAGCAAUGCCUGGAGCAAAGAUAGAUUGCCUGUACGUGCCUUAUUUGAUCAGUUGACAGUUGUCGCGGGGACAGGUCAGCAAAAAAGCAGAACCUCAAUUUGCAGCUGACAAUAUCGGUAGCUGUUAGCUGUGAAUGUUCAUAUGGCUGCAUCUAAUUCAUUUCUAAAUAUUUGUCUCCAAGUACUUCUCAGGUGAAAAAGUAGAGAUUAUAAGACAAAACGGUGGCUUUUAAACCUCACAAAUCAAGCACCAAAUCUAUUGACAAUCAUGUUGUGUAACAAAUAGUGCCAUCUUCUGGUAUGAAAACUGCAAUGCGCACUAUGUAAUGUAAACUACAUUUCUUUUACAAUUUGAAAAGGAAAUAUCAAACAGUAUUUUGUGUUAUGCUCUGCCUUAUGUAUGUAUAUUAUUUGUAUUUUUUAGAAGUGGUUUAGGGAAUACCAUCUAAGGUGUUUUGAGCGUAAUUACUAUUUGUUUCCUACAUAUUGUGCAUUUAUCUGCAGUAUUUUGUGUCUAUUUUAAAUGCCCAAAUCUCAAACGCAUUCACUGUGUUUUCUCACUGGCUUCUUUACUGGCUUUAGCAUCUAAUAGGCAAAUGUAGAGUGAAGACAAAUCCCAAUUUAUUAAAAACUAGCACUUAUCCAGGGAUUUUCAUCCUUGUGUCCUAGGUACGGAAGUGCAAAUAUUUUUCUCAGAUGUAACGAAAGCACCACAGAGUUGUCUUUAGUACAUGGGCUUAAAUCUUUUCAAAGCACAGUUUUAGUUCCCAGGAUAAAACCAUAUUGCUCCCUAAACAUAAAAGCACUUUGAAUAAAAUGCAAUUACCACAUAGGCUGUAGUAAACUGUUAGGAAUCUAAAUACUUGUGUUUAUGUUCGAUCACAGUCACGGGACACCACGUGAUUUAAUUAAACACACACUAGGCUUUAUGCACACGUCUGAAACUAGGCAGUAGUGCAGCAUUUCUUUGCAGAUGCUAGAGUGCGCUUGAUUGCUUCCAGAGAAUUAUGGGGCAUUGAUGCUGCGGGACAAAAAUGCUGCAGAGGCAAGCAUAUUUUUAUUUAUAUGAAUUCUGGUUGAUUUCUAAACAUGAAUAAACACACACUAAAAGGUAAUCAGUUAUCUAUUUCACAGCUUAAAAUUUUUACUCCUAUGCUACUAACUAGGCUUUAAAAAUUACUCUCCAUUGCAAGCCAUAACAUUACCUCCAUGGGUCAAUGUCCAUUCGCCAGGGCUGUAUUGUCACUCGCCAAUAGCUAGUGGCAAGUACAACUUUUGAGUCCUGUUUAUUUAAUUUUUCCACACCUUUCCGUAGACGUUCAGAUAGGUCAUUUCGGCAAUAUAAUGUUUCACUGUAUAAUUUUUGCAGACUGUGAGCUGCUUUUGCAUACACAGAUGUGUUACAAUGUAUAAAGUUCAAUGCUCUCACUUUUUGUAGUGAGAAAGAAGCAUGUGUGUCACUUGAGGACAGCACUUAAAAUAAAUAAAAGAAUUACAAUAAAUAAACAAAAUGUUGUUAAAACUACUGCAGAGAAAAACCACAACUGAAUGGCUUGUUUAGGCCAUUUAUUAACGUAAAUUAUGAUUUAUUGCUAUUGAACAGUUCUCAGCAUUUAGGAGACUAAUAGUGUACUCCAAGUAAGCCAUCUGCUUACCAUUUCAGAUUCCCUGAAGGGAAAUCACAGCAGUUUCUAGAAAUUAAACCCGUUUUUCUAUUUUUGCUGCUUCUGUGUAGAUAAAUGCUUUUUUAUGAGCUUGUUUGAGCAGGGUCCUCUACACCUUGUCUCUGUCAUCACUGCUUUGUAUGUCAGCAUGUUUUAUAUUCCCAAUGUAAUAUCCUAAAACCCUAUGGAAUAUGUUGGCGCUGUAUAAAUAAUAUAGUAACAUCCAUUAACUUUUAUUCUGUUUACAUAUUUGUUGGUAAUACAUUUACCUCUGUACUUUAAUUAAAAGUACAUUGAGAACUGCUGCAAUAUUGUAUAGCUUAAUUAUAUUAUUUGCUAAUGGAACUUUGAUAUAUAUAAUACAUUGCUAGACACAAAUACACGCACCAGUCAAGCCAUAAGACUUGCUUUUCCCACAGAAAUUCGCUUUAACUGUGCUCUCACUACUGCAAGGGAUUCUGUGUAGGCGUAUGCAAAUGAGCUCAACAAAGAACCACAUUUUUGCCUCAUAAUUCCACUUUAUACAUGGAUUCCUUGGAGUAUGUGUCUUCUGCAUUUUUGCCUCAUAUUUCCACUUUAUACAUGGAUUCCUUGGAGUAUGUGUCUGCUGUAUAGAACAGCUUUGAAACACAACUCAGGGAGAGGAGCAAAGCCAGUGAACCACUUAUGGACAGCUGUUUUGUUGUUAAUCAGCAUGAGGUUGGUUACUGGCUUGCAAUGGAGGCUUGGCGUUACUUGUAAAGUACAUACCAACAGAGUUGUGGUGGGGAACAUAGUGUGGAUGAAAAUCGCUUCCACCUGAAGUCACUUACUUCAGGUGGAAGGAGUUUUCAUCCACACUUUAACCCCCACCACAAUUCUGUUGGUAUGUGGUAUUAACCUCGAUGGUACCACUUUGGAACCUUGUUGGUAUGAUGCAUCGACCUCCUAGCACUAGGCAAAGCGAACAGAGCUGGCAAGUAAAGUGAAGUUACAUUUUAAUUUGCAUUGUGUUUAUUUGUUUCUGUAUGAUUUUAUGCAUUUAUGGUAAUAUUAAACUGUAAAAUUUAUUGUAAUAUUAAACUGUAAAAUGUGCUGUACUUUUGGGGGUCUGGAACGGAUUUAUCUAAUUUACAUUAAUUCUUAUGGAAAAUGUUGAUUCGGUUUUCGAACAACUCUGUACUCAAACAGCCUUCUGGAACAGAUUAAGUUCAAGUUCCGAGGUUCCACUGUACCUCUUUGCAUGUGAAGAGUCUUUUAUUCAGCAGUUAGUAAACCAUUUCAAGAGAUGUAAAAAUGUGGCAACUUAAUAAUACUUUAGAUUAUUUUAUUUCAAGAGAUGUAAAAAUUUGGCAAUUUAAUAAUACUUUACAUUAUUUUAUUUCAAGAGAUGUAAAAAUGUGGCAACUUAAAAUCUAAAGUGUUUUUUUUAUAUAUGGGUUUUUGUUGUUGAUAAAUGGGCAGUGGAUAAAUUAAGUGUUUGUCUUAUGACACUUGCAUGUACAUAAGUUAUUUUGCAUCCUGGCCGAUUUUAAAUUAGUGGUUGUGGAACUUACAAUAUGGGGGGGAGGGAGAAACUUUAAUUUUAAAUAUUACAUAUUUUUAUUUAAUAUUUGCAAAUAUUGUGUUCACGUAUGUUAAAGAAAAGUAAAAAAGUAGUUCUUACAUUCAUAGAAAACGUUUUCCUUCAUUCACCCUGUAAUAAACUUAUGCAGCCUGCUUGUAUCGUUAGAAAAGGUUGUUCCUAUUUAUGCUUCAUGGAAAAAAAUUCAGACUGCCCUUGACAUGUGUUUUUUUGUUUUGUGAAGAUUUGGAGUCAUCCUCACUACUGGAAUGAUGUGAUUUAUUAUUGUGAUCUUACUGUAGUUAUGCUAAAUAAAGAAUAGAGGAUGAGUGAGGAAACUUGUGAAUGAAGUAACACACAGAGGUGAAAAUGAGUUGGAUACAUUUAUCAUAUUUAAAAGACAUCGUCAAACGCCACAAUAGCGUACACUUCUACAUAUACAUACAGGCUAAACAGUGGCAUGAAAUCUGAUUUUUUUUUUUUUUUACUUUUAUCAUAUUUAAUGUAAAGGGACAGUUUGUGCAUUUUAAAUCUUUACAUAAGGCAGCAUUCCUUGAUCAAAAAGCACAGUAGUAAUUGUCAAGGUUUUGAAAAAUGAAAUUCAGGUAAAACCUGCAGUAUUUAGCUUCUCCUUGAGUUUCUAACAGGAGCUGAACUGCUGAAGGCAUUUGCAAAUACCAUGGUAUUUGCACAAGCAGUUACACUGGAAAUCCAUGCUUUGAAGUCACUGCAGUCACAUGCAAUAAGACAAUGUAGUUGAAAUGUAGCAUAUUCUUGAGAUCUUACUCAAGCAUUCUCAUGCUGCUCCUAUAUUCUAAUUUUGCCUUAUUGAGCAAGUGUGGAACAGAAACUUAAAUGUACAAACUUUGCGGCUAAAUAUACUUUAAUUUCUUUUUUGUGUUUAAAGGGGCCAACUCAAGUCUAGCGUGUGCUUUAGUCAAUCAAAUGAUAAAAGUAUAAAUGAUUAAUUCUCCAAUGUGAAUAUAUCUCCAUCCUGCCUCCUUUCCCUGUGGACUUUAUACGGUUUGCCAUGUUUCCCAGUGGGUGAAGGUCUUGCACAGUGUGUGCAAAGAUAAUUUAGAAUUUUCAUGUCCCUGUUAAUGACUUAAAACACCAGCAAGUAUAUACAUUGACAUAUGUACUCUCCUCAACAUGACUCUGCAGACAUCUUCUACAGACAGCAUGGUACUUUGGACUAGAUGGAGUGGUUGUGCAUGCACCGAAAUGACAUAAUCCGCAUUAUACAAAACCCAGCAUGCACUGUACUAUAGGAGUGGUUGGUUGAAACUAGGUCAUUUGGGGUUGUCAUCUAUUCAUAGCAUCCUUAGAUACAGCCUUUACUGCUGCACAGUUGUUAGGUAGGUCAAUUUGUAUAAAGUACAACAUACCUUUCAUCCUUUUUACUUCUGCUAGCACAAAGUACAGUUGAAUUUUUAUGCCAAUUUAAAUGGCACCAAAUCGGAGCCUUAGCAUUUUCAGCAUUUAAAGUACUAGCGAUUUAUGCACUUAAAAUGUUAAUAACCUAACAGUUUUUUUGUUGUUUUUUUUUCACCUGCAGGCAGAAGGAGAAGACAGCUUAAAAAAAAUGCAGCUGAUGGAACUGGCCAUCCUUAACGGCACCUACAGGGAUGCCAAUUUAAAAUCACGUAAGGCAAUUGUGUCCUUGUUUUUCCACAUAUUAAUGUCAACAUUUCUCCAAUCUAUUCUUCUGACAUGUGCAUAGAAGCAGCCGCACAUCUGUCUCCAAUAUUAAUGCCCCCCCAAAAAACUUUGCCAUUUUUAUUUAUUUUUUUCUGUAUGUUAGUCUUGUAAGAAAAGCGAAUGGAAUUUUGUAUGUGUUUACAUAGUAUGUGUGUGCGUGGACAGUGCUGGUAACAAUAGUCAGGGUUUAAAAAAAAAAAAAAAAUAGCUCUCAGCUGACCGAUUAUCUAACUAGCAACACAUGAUCAGAGCAAGUUUGAAGACCCUAUGAACACUGUCCCUCAGUGCAGUCUUUUGAUGUGCUCACUCUGCCCUGAAUCGAGAAUCUUUCCUGGUGUUCAGAGGGAACAAACCCAGAAUGGUAUGAAAGGAGUUUGAAUUUUGAAUGUUCUGGCAGGACAUUUGGGAGGUAUAUAUGGGUGCUGUAUGGUUAAUCUAGUAUGCACAAUACAGCUCACUCCUUUCCAAACCAGCGUUAAAGCUUACAAAAUGUAUGCAAAUAUUUGCCUGAUACAGACGAAUACACCAUUAUUAUUGUAUUAUUUGUUUGCAUUAAAAAAAAUGGCAGAUUGUGUGUGCAUGACUGUGAAUACAAGAAUUAGAACCCCCAGUUACUGUUGUGGAAGGGAGGAUAAGUAAUUCUUCUCCUUUUCACAUAUUCUCUGGAAGGCAUACCUUCUAUCUGUCCCAAAUAGCCCCAGUUUGAGUGUGGAUGUGCAAAGGAUGAGAUGUCAAAGCAAGUAAAAGCAUGGAGUGUUUCCAUUUGGACGGCACUGGUAUGUGUGAUGCUUUUAACAGAAUGGUCACUUCUAGCACAGUGUUCCUUUAAAAACCAUCCUGGUAAAAUUCUGUUAUUAUAUGGAAGCAAACGAUAAUGACCUUUGGUCAGAAGGUCCAAAAUUAUUUUCCUGCAUCUUUUGUUAAUUUAGCCACGCUUUCAGUUUAUGUGUAUAAAAUGAAAAUCUUAUGUGUUAUGUCUUACUCCCUCAGAGCAUGUGCAUGUGAGCUCUAGCGUAUACACUGCCAAAUGAGCUUAUAAGCUAUGCAUUACUGCAUUUAAACAUCUACAAAGUAUGGUUGGUGCAGCACUGUAGCAGUUUAUGUUAAAGUAAGGGGAAAAAACUGAAUGUUUUGUCAGUAUGUUUUUUUUGUUUGUUUUUUUGGUUUUUGUUUUUUUAAAAAGCUUGUUUUUUUUUCUCGUGGAUGGGCAACUUAAAACAUGUUUACUUAAAGCAGUCUUCCCCAAACUCCGGCCCUCUAGAUGUUGCUGAACUACAACUCCCAUGAUUCUAUGAAUGAAAUAGGCUGAGAAUCAUGGGAGUUGUAGUUCAGCAACAUCUGGAGGGCUGGAGUUUGGGGAAGCCUGACUUAAAGUAUGUUUUAUUACUUUUAAUGUGCUGUCAUCUUGCCCAAGGUUAUUCCUAUAUAACGUGCAAUUGAACCCCUCUUACUCCCCACAAAAUAAGUCAAUUCAAUCCAGGACAGACACACGUGCGAAAUUAAAGUUUUCCUCCGAUAUUUUUUUUAUUUUAUUUUUUUAAUGCAAAAUCACACAGUGUACAUCUCCUAAGUGGCUACAGUACUGUUGGAUUUAAAGAAAGUCAGUUUUGCUUGCUUAAUACCUAUUCUGUAUAGUGUGCUGGAUUGUUAUUUUGAAAAUACUUGAAGGUAAAUACCUGUAGAACCGUUUCUUUGCAGGAAGUCAAUUAUGCACCUGCUACGUUUUGUGUUUAUCGCUAUGUAUAUUUGAUACUGUUUUUUUUUUUUUAUGCAGACAAUUUAUUCUAGAAUGUGAUAAUGUAAAAUUACCACAGCUUGGUUUUAUACACUGCAGUUACAAGUUGGAGGUGUUUUUGCCAUCUUGCCACUGAUUUUGUGAAUAAACACCUUUAGAUAUGGUCAAACUAUUCCUAAAUGUUUUAUCUCAUAUUGAGUGUAUUUAUAGGUUAUUGUGUAACAACCCUUUUAACUCUUUUGCACAUUAAUAUUUCUCAAACUGGUCAUGACUCCAUUUCCCAUAAAUGUUUCUACAUUUUGUUUGUCUAUCGCUCAUUCACAGGCUACUCUAACAUUUCUUCUUGGCAACACAUAUUCUCUCUUUUUUAAAAAAAAAUUUCUUCUUUUAAUUUUUUGUUUUCCUUAAAUCAUUUGCUGGUUUUGAGAUUGCUUCUUAUAGGUUCUUGUUUGAUUAUAAGCAUGUUUGCAUAUAAUCUCACUAGUAAUUGGAAAUAGCUUAUCUACAUUUCAGUGGUGUGCUUUGGCACUUUGUGAUCAGCGCAUGAACUAAUGAUUUUCCUUUUUUUUUUCUUCCUUCCUGCUUAUUUCUAUACCUUCCUUUCCUUUGCCCUAAACCCAUUUUUUCGCACUGCUGCCUCUACAUUUCCUUCUAAUUUUCUUUGCUUACUGUAGCAGCCCUUGCCUUUUCUCUUGCAGCGACCGCUCAGGCCCCCCGGAUUAUAACUGGGCCUGCGCCUGUUUUGCCUCCAGCUGCUCUGCGUACACCUACGCCAGCUGGACCUACCUUAAUGCCUUUGAUCAGACAAAUACAGACAGCGGCUGUCAUGCCAAACGGAUCCCCACAUCCGACUGCAACGUUAGUCCCUCAAGGACCAGAAGCUGGCUUGAUCUACACACCUUAUGAGUAUCCUUACACUCUGGCCCCAGCCACAUCAAUCCUUGAGUAUCCCAUUGAAACAAGUGGGGUAUUAGGUAAGAUUAGUAAUUUGUUUUUAAUUUAAUUUUAAGGUUUGCAGAUAUAAGGUCAUAGUGAAUAUUAUUGUUUUGCUAAUAUUGUCCUCAAAUAAUCAUAAAUAAUAUUGAAUUACAUUGCUGAAGCAUUUGUAUGGUUGUGUGACCCUUGAUGACAAGAAGAUACUGCACAUUAAACAUUGGAGUGUGUGCCACACAAAUACUUUUGCAGACCAUUAAUUGAAGGGGCACACCAAGUAACAUAACCACUACAGCUUGAUGUAGUGGAUAUGAUGCCUUCAUUAUUUGGGAGCUGUUGUUCACCCUGGUUUAAUAUAAAAUUAUGUAAGAGCAGUUAACAAAAAAUAUGUCUCUUCCCAGCACACGCUUACAAACUUUGUCCAUACUGGAUAGUGGCCAUUGGCUGAGAGUGGUGGUUUAGCCCUGCACUCAUCAGCCUAACAGUACAGUACAGGUUACGUGUAGUUGACUUUGGUAAUGUGGAAGUGUAAAUUUCACAUUAUCAUGGAUGUUUAGAAGGGUCUAGAAUGAUGUUGAGAACUAUGGUUUAUAUCAAACUGUUUAUAAACGGUUUAACAUAAAACCUGGGACAAGACUCAAGGCAACAUAACCAUUACUCUGAACUGUAAUGGUUAUGUUGCUUAUACAGUGAUGGAAACAAGUAUUUGAUCCCCUGCUGAUUUUGAACGUUUGUCCACUGACUAAUAAAUGAUCAGUCUAUAAAUUUAAAAAAUCCAGAAAAACGCAUGGCAAAAUAGUUAUAGAUUGAUUUGCAUGUCAAUGAUUGAAAUAAGUAUUUGAUCCCUAUCAAUCAGCAAGAUUUCUGGCUGCCAGGUGUCUUUUAUACAGGUAACGAGCUGAAAGAGAGUGCUCCUAAUCUCUUAAAUCUCCGCUUGUUACCUGUAUAAGAAACAUCUGUCCACAAAAGCAAUCAAUCAGAUUCCAACUCUCCACCAUGGACAAGACCAAAGAGCUGUCCAAGGAUGGGAGGAUCUUGUUAAUGAUCUCAAUGCAGCUGGGACCAUAGCCACCAAGAAAACAACUGGUAAAACACCAUGCCGUGAAGGACUGAAAUCCUGCAGCACGCACCAGGUUCCCUUGUUCAAGAAAGCACAUGUACAGGCCUGUCUGAAAUUUGCCAAUGAGCAUCUGAAUGAUUCAGAGGAGAACUGGGUAAAGGUGUUGUGGUCAGAUGAGACCAAAAUCGAGCUCUUUGGCCAUCAACUCAACUCGCUGUAUUUGGAGGAGGAGGAAUGCUGCCUGUGACCCCAAGGACACCAUCCCCACCAUCAAAGGAGGAAACAUUAUGCUUUGGGGUGUUUCCUGUGCAUCAAAGGGAGAUGGACGGGGCCAUGUACCGCCAAAUCUUGGGUGAGAACCUCCUUCACUCAGCCAGGGCAUUGAAGAUGUCGUGGAUGGGUAUUCCAGCAUGACAAUGACUCAAAACACACAGCCAAGGCAACAUAGGAGUGGCUCAAGAAGAAGCACAUUAAGGUCCUGCUGUGGCCUAGCCAGUCUCCAGACCUUAAUCCCAUAGAAAAUCUGUGGAGGGAGCUGAAGGUUCGAGUUGCCAAACGUCAGCCUUGAAACCCUAAUGACUUGGAGAGGAUCUGCAAAGAGCAGUUGGACAAACUCCCUCCUGAGAUGUGUGCAAGCCUGGUGACUAACUACAAGAAAUGUCUGACCUAUGUGAUUGCCAACAAAGUACGAAUUCAAAGGGGUCAAAUACUUAUUUCACUCAUAGACAUGCAAAUCAAUUUAUAACUUUUUUGACAUGCGUUUUUCUGGAUUUGUUUUAUUUUUGUUGUUGUUCUGUCUCUCACUGUUAAAAUACACCUACCAUUAAAAUUAUAGACUGAUCAUUUCUUUGUCAGUGGGCAAACGUUCAAAAUCAGCAGGAGAUCAAAUACUUGUUUCCCUCACUGUAGGUUUCCUGUUAAUGAACACAAGAAACAGAGUUGCUUACAUAUUUAUUUUUCUUUGAUAAAAGCAAAUAUUGAAUAUUUUCGCUUUCUGAUUCUUUUCUGUCUGUUCUAAGAUUCAGUCUUUACCCAGUUCUGAUUCAAUGAAAAUACUCUGUUUGGUAAUUUCCUGGUUCUGUCCCGGGGGAUCUACCCUAUUUCUUUCUCUCAUUGAAGCAUUGAUUGCUAAUCUGGAGUAUUUAGAGGAAUUACAGAUAGAAAAUUGGUGAGGGUUUCAAAUAAGCCCGUUAAAGGUCAUGUCCUUAAAAGACAGCGCAAAACAGAAAUUUAGGUACAGGGCAUCCUCUCCCUUGCAAGACAAAAAUAUAGAUUGACCUAAACAUGGUAAAUGGAGUCUGUGUUCUGUUCUUAUAGCAUUGUGUGCUUUAUAUUUUUACGUUUUUAAAAAGGAUCACCUGCAUGGCUUGUUACUUAAAGUAGAAAUUAUAUGGAUGUCUAAAUUGGCAAGUGUUAAUCUAGAAAUUCCCUGCAUUCAUAUUUGGGAGUAAUAGAAGACCGCUAUCACCACAAAACCCUUUUUUUUUUUUUAAUAUAAUUUCAUCAAGUUUUUGUCCUUCCUUCAUUCAUAUACAUACCUUCAUUCUAGAAUCCUUCAUUCAUUUACAUACACCUUGGGUCAGAUUGUGCUUGAAAAUGAACAUACUGUAGCAUUCCCUGUAUCUGAGCAGAGAGUGAAGCAUGGAAGAUUAUGGAGACUGUCCGUUUUCAAGAACAGUCUGACCCAAGGGGUAUAUAUGGCUGAAGUAUUCUGUCGUCUACUAAAGGUAGGGAAGAGGUUUUUUGUUUGUUUUGUUUUUUAACAUGUAUAUACUUAAUUUUAAGAAAAACUACUUUUUUUUCAAUGCAUGAUAAAGGAUAUAGUUGUCCUUUAAAUGACUAGUUUAGGCAGCAUAACAGUUAAAAAAUUCUCAAAUAGUUUUAACACCAAAAUUUUUGUUGCAGUGCCUAAACUCUGCCCUUCUGUUUCCUAAAAAUCAGGAAGCUCUUGCAGAUUCAUGACCACUCUCAUGAAGUCCAUCAGUGACUCCCCAUUCAUAAAACAAGCUUGAAAAGAAACAUCAAUUUUGCAAACCAGUUUUAUGAAUGUGAAGUCACAGAUUGGCUAAGAGCAUCAGAUGACAGCUCUCAUUUAAUUAGCAGUGGUGAUGCUGCAAGAGCUUUUUCUUUUCCCGAUUUUGGAAUAUGGAAGGACAGAGGGUCUGAGAGAUCUGCUGCUGGAAGACUUAGCACCAUAACAACUUUAUUUUGAAACUUUAAGGAAGUUUCAUCCUAGUCUUUUAACUAGAUAUAGAAUUCCUUUUUGAUACUGUGGAAUAUUUUUCUGCAUAAUCUCUCAGUUGGAGUUUACAUUUGUCAUGCAUCUGACAUUAUUAGCAUUUACAAAGCACCAACAUAUUCCACAGAGCUUUACAACUGCAGUGUAUGUCAAUUACUUCAAAGCAAGUAAUUGACGUAAAAUUAAAUUAAAAAAAAAAAACCCACAGAUGAAGUAAAGUUGUCCCUGACAAAUGGGCUUAGAAUCAAUGAGGAAGAGUUAAAGACACAAAACUUAAAUGGGGUAUAGAACAAUGGAAGGAGGGAGAGUGAUAGACUAUGGAUAUGAGGGAAGUCAGGAGGGCAGUUUUAAUGAAAGAAGCGUCACCCAAGAAGAUGGUAAACUUUUGUAAAUAAUUAAAGGACUGGACUCUAGGGAGAGUUUAAAGGCAUGGGGUAGGGACUUACAAAAGAACAGGGCAGACAUUGAACAAUAUUGCAGAUGAGAGUUGGCAGUUUGGAAACAAGCAGAUAUCAGGAGAAGGUCAUUUGCAGAGUGAGCAAACGUGUAUUUGUUGAUUAAACAGCAAAUGUAGUGAGGAGUGGGGUUAGUGAGGGCUUAAUAGGUUAUUAUAAUAAUUUUAGGUUAGCAGUUUGAAUGGAAUUCUGAAAGAUACAGGAAGCCAGUGUAACUGGUAAUGAAGUGAGGUGUGGGAAUAGCGGUUCGGUUAGUCAUGAAGAUGAGUCUGGCAGCAUUCAUAACGGAAUGAAGAGGGUGCAACGCGGGUACUUGGAAUGUCGAUAAGUAGUGAGUUGCAUCAUCCAUUUUCUAGACCUUUCCUUUUCACACUUGUCACAGUUUUCUAUAUAGCAUUAUUUUGUGUGAUUUGGGUAUAUCCAUAUAUAGUUUAGCUUGUUUGUUGUUUUUGACUCAUUCUGUAAUGACAAGUCUUUGCAGAGUAUUAGGUGUGAAGGGCGUUUUCAAAGGUAUUGGAUAUUCAAUUUCCGUGGACAUGGGCCUUUAUAGUUACCAUUUUGGGAGUAGAUACUUCUUCAGAUAUGCCCACCUGUGUUCGGUCUGUGACUGUGGCAUCUAUGAUCUGCUCCUAAGCUCUCUGUCUACACUUGACAGGCUGCUUCUAAUGCUGGAUCAAACAUAUUUUAAGUACCUGUGUGUCAAGAUUGAGAAAAUCCAAACCUGGCAUUUCUAGUAUAUAUAAACCAUGCAUGCCUUAUAUAUAUAUAUAUAUAUAUAUAUAUAUAUAUAUAUAUAUCAUGCAUGCCUUUCAAAUACUGUCAUUGCAGUAUAGAUUUAUUUGCACUUACUAGAUGUGCCUUUGAACAUCAGUACGUCAGUACUAAAUGCAUGCCUUGUGGCUGUUAUAGUUUCUAAUUUAGGGUUUUUUUGUUUUUUGUUUUUUUUAAACCUGACUCAAAUUCCCUCAUAUCUAGUGUUGCUUGUGGAAACAGAUUUGGUGUGAGGAGGUCUAGAUUGUGAUUAACAAAUUCCUGCUCAUUUCUGUUGCUCUCAUCACCUGAAGUUCUCUCUGAACUUUCAGCAACUUCAAGAUCUCUUUUCUCUGUUAAAAUGAAGAAUGUUAUCCCAUAAAGAGUUACAUGUUUGCAAGUGGAGGGAAGACUGCAAUUCCUCUGUGAUACCUGUGACUGAUUAACGUAGGACCCCUAUGGAAUGCUUUCCUAUGGACGCUGGCGUGCUCUCACUGUGAAAAUCACAGUGAGAAGCACGCAAGCGCCUCUAGCGGCUGUCAAUGAGACAGCCGCUAAAGGCUUUGGGGGAAGGCUUAACCCAUUCAUAAACAUAGCAGUUUCUCUGAAACUGCUAUGUUUAUAAAAGAAUGGGUCAAUCCUAGCUGGACCAGGCACCCAGACCACUUCAUAAAGCUGAAGUGGUCUGGGUGCCUAGAGUGGUCCUUUAAGAAGCUAGACGUGUUAAUUACAUACAGAAUUUUACAAGACCAAACAGAAGAAUACAAAAAACAUAAUUAAAAAAUCUUUCUUCUGCUUACUUUUGCAUGUCUGUUUAAAAAGGGAAGACAAAAUAUUCUUCAGAUAAAACAGUGAGAGAAAUCAAACGGCUAUAGUGAGACUGAAAACAAAAGAUGAAACUUAGGCAGACAUAAAUAAAGAUAAGUAAUGGGCUGUUUACAUUUUCAUAUCUGCUAAUUUUUUAUAGAUUGACAUGAAGGAUUUUUCAGAGAUAAGGAAAUGUCAAUAUGUACAGUGAACACAGGAAUACUUCAGAUUUUAAAAGUAAAUGUAGAUAAGCCUCUGGGACCAGUUUACUGUAUAUACAAGAAAAUAAGACUACUAAAUGACUUGCAACCAAUAUUUGUGGCCUUACACCCAGAAUUGGGAUUGGUACAAACCUCCCUCCACAUACACCCAUGCAAACAAAGCCUUUUGUAGUGAUUUGCAGAGAUAACACAUUAAAAAGGUGAAAAUUAUUUGGUCACUUUUAAAGUUUAUGGGUUUAUUGGAAAUCCCCAGCCUCUACAAUGAACAAUAACCAAACCAGGAAAUUACUCUUCCAAUCUUAUUUCUCACUCUGUGCAAGUGCAUAACUGCAGUGUAAUUUUAGCCACAAACUUUGUGUAUACAUGGCAUACCAAUGUCUACUUCUGGCCCCAUGUUUAUGCCAAUAUAAUGUAAUAUAUAGUACCAGAGCUUUCAAACAACAACAAUAUGUAAACUUUGUUAUUAAAUACACAUUCAGAUCAUGUAUUAUCUGUUAUGCAUUUUGCUGUUCUUUUAUAAAUUGUGUAUGUCCAGUACCGAAGACUUUAUCUUUAGAAAGACAUAAUGACACUACAGAAAAUUAUAUUAAGGAUUACUAUUCUGGCUAAAGGGAACUUUAAUACACAUCAAGAGUCUAUAAAAAAUCAGUUUUUUGUUUUUUUUUGGGGGGUGGGGGGAGGGGGUUAGGGUGACAUAACUGAAAGAUGACAUCCAAAGGGAUGCACAAAUGGGGUUCCAUAUUAUUUAGAAAGAAGUAAGAUGAAGAGAGAGGGGUUAAGCUAUUUGGUUACAAAACAUGCUGUGGGGUUUUUAGGGGUGGGGUGUGGGGUGGCAGGGGUUUGUGACCCUAAUGCGGUGCAGUAAGUCAGCACUUCUAGUAUUAAAUAUAAAAAAAAUCCCACAGUGCCAUAGACAAGUUAUCAUUUUGGGGCUCCCUUUUUCUCUUAUAUGGUUAUUUAUCUAAAGUGAGAAUUGUAUGGAAAUCAAAGUGAAUUUCAAAUUUAAGGUCCAAGUAGCCAAAAUGGAAGCAUAACUGACUAGGAGUUCAGCUACUUUGGUCUUAACAAUGCUCAUUUUAAUGAAUAACCCUGCUAGUAUAGGGAUGGUGAAUGAGGUCUAGCUGGUCCAAGUACCUUCAUGGUGCCCGGGCUCCUGGCUAAUCCCUAGGCUGUAAACUGCUACCUUAUGUUUGUUUAAUCUGUCUAAGGCGUGUUUUGACACAAGGCAGAAUGGAACAUAUGGUUUACAAUUAAAUCUGGCCUUACCUUUUGCAUGUUGCAUAUAUUUACACAGUUGGUUAGGUUUGACUGUUAGGUGACUGCUGUAUUUUAUUGGCUUUAUUUUUGCUAGUCUGGAGAUUUCCUUUAACUUCGUUCACUGUGGGCUGGCUAUGUUUGGUAUUUAUAAUCUGCUCAUCUGUCUCAAUACGGUUGUGUAUAAAACAUCUCAGAUGGUCAACUGUAUAGGAGAUUCUGGAGCCAAAUAUGGAACCAGCAAUCUUACUAAAGUCCAAUCUAUCUAUCUACAUAUUUCUGAAAAGCCACUGAAUGUAAAAAAUACUUUAAAAUAUAUAUCAAUGAGCCAUUUACCACAGAGAUUGUAUUGAAUUAUAAAAUUAAUUGCACAAUAUAGAGUAAAAUGGCCAAACUGUGAGUAUGUAGCUGUGCUGGGAAUAUUUUACAAAUCCGUUUUGUCUAAAAUGUGCAAGUUGGCUUUCAAUUCAGUAAAUAAACUCCACUUGUCUUGUUAAUGAAGCACUCCAAAUAUAGCAGGUGAUAUUGUUCCAUCAAAUGUUUCCUAGGUUAAAAAUGGUCUAUCUGCGUCUGUUACUUUAAAUAUAGGUGAAUGCUAACUUACAUUUAACUUACAUUAAUUCCAUUCCUUCUGUCUUCAGGUAUGGCUUUCCCUACGAAAGGCUAAGAAUUCAAGAAAGUCUUAAUUGAACACUCACCAGAAUCGAAAUUUUAACAAAACCCUAGUUUUCAGCAGUCUUGAAAAACAAAUUCUUUAAAAUUCAUAUAGCAGUCAGUGACUUACUUGCACUUCUAUUUUUUAUUUUUAUUUUGCACAUAUAAAAAAAAUAAAAAAUUUUUUUACAUGAUCAAGUCUGUAUCUUGGUAAAAAAAAAAAAAAUAGCAGUUGCAAGUGAGUGUUUAACAAAUCUGACUGCUAAGGGUUCUUUCCUGUAUGCUUUACUAAUGAGUUAAUUCAUGUGGUUCCUUCUUAUCUAGUCAAGGUUUUAAACCAUUGAUUUUUAAUGCAAAUAAUUUAAACAUGUAAAGUUAAAAAAAAAAACUGGAGUUAUUUUAUGGUUUCUUAACGUUAACAAAUGUCAGUAUUAAAAAAAACAAAGGAAUUGAAUUAAAUCCUUUGCAAGUAAAGCACUGCAAUAAACGUGUGACUAGUAAAGCUUAAUAAUGGUUGGGUCUAAUAAAUUUCAAAUAUUUUUGCUCAUUAGCAGCAUAUAGUCAAGUUUGAUUCCCAUUCAGUCAGGUAGUAGCUGUGUAUUUUUAUACCCACGACCUGCAUUGAAAGGGUUAAACAAGUUAAGGCAUGAGAUGUGAUUAUUAAGUGUGUGAUAUUAACGGUGCACAUCUCCAUUUUAUAUAGCAAGGAUUCAAACUACUGUGCCUUAACAUGUUUCUUAAAAAAAAAAAGAAAAAAAAAUUUUUUUGUAGCAAACCAUUGUGUAAAAUCACAUUUUUGAUGAAACCUGCUGUUUAUGUCAGAUUUGUUUUGUGGAGUUUAUAUUUUGUUUUUCUUGUUAUGAAUGUUUUGUUUUCUAACUAUGUCUUGGUAAUUGCAAUUUAACUAGGUGCGGUGGCUACUAAAGUUCGAAGGCAUGAUAUGCGAGUCCAUCCUUACCAAAGGAUUGUGACCGCAGACAGAGGUUAGUUUAGCUAUAUAGUUCUUGAUUAGAAAUGAUUUCUCUGAAAAUUAACUUUACAACACCUUACAUGAUAUGCACAACAUUGUAAAGGGUGGAAUGAUUUAAACCGAUGUAUAUCAAGGGAGUUAAAUGUUUAAUCCUUAAAUUAGCUGUAUGAAUACUGCAAGAUUGGAUCAUUGCAGGAUUUCUGGAUUUCUCUGUAUUCCACUUGUUGCAGUAGGCAUAACACCUAUGUUCAAGGGCUGCUGAAAGACUAGUUGUUUUGGGCACCAGACACUAAAAUAUACUGCUUUUGGUUUUUAUUUUUUUAUUAUUAUUAAAUUUACUUGUAUGUUAAUGCCCAAUCCUUGUCUAUCAGUAGCAACUGGAACAAAAAAAUAAAUCCAUUUUGACAUACAGCCCAUACUUUGAAAAAUGUCCAUGUCAGUGAUGAGAUGAUUCUCGUUGUAGGUGUGUAGCUCUUAGUCUGGUGUUGCAAAGAUAAAAAAAUGAAUGCUUAAAUAUAAAAGUAUAAAUUAAUGCAUCUUAUUGGCUAACUUGAUAUAAACAAACUUAAAUGCACAAAUAUAAAUGUGAAUUUGUCAUUAGAUGAGCAGUACCAAUUCUUAGAUGGCUUCCUUAAAGACUCUUUAUGAAAAGCUUGGUUAAAAGCAACCAUCCAUGCAUUAUGCACUUUAUAGUAAAAUCUCUUUAUAAAUGUAGUUUAAUUCAGUUCACUUUAUUUGAUUUGUAGCUUUCUAUAUCCAUCUUUAAAACUUCCCUUCUGAUGUCUAGUUCAUUUAGUGAACCUCAUUUUAGUGAAGGAGGUCUGGUUACCUUAUAUAGGUAUUGUUCCUAAUAUGGACAUUUUUACAUUCUGGUGCAAUUUUUAAUAAUCUCCAGUUGAAAAUAUGCCAGCUGUCUGUAAGCAGGGAUAUUUGCCCAUUUUUGCCACACCUAUUGUGACAAAAAAAUUUGAGAUUUUUUGGGGAGUUGGGGGGAGGAAGGGGUUGCACUUGUAUACCAAGAUUUCAGAGCCAUGCUUAGAGGGAAAAAAAUGAGGGCAACGUGCACAAACACUACUGUUGUACGGUCUAUAAUGUGGGUACAAGAUGACCUUUUAAAAAAAAAGGCACAAAACCCUACAGUAGUGAAACAGGCAGCAAUGAAUAUUUUGGCAUAAUAAAUACAUUUUGUUUGACAAAGCCCUUCCCCCAAUAACAUUUGGAGUGAUAAUAAAGGGUAAACAUUUAGCCUACAGAUUGUUUUUUAUUGAAGGGGAUUUCAUCGCCCACGCAUUUUGUAAAUAACGUCCUUUGCAAGCAUGUUUGCAUUUAUAAAACAAAUCUGGGUUGUUUUUAUCAAGAUGUUUUAUACACUUUGUUGCAAUUUUACUUUUAUAAUUAAGCUUUCAUUAGUUUCCAAGAACUGUCAGGUAAAUCAUGUAUUACUAUACCCUAUCUGUAGCCUACAAUUUUCAUUUUCAUUGGUAUAACAGACAGAAGUAAUCGUUAUGAACUGUAUAUGGUGUUGCACAAUUGUUAUUCCUGUGGAAGGCCACAGACUUUGCAGAGGAUAUAUCCAAACCAUGUCAAUAUGGCAGACUUAUUCCUACCAAAUGCAGAGUGCACUCUGUUGCCCUUGAAGUUUGAGAGUUUUAAACCUGUAACAAACUCACUUGAGUAAAACUGUUUAAUCCAGUUACAAAUACUACUUGGUUAUGUACAAAUUAAAAUUAUCUUACAUAUCUGACUGUAUACUUUAAUUGUGGGAACUGUGAACCACAUGAAUAUUUAUUUAGUUUUAUUUUCUGCUUGAUCCCAAGCACAACUUUCAACAAGCAUCCCAGUUCUUAAUAAGAACUUAAGGGAGCAUACUGGCAUUUCAGGUUUCUAAUUCAUUGGAAGGGAAAUGUGGUAGUAUGCUUAAAUCCAAUAUAUAAGCCUCUUUUUGAUUUUGUUUUCCCUAUGUGAAGUUGACCAAGGCUUUUGAUACAUUGGUCUUUUAAGACUAAACUAUCUGUGAACCUACUGGAUUUCAUUUUACGAAAUGCCAUAAAUCCUGACUUUGCACUGAAUAGUUCUCACCUUCAUCUCCUCUGCUUUAGUCACAAUGGCAACAGUACAAAAUAAAUCAAAUCAAACCUCAGAAUAUAUAAUUAAGCUGUUGAAAGAGUCUUAAAAAAUACAUUUAUACUACUGUUAAGUGGACCAAGUUUAGUGAAGGAGAGCAAGUGAUUGAGAAAGAAAGCGCUCAAGAGCACUGGGAGUGAUGUUAACUUUCCACUUGAGAACUUUGUUUUAUUUUAAUAUUUUAAAAAAAGAAAAUAGUAUUUACAGAUGGCGUAAGAAAUAUAAAACAAAAAAUAUAAAGCAGGAAUGUAUAUGAAAUGUCAGAUUUUAUUGUAUUUGCAGAGUAUUAGCUUUGAAAUUAAAGAGGGCUGUUUGUAGUUAUACAAUGCUUUAUUAGCUUAUAUUAGUAUUUUUGGAUGUACUUCAAAUUUUGAUUCUAGAGUUAAAAAGAAAGAAAGGCAGGACUUUUUCAGUGUUUACAUACAACUGCAUUUUAUAAGUUUCCUAUGUGUGUAAAUUUUUGUUUUUUUUGUUUUUGUUUUUCAAGUGGAAAUGCUGUCUGUAGCAAUAGUGUUUAGCCGUUCUUGGUUCACAAGACUGGCUACUGUGCUAGACCAGAAUUUAGUGUAUUGCUUUGUAUCAUGAGGCCAAGGUAUCUGUGUUUGUAAAUAGAAAAUGAGCAAUAAAAUUUAUUGAACAAAAACUUGUUUGGCCCAUAGUUUAUGUUAGUUUUUUUAUUUUUUUAUUUAUUUUUUUCUAUUUAACUUUUUUCUUUUUUCAAAACAUUAAAAUAAUCUUUUAGAUCCAUUACUUUUAACAAUCAGUCAAUAAUCACAUCAUCAUUAAUAGAUGCUUCAAUUGCUUGCACCAUUGAGGAGUACUAAUGCUUAAUAGCAGUCAGAUACUAUUGUGUGCACUGACUGUCUCAAAAUUCCUCCUGAGUUCUAAGCUGAUUCAUUUUUUUUGUCUUCAAUUUCCGACUGCUACUAACCAUUAGCCCUUAGUUGUGUUUUUUUUUUUGUUCUUCUUGUUAACCAGUUUUAUGGGUGUGGGCUCCUCCUUCACACAUUCGAAUCAUGGUACUCUGUGUCAUGAUUUUGUUGCAUUCUGUAGAUGGUGUCAAUCAGUAUGUCAGUAUUAAACAUGCUUGUUUUUAUUAGUUGUGAUUAGUUUUUUCAUGUUGUCAUUAAGCAGUCACUAGCUGAAACUAAUAUCUUCUCUAUCUUUUCUUUCUUUUUUUUUCUUUUUCUUUUUUUUAUAUAUAUUUUUUUGUUUUGUUUCUAACCACCCAGCCGCCACCGGCAACUAACCUAUGACCUUCUGACCUCUGAACUCUUCACCCAAUGAUGACCUGACCAUGCCUGCCUGCUGAUCAGUUAACUGGUAAUCGCCUCUGCUUGCCUGUCUUCAGUGCAGGGAGCUGAGGCACUUGUCCGUUCGUCUUACCAUCUAACAAAAAAAGACACACUGAAAAAAAAUUUUUUUCUUCCAACUCAACUUUUUAUUUUUCCCUCUUCGGGUGGGUGAAAGUGAUUCUAGUACCUGCACUGAUAGUAGUAAAGCAAUAAGGUCCAAUUUAGCCCGCACUGAUCAUCCUCUAGUGUCAUAACCAAACGAACGGUAUAAAGGCCUCACCUACAGUACUGGCGAGACAGCUGAUCCUCCACUACCGAUGACAGAGGCAGUUACUGUGAGAGACUUCUAGGAAACCUUUUUAUUUUCUCGUAUAGUGAAGUUAAAAGCUAUCUCUGAAUGUACUGUGUUGUGAUGAUGCAUCAUGCAUGAACCUGUUUGGUCAGGGUUUUUCACUGGUGAAGUACAUACAAAAAAGAGAAAACGAACAAUUUAUUUUAUUUAGAUUUUUUUUAAAUUUGCAUACUGUUAAGUCACUACAGUGCCCCAACAGGGUUAACGUUGCAAUCUUUGUUUUCAUUGUGAUAUUGCCUGCCAAAUUUGUUAUAUUGAUAAGGGUGCCAUGAUUGAUUACAUUUUUAGCAUUGUUUAAACUGAGACUGCAACAUUGAAAUCCACACAAUACAGUUGUGAUGUGAUUAGUGAAACUAUUAUACUUAAAAGCCUCUCUUAUGUGUAUUAUGAAAACAAGGUACAUGCAUUAUGUAUCACAUUACUGGGCAAACUGUUCAAAUAUUUGUUUUUAGACCUCCCUGUAUAGAAAAAUAAGGAUGUAAAAGCCAUGCUUGCCUAUUUGCUGUAUAAUUGUAAUGAAAUUGUAGAUAAGUGUAGUGCAUUGAAGCAAAAUGAACAAAAAAAGUAGAUAAUUUUACUAUACAAGGGUGCUGGUGCAUAAAAAAUAUAUAUUUUUGGAAAUGUAGCAUUUUAUACUUUCAAGUGUUAUAAAAAAAAAAAAAAAGAAAACAAACAAAAAAAACCCUACAAAAACAAACUUUAUUUCAUUGAAUGAUUUUUUUUCUUCUCCCUGGUGAUAGUCAAGAUAUAAGACCAAAAGAGCCUUUUUUCUUUUUUUUUUUUUUUCUCUUUUCAUAGUUUCAGUAUUGGAAUAAGUCUAAGAAAAGAAAGUGCCUUAUUUUUCUCCAUUAUCAUUAUGUCCCAUGUGACCUGCUCGUUGUCUUGUAUAACUCUGAAAUAAAAAACAAUGCUCUAGGAUAAAUGGGAUGUACAACCUAUUGCCAAGCAGAUUUCCCAAGGUUCCAUCUGGCACUCAAGAUGUUCAAUAAAAGUCAAUGCAUGACAGCCCCCCACCCCCCAAGUAAAUAUGUUUAAAGAUAUUUGGUCAAACAUAGAUGUUGAGUUUUAAACAACAUGGUCUUUGCUACAAAAACAAUUUUUCUUAGUUCUUAGUUAUUAGUUAUAAAAGAUGAGGAAAGUCCCACAUUACGUCAGAAACACACUGCCGUGAAGAUUUAGCUUGUGUGCAGGGCAUAGCUUAAUUGUUAUCUCGUCACCUUGAAGUGAUGUAUUAAAUUUUUAUGCUUCUAUAUAUAAUUUUUCAUACUUCAUAAAACAUGGAGUUUAGGUGGAUAGGAUUGUUGUGUAUAUUUAAAGAUACACAAUGUUUUAGGACUAUAUAAUCCACUAAAAAUAUAUCAAUGUUUGUAAACAUUUCUCUUAUCUAAGAAUUCACUAAUUAGAUGUGGCAAAGACCUGAUGACUGGCUAUCAUUCCUCCACACUCUUUCAUUGUUUUAAACUUUUCCCUUUUACCGAUCAGCAGUAAGCCCAGAACAUUGUAUUUUGAAGCACCUUUCAGGUGGUUGCAUUUGCCAUCUUUUGUCAUUGAAAACAAUCUAUCAAUUAAUUUACUAUGCAACACAUAUUCAUCUUUUUGUAUUAAGCAGCAGUAGCUUUUAUUUACCAUACCACCAGCUUCGUCUUCCUGUUUAUAUUGUUGUGCUGUUGAUUUUCCUCCCCCCCCCCCUGUCUUUAAAAGAGAGUGGUUUGAUCAAAUUUUGCGACACUCAAGUAUUUACAGAGAGAUCUACCAAUAUACAUGGCAGUAUUUGAUCCAGUUUCAUCUCAGCUGUGAUUAUCCUGGACAUUUUUAGAGAUUUUUUUUUAUUUUAUUUUUUAUUGUGGGAAUAAUGGAAAAUCUGCAAGUCUAUAAAAGAGGCAUAAUAACCCUUAGGUGAUGUUUUAGUAUGAAGAAUUAAAUAAAAAUAAAAAAAAGAAUGGGUCAAUGUUGGAAAAAAAAAGCAUGGGAUUUUAAAUCUGAAAAUGCCUUGGUUCUCAGUAUUAUGACUUUUUUAUGGUUUUAUUCUUUGUGUUUGUUUUUCUGACUUUUUUGCUUUGACAGUAUUACGUACUUUAUUUUUUUUUAGUAUGGGUAGAUGGGAGUGUCGCUGAUAUGUAACCUUAGAGAUGACAUGUACUUGUCUAUUCUUUAUAACCUUAGUAGUUUCAUGCUCUGUAUGUAUCAUAACCAACCUAUUGCCUAAAAGAACCUGUAAGAUAAUGUAUUUACAGCCAUUGUUACAAGUUUAUAAUGUAUUUUUCUAUCUUGUUUUAUAUGUAUGUUAUAUAACAUUCAAAUGAAUUUUUUCCUGACUGAGAAAGGAUACAAAAAUGCAAAACCCACAUUUUUGAUAACUAAAAUAUGCCAAUUGUUUUGCAGUACUUUAUUAUAUCCAGGAGUGUUGUCUUUCUUGGCUUUUAGUUAGCUACUGGAUGACAUUAGACAUCUGUUUUUACAUGGCUUGCAUUUUAAUUCUUUGGUUCUUUGCGGUUUCUAUUAACCCCAUAGCAUUAUUUUAAUAAAUGUUAUAAUACCAAGAUACUAACUCUGGACUUUGUCUGUUCAUUAACAAUGUACGUUUCAUUAAAGUAAAAUCUAGAAAGACAAAAAGAAUGUUACAGUCUUGAGUUACUAGACUAACACUGAAAAGCGUGACCACAGAUAACCCAGCGUUAAUUGUUUUAAUAUUGUUUGUCGGCUGACAUUCUGCACACUACUAUUAAAAGAGCUUCAGUCAAUCUGGCCUUAUGUCUUGCCAGUAUAUGCCAGUAGAGAUGGGAACAAUUUUUUUUUCUUUUCUUUACACCAGGUGUAGAGUAUUGCCACUUGCCCUUUUAGCAUCUGCAUUACUAAUGACACACUUUACUGUUUUAUUCUUCAUAUAAUCAGCUCUUUGCAAAUGAAUAAAUUAGUCUUCAUAAAUCCUUGAAUAACACACUUUACUUUAGUGCUUCUUCUGAAACCAGUUUGAUUCCACAUUGAUGUGAAUAUGAUUGUAUCUAAAACCAAAUUCAUUCUGCUUUGCCUUAAAUUAUUGCAUUUUUACAGCAUUUGCAUAUCUGCUUUCAUAUUCCAAUCAUUUUCCAUAUUAAUCUUUACCUUAUUUAAGCCAUGGUAUUUAACUUGUCAAAGACUGUUCUUUUUUUUUAAAUCAGUAUUUUAGCAAAGUUUCUGCUCAAAAUAUAUUUUUUACAUCUAGUAGAAUAUAUCCAGUAUUUUUAAUUAAAAAAAAAUAAAAAAAUCUGAUAGUUAGAUUGCUGUAUCAGUAGUAGAGAACACUAUAUUCAAUCCAAAAAAACAAAAAAUAAACACACACACAUACAUAUAUAUUUUCUUAAUUUAAAAAAAAAUUCUAAUUUAGUGCAGAUUAAACUCAAUAUUGACAUGUUUAUCGUAUUAGGUCAUUCUGAGGUAUUGAAUUGAGCAAACACUUUGACAAGAAUUGAUACGAUUUUAUAUUAUUCACCUGUGGAGUAUAUACUUCAACCUUACACUCUGUAUUUUCAGGGUUUUAUAAGGAUUAAAAAAAAUAAUAAUUUGGUAUAAACAGGGUGAUUGCAAAACUAGCAUGAUUUGACUUUAAAUGCAAAUAAAGUCAUAUAUAUAAGUGGCAUCAUAGACAACAGUUCUCAUAAAGAAACGAUUUUAUUUAAUAGCAAUUUUAUAAUAACAUUGACAGGCAUAUUUAAAAAGAUGCAGUCUUAUACUUUAAUUUUUGUUGAAAAGUAUGGGUAUUUCAGAAAACAAAGAUUUCACUUGAGUUGUCAGAAUUAUGUUUAUAAUACCUUCUUUAAAAUUGUGUUAACAAAAGCAUGUCUUUGAGAUUUGAGUAAUGUCUUUGAGAUUUUUUUCAUUGUAAAGUGAGUGAACAUUGCAUUGUAUGUUUAUUUUAAGCCCUAAUACUUCAUUAGGCAUAGCAUUUAUCAUUGAUCAUAAUGAUUGCUUAUUAGUGAUGUCCCGAAUGGUUCGCCGCGGACUCAUCAUUGAGUAAACUUUGACCCUGUACCUCACAGUCAGCAGACACAUUCCAGCCAAUCAGCAGCAGACCCUCCCACCUCCUGGACAGCAUCCAUUGUGAAGCUGCAUUCUUAGUGAGCUGUGCAGGAGGUGGGAGAGUCUGGGAGGGAGGGUCUGCUGCUGAUUGGCUGGAAUGUGUCUGCUGACUGUGAGGUACAGGGUCAAAGUUUACUCAAUGAUGAGUCCGUGGCGAACAGUUCGGGACAUCACUAUUGCUGAUACAUUUUAUUGCUUAAUGAAAUAUUUAGGUUACAACUUACUAUGGAUGCCCAUAUAGUGUAGCAUCUACUUCCCAGCCUACUUCGCUCUCCUACCUAGUACAUGCUUGGGAACACUUUCCUAGUCCAAUUAUGUUAGAAGUGGGCAGUAGGUAGGCAGAGACAGGAGUGUUGGUGGCUAUGAGAGGGAACAAGCGAGAUGCCUGUUGGAGGGCUCUCCUGCCUCUCUUGUCAAUCAAUUCAUGGCAUAGAUAUUUAUGCGAACAGCAUCAUCUUCUAUCAGGAGAAUUGAGUUAUAGGUGGGCAGAGACAGUAGUUUAAGAUAAAAUAUCUUUAAAAAUUUUUUUAUUUUUUUUAAAUCUUGCAAAUCAACGGUAUGUUUAGAUUAAAUGUUAUGCUCUAAAAAGAGCAAAAGUUGUGUAUACCAUGACAGGUAUACUUUAACCCAGUAGUUCAGAACAAUUUCUCCAUACGUGUGGUCAAGAGACAAUAAAACUAUUUUAACUAAUUACAUAUUUACAUUGAUAUUGAAGCAUGCAUAUUACACAACAUAUAUACAUAUACAAACUUGUAAACUAAAGUGAAUUUGAGAGAAACACUUUCAAUUUGCUUGAAAUAUUUCAAGGUGUUUGUUUUUUUGCUCCUCAAUCCAAAAUAUUAUUUGACACAUAAAGAAUUUAUGAACUUCAAAAAAAUCUCAGAUAAUGCUGCUACAUAUCGCUUUGUGAAACCUUUAAAGUAUACAUUUUUAUUUUUUUAUUUUUUAAAGAGGAAAAUGUAUGGGUUUUAAACAUCCCUUGUACUGUGGGUUUAUUUUUAAAUCAACAGAUUCUAUAGGUUCUGCUUGUUUUUUUUUUCUUUUUCUAAUGGUACCUGUUGGUAAAGAUUCCACAUUUAUUUAUUAUAUAUUUAUUAUUGUAAAUGUAAAAAUAAAUAACUGUCUUCUAAAUGAUGCAGUUUUUUGGAGUUCUUUAAUAUUCUGAAACAACCAAAAAAUAUAUACUUGGGAAAUUUUCAUUAACAUUAUGCUAUCUCAUUAAUAUUCUAAUGCACAUGUGUUGGCUAUUUAUAGCCAACCUUCCAAUGACCAAUCAGGUAUUGUCAUGACUAGUAAUAUGCAACAGAAAUAUCAGUCCUGAAUCUGAAUAGUAUUGCUCGGUUUUGCAUUCAUAGAAUUUUACUCAAGGUUUUCAUUGACUUCCAUAAAUUAUUUUUGCUUUGCCUUUUCUAAACCUCAAGCAAUUUAAUUGUCUUGAAUGAGUUAGUCAUGGUGUAUUUGACUUAAUGUGAUCAAUUUUCCUGCUUUCCUGUAUUUUAUUUUUUAUACAUAAAAUGUUAGCAAAUCCUGAUAUGACUAAAGUAUUUUCUGCAAUUUUACACUUUUGUGGAGUACCAAAUCAAUGUCUUAAUUAGUGUGAGCCAGUUAUGCACUUAUAAUUCUACUCGCCCAUACAGCCUGCUUUCGGAUUAUUGCUCACUCUAUGUUGUGUAAAUAUUUAUAAAAAUAGUUCAAUUACAUACCAUUCACAUGUCAUGACCUAUUCACCUAUUUAGAAAGAAUCUGGAAUUCACAAAACAUGUUGAUGUCAUGAUCCACUUCAACUAAAUUUACUACUGGAUAAUUUAAUGGUAAAUAUGCAAAUUAAGGUAAAUAAUAUCAAAAUAAUGUCUCCUCCAUAAUGGACUUCUGAGCUGAUGUACCCAAAUCAAGUGAAUGGCUUCCUGUUGCAGUGGUUUAUGUAAGUGUGGUAUAUGUGCAGGUAAGUGCUGGAUGACUAUUGAAUUAUCUAUUGUGUUUUGGAUUUUUUGUUGGGGGGGGGGGAGGUUAUUUGUUGAUUAAUAUGUACUGAAAUAUAAUUUUUUUUUUAAAAUAAAUGGGAGAGGGGAGAAACGGUCUUGCCUAGAAUGUGUAGUUACUAAAGAAAGUACUUUAAAGUAAGUUAAUUUGUCAUAAUUGUGGAAGAACCUCCUAUUUCCGGGUGUUUGUUUUUUAGUACUUUUAGGUCAAACCUUAUGAGGAGUAAAGUGCUGUUUUGACUGUGAAAUAUUGUAAUACAGUUAAAAAGAAAAUCUAAAUUGUUUUCAGACUUGCAGAUUUGUCUUAUUUAUUAUUUAUUGUGCUUCUUUUGGGGUAGCAUAGAAGCCCUUUUAAUUACACUCAUCAUAACCCACCAAUUGAAAAACUUGACACGAUUUACAUGUAAAAUGAAAAUAUUCAUCUAAUAAUUUAAUCACAAAGUUGUGUAAAUGUUAAUAAUUAUGUUGCAUUUUACUGUACAUUUUAAAAGGCUGAUGUUUCCUACUACUGUAGAGAAUAGCUAUACAUUCAGUACAUGGAACCUGCAAAAUGAAUCUCGGUGACUACACGGCAUGCGUAGUGACUGGUUCACUAACUAGAUUGUUUUGCUUGAAUUUUCCAGUCAUAUUAUUUUGUAAACGAAAACACACCAGUUAAUUCACAUUCUUCAUCCCAACCAAUUCAUUUUUUCUUCUACUUCACCUAUGAGGAGUUUCAUUAAAGUUUCAUUCCGAUCAACGUAUUUUUCUAGUAUUCUUUAAUGUUAUUUACCGGUAUGCAAAUUUCUUGCACUCUGAAAUAUUAUUUGGACAAAUGCAAACAUGGCCAACCAGUAAUGGCCACCAACUUUAUAAAAACAAUAACUUUUUUUUUCUUUUUUUCUUUUGAUUGCAAAAAAUAACUUCGUCAGAAGAAAAUACAAACUUUUAUUUGAAGAAUACAUUUUUAAGGAUUUAUUUAAAAGAACACGCCAAGCACAUGAAGCACAUCAGAUUUCAUUUUAGAAAAGUACCAAAUUCAGUAGUUUUCAGCAAUUUUAUACUUCAUUCUUGUAAGUUCCUUCUCGGCUGUCAAGAUAUAAGGUGUAUUUUUCCAUCUAGCUUAGUCUCUUGAGUAAAGCUUAUAGUGUCAGGCGCUUGCUCUACUUUUGCUACUUUUCAAUGACCUGUAUUAAAGCUUAUUGAGAAGUCUGUGAUUGGUCAUUCUUGUGCACACGCAGCCAGUCAGCAAGGCUUCUCAAAGGGAGACUUUCUCAUCUGUUUCAGGGUUAGCAAUAGCUACAUGUACUAAAUGUUUUCAUAAGAUGUGCCCAAAAAAAAAAAGUGUGUUUUUUGGGAAGAUAUCAGUUUUGGUUUUUUCCUUCAUUUGAGUGUUCU
Molecule: messenger RNA, 99254 nt
Organism: Pelobates cultripes (western spadefoot toad)
Lineage: Eukaryota; Metazoa; Chordata; Amphibia; Anura; Pelobatidae
Source: the annotation of a GenBank genome assembly